Molecule: messenger RNA, 89839 nt
Organism: Podarcis lilfordi (Lilford's wall lizard)
Lineage: Eukaryota; Metazoa; Chordata; Lepidosauria; Squamata; Lacertidae
Source: the annotation of a GenBank genome assembly
GAGAGAGAGCCCACAGUCCAUUGGGUGAGGCCUUGGCCAAGAUCUGACUUCACAAUGGGCUGCGGAAUGUUUUGUUUCCCAGGAAACCAGGUGAGUUGUUUGAAAGGAUCCUGAGAUCAGUUAAAAGCUCCUUCAGCUGUUUCCCUUCAGAUCGGUUGACACUGCAGACAUCUUUGGCUCAGUUGAAAGCCCAGAGAAUGGUCUUCUGCCUCCCCUGCUGCCACAGAAGAUAAGGUAAGAGGGGAGACAUUCUGAAGCCUUGUUCUUCCUUCCACCCCUUGGGCAGCUUUUAAAGAUGCUCCUUGGUUAUUUGACUUUCAUAAAUCCCAUGCUCCUAGGGAGUGUACUAGCUAAUUUUCUGAUUAUUUCGUUUUUGUCUCCAUCCCAAUGUCAGGAGAAUUACCACCUCCCUGCCACCUCAAAAUCCUAAGAAAAUCUCAAUAACUCCAUCCCUAAGAAAGCUCAACAAUUUUGGGGUAAAAAGCUCAACAAUUUCAAUCCUAAAAAAAAGGUUAACAACUCUUUGGUUGGCCCCUUGGUCGGCCCUCACGGCCCUUCACUUCAUCAAGUCUGGCCCUCUUUGAAAAAAGUUUGGACACCACUGUGCUAGAGAGAGUGAGACUCUUAAAUUCCUUUUAUGCUUUUAUCUGUUUUUUGUUUUUGUUUUAGGUCACUUUUUCCAGAUUCAUUUUUUUUUUAACGUUUCAGUUUAAUGUUUGUUAAACGAGGGGCAAUAUUUCCUUUUCAAGUAGGAUUCAGCAUCAUAAGUUUGUGUUGUAGUUUAUCUGGGUCUGAGGUAACUUCUGUUUCUACUUGUCUUAUUUGCGUAUUGUUUAGGGAAGUUUUUAAUGUUUGAUGUUUUAUUGCGUUUUUAAUAUUCUGUUGGGAACCACCCAGAGUAGCUGGGAAAACCCAGCCAGAUGGGCAGGGUAUAAAUAAAUUAUUAUUAUUAUUAAGCCGUAUCUGUGCUACACAUUUAAAGUUCUGGGAUACCAUUUUGAAUAAUGGGGCUGGGGCUCUCUCGGGGUGAACCCCCACCCUCCAGCUCUCACCCCCCACCCUGAGGUGUGUGGGGCAUCACUCAAAGCCACCAUAGCCUCAUACUACUACUACUAGUAUUGGAGGAAGCCUAGUUUACCUCUGAGGGUUAUUGCGAGGAUAAUAUGGACAGGGAAAGCAUAUCAUAUAUACUACCUUGAGUUCCUUGGAGGAAAGGUGAGGUUUUCAAGUGAAAAUAAAGCACCAAGUAAAACUCCUUGAGAGUACAAUUUUAUUUUUAAAGCUGCCUAGAGGUGGUGAGUAGCCAGGUGGAGAGAGAAGGUGUAGCCCACACACUAAAAUGAAAAAGCAAGAAGUUUCAAACCACUGGAACAGCUAAUACACAAUGAGUAAAUGAGGAACAGCCAGCCACCCAACACCCUGGGCAGGCAGGUGAGUUUUCACAGUCAGAGCCCACCUUAUUUCCUUCGAUUCCCAUAGGGAUGUAAGGCAGGGGGUGGGAAACUAUAAGGGAUGCCAAGAUCCAGAUGCCUUGGCCUCCCAGUGAGGGGUAAAUCAAGGGGGCAGGCAGGCUUGGAAGCUGGAUGAAGAUACCAAGUGUUGACAUGGGCCUGAGAUGGCGAGAGAGAGCCCACAGUCCAUUGGGUGAGGCUUUGGCCAAGAUCUGACUUCACAAUGGGCUGCGGAAUGUUUUGUUUCCCAGGAAACCAAGUGAGUUGCUUGAAAGGAUCCUGAGAGCAGUUAAAAGCUCCUUCAGCUGUCUCUCUUCAGAUCGGUUGACACCGCAGACACCUGUCUCCUUCUGACAACUAUCUUUGGCUCAGUUGAAAGCCCAGAAAAUGGUCUUCUGCCUCUGCUGCUGCCACAGAAGAUAAGGUAAGAGGGGAGACAUUCUGAAGCCUUGUUCUUCCUUCCACCCCUUGGGCAGUUUUUAAAGAUGCUCCUUGGUUAUUUGACCUUCAUAAAUCCCAUGCUCCUAGGGAGUGUACUAGCUAAUUUUCUGAUUAUUUCGUUUGUCUCUAUCCAAAUGUCAGGAGAAUUACCAUCUCCCCCCACCUCAAAAAAAUCAGUAAAUUGCUCCCCCCACCCCCUAUUUCACCACCCACAUAGGAAAUUCUGGGAUCUCAUUUUUCACUCAGUGAAACAAUUGCAAGCUAUAAAACACUGUUAACAGAGCAACAACUAAAAAAUAAGCCAGACAUCACAACUGAAGCAAAAGUCAUAUUACAUGAUUAACAAAUCAAUACAGAAUAAACCACAGAGCCUAGGACUUGCUGAUCAGAAGGUCGGUGGUUCGAAUCCUUGUGACGGGGUGAGCUCCUGUUGCUCGGUCUCAGCUCCUGCUCACCUAGCAGUUCGUAAGCACGUGCAAGUAGAUAAAUAGGUACUGCUCUGGCGGGAAGGUAAACGCCAUUUCCGUGUGCUGCUCUGGUUCGCCAGAAGCCGCUUAGUCAUGCUGGCCACAUGACCCAGAAGCUGUAAGCCGACUCUCUUGGCCAAUAAUGCGAGAUGAGUGGUGCAACCCCAGAGUCGGUCACGACUGGACCUAACGGUCAGGGGUCCCUUUACCUUUUUAAUAAUAAUAUUAGCGUUUUUCACGUCAAUCUGCCCCCCAAAGGUGGGAAAUUGCAGAGCUAGCCUCCUUGCUAGGAGAGAGCACUAGAGAGGUGUGGUUCUUUUUCAGAUAAGCAGCUCAUUUGCAAAUACACAAUUUGAACAAAUGGAAAACAAGUACUCAUGCCAUCGGUACCAGGUCUCAGGCUGCAUCAGCUCAAGUAUCCCAGCAUCCCACAAAUAGCUUUUGAUAGCCAGAAAUCUCUUGGCACUAGCAUUAUUUUCCCCAUAGCCUCCAAAGCCAGACUGUUUAUUUCUUCUGCCAGUAUUCAAAAUGCAAAAAUUGUAAGAUGUAUAAGACUGAAUCGGAUAAGUACUGGAGAUGCAAAGAGGUGGAGGGAACGUUUUUUCAUAUGUGGUAGACUUGUAAAAGGGUAAAAUGGAAAACAAGCAAGGUCCCAACCAAAGAAGAAUGGCAACUUAGAAUAUGUACAACUUGCCGGCUUAACAUAUAAGAGAACAAGCAGAACGUACAUUUGGAGAAGAUUGGAAAACAUUUAUUGAAUAUAUGGGAAAUAUCUGUGUACAGCUGAAAAUGCUGUCAGCAUUAAGAUAAAUUGAACAGUGUAAACAAGUUUUGAUGGAUGUAAUAAUGGAAUACUGAAUGCUAUAGUUUUUGUAACAUAUGCAGGGAUUUAUCAUAUGUAAAAUGAACCAUGGAAAGAGAAGAAGGGAAGUCAUUUAUAUCUUAAGAAUGUAAAAUAAAAAAAUUCCUUCCAGUAGCACCUUAGAGACCAACUAAGUUUGUUAUUGAUAUGAGCUUUUGUGUGCAUGCAUACUUCAGAUAAGGAUGUAAAAUGAGUAUUUUAAAUUGUAAAACAGAAAAUUUAAUAAAAAAUUAUAUAUGUGUGUGUGUGUAUAUAUAUAUAUAUAUAUAUAUCUGUGGCGUUUGCCCUCCUAAGUGUAUGACAUCAUACUGGGUUCAUAGGGAAAGGGUUAACUAAUUGUUAAAUGAAUAACAAUGGGAACCCAAGGGGCAGAGUUAACUGUGUAUAAGGUUUAAGCACAGGGAGAAUUUGUUAAGAAGAGUUAGAGUGGUUGAGAAGACAGUCUGGAGUUAGACAAGAGAGAGAAGAUAAGUCUGUGGGUUGGACUAGUCUGGUGUGAGAGAGUGAGAAAAUCUGUUAAGAGGAGUCAGUCAAACAGUUGAGAUAAUCAGUCAGAAUGUAUUAGGAAGGUAUAGGUCGGUAAAGAAACUAAAGUUAAGAUACUGACAGGAAUAUUAUCUGAGAAACCAUAAGCUUGUCAAUGUUUGUAAAAUAAACUUGUUUUUUUGGUCCACUUUUAACAACUGACUGUACUCAGUGUUUUACCAGAGAGUAACUGGUUGGUGGCAGAGGGGAAGCGAUCACAGUGGUGGCACAAUAUCCUUCAUGGAUCACGGCCUUGUUGUGGAGAAGAGGCUUGGAUAACUCAGAGAAGCUAUGAGCUAUGCCAUGCAGGGCCACCCAAGACGGACAGGUCAUAGUGGAGAGUUUUGACCAAACAUGGUCCACCUGGAGCAGGAACCGGCAAGCCACUCCAGUAUCCCUGCCAAGAAAACUCCAUGGGGAAAAACAAAGUCAUGUAAAAGUUAUGACGCUGGAAAGUUAUGGAGCUGGAGGAGACUCUUGAGAGUCCCAUGGACGGCAAGAAGAUCAAACCUAUCCAUUCUGAAGGAAAUCAGCCCUGAGUGCUCACUGGAAGGACAGAUCCUGAAGCUGAGGCUCCAAUACGUUGGCCACCUCAUGAGAAGAGAAGACUCCUGGAAAAGACCCUGAUGUUGGGAAAGAUGGAGGGCACAAGGAGAAGGGGACGACAGAGGACGAGAUGGUUGGACAGUGUUCUUGAAGCUACCAGCAUGAGUUUGACCAAACUGCGGGGAGGCAGUGGAAGACAGGAGUGCCUGGCAUGCUCUGGUCCAUGAGGUCACAAAGAGUCGGACACGACUAAACGAAUAAACGAUGACAACAACAACAACAACAACAACAACAACAACAACAACAACAACAACACACACGUUGCUUUGCACAAAGGACCAGAUUCCUGAACUCUCUGUAAUGCAAAUACUGUAUAUAUAAACAUUUGUGUAAGUUUAAAACAGAAAUAACUCACAGCUUUUGCUCUUGGUCUUUGUAGCCUCACCUGUCCUCCUUUAAGUAUGCCUCUCCUGUUUGCAAUCAUGCUAUUCAUUGGCAGAAACAGAUAUGAAAUGCCAUUUGAGAAUUAUUUUGAGAGCCAGUGUGAUGUAGUGGUUAAGAGCGGUAGACUCGUAAUCUGGGGAACCGGGUUCGCGUCUCCGCUCCUCCACAUGCAGCUGCUGGGUAACCUUGGGCCAGUCACACUUCUUUGAAAUCUCUCAGCCCCACUCACCUCACAGAGUGUUUGUUGUGAGGGAGGAAGGGAAAGGAGAGUGUUAGCCGCUUUGAGACUCCUUAGGGCUGUGAUAAAGCGGGAUAUCAAAUCCAGACUCCUCCUCUUCUAUUUUAAGCAGGUGCAUGGUGCUUUUCCCCCUUACCGCUGAUCAACUGCAGGUAAUGUGAGUCUUAAGGCUGACUGUUCAGCAUUAAAAAGCAGACACAGUCCUGAACCUUGGUGUCUUCUUUUUAAUGCAGACACACUGACACACAAAACCCCCUUUGCCACUUCGUAGAUGAUACAGGAUGAGGACUGAGGAAGUGGAAGGGCUAAGCAAUUCCUUUGCAGCCUCUUCUGCAUGCAUUCACUGGAGAAGAUCUCAAGUGCAGAAAGACGUGGGAGAGGCAAAGUAGUUCUUGUAUAUCCUUGUUUAUCUUGUAUAUCCUGUGGCGCUGUGGUCUAAACCACUGAGCCUCCUGGGCUUGCCGAUCAGAAGGUCGGUGGUUCGAAUCCCCGUGUCGGAGUGAGCUUCCGUUGCUCUGUCCCAGCUUCUCCCAACUUAGCAGUUCAAAAGCACACCAGUGCAAGUAGAUAAAUAGGUACCGCUGCGGCGGGAAGGUAAACAGCAUUUCCAUGCACUCUGGUUUCCAUCACAGUGUCCCGUUGCACCAAAAGCAGUUUAGUCAUGCCUGUCAUAUGACCCAGAAAGGUGUCUGUGGACAAACACUGGCUCCCUUGGCCUGAAAGCGAGAUGAGCGCCGCAACCCCAUAGUCGCCUUUGACUGGACUUAACCGUCCAGGGGUCCUUUACCUAUAUCCUAGAGGACUGGGAGAACCUGAAAACUCAGACUUGACAACCCUAUGAUGCCAGCACCUAACUUCAAACGUUUACAUGAACUAGAAGAAAUGAACUUUGAGAGUGGCAGCAGUAGCCAUAAGAACUACAGAAGAAGGCAGUUAGGAAAGUCCAUUUCCAGAGACCUUAGCAUGCUGAAUGGCAGAAUAGGUGAUGUUACUGGAAGCAAAAUCUGCCGAGCAACGAGGAGUUGACAUUGCAGAGCACCUGGGUCAAAUGUCUCCUUCAGUAUUCACAUGAGAAUGAUAUGGCUAACACGACACUGCUAUGUUCCCUUUGGAUAAAACUGCAAAGGCUUGUCAUGGAAGGAGCCACAGUUAGGCAAUUACCAGGUUAGUUUCUCUGUUUACAUUUAGGCAAACAAAUAAGGGCCUCAGACGAUGAACUCAGGGUCUGAGUAGAUUCACAUGGAGAGAGGCAGUCUUUGAGGUAUUGUGGUCCUGAGCAAUAGAAUCGGUUGGGAACCAUUUUAUUUUUGAAACAGAGUAAGUCUGAAGCCAGAACAAAAUGCCGGGAAUCCUUUUCAAAAAUAAAAAAUAAAAUCAACUGACUUUGACAUUCAUAACAAGGAAUUCUUCCACUGUAAAGCUCUGUAAAAUAUACCACAUGUGGCCUAUGCUUGCAUAACUGUGGCUUGCAAGUGCAUUGUGAUGAAACAUUUGGCUUCAUUUAUUUCAACAAAGGCUUUUCACCAUUCGUUGAGUGAUUGCAUAUUAGUCAGAAUCACUGCUAAUGCCAGUCUACAAAAGAAGACGACUGGUUUGUCAUUGUAAUGCUCUCAGUCUUUAAAGAUUUUCACGCCACAAUCCCCUAAACAUGUUUCUAUAGAGCACCAGGUGUGUGUAAUUGGGACUACAGUGGCACCUCGGUUGUUGAACGUCUCGGAAGCCACAUGUUUCGGUUUUCGAAAACCGAAAGCCCUGAAGUAAAUGCUUCCGGUUUUGAACAUGCCUGGGAAGUUGAACGGCUUUCGCUGAGCCCCCCCCCCCCCCCGUUUUCUCCAUUUAAUUUGCAGAUCGCCCUUUGCGACUUGGUUUUCUAACGUUUCGGAAGUCAAAAGUUCUUCUGGAACGGAUUGCGUUCAACAACUGAGGUACCACUGUAUUAGGCCACACCCAGUUAUGUCCACCUGAAAAUAAGUUGUCCCGCUGCACCCCAAUGUUAUUGCUUUGCCUGAGAUUCAGUGUGGUCCCAACGAUUCUUUUUAAACCGAAAAAAGCAAAAAAAUGUAAGAUUUAAUGUUCUACGGCAGGGGUCAGCAAACUUUUCCAGCAGGGGGCUGGUCCACUGUCCCUCAGACCUUGUGGGGGGCCAGACUAUAUAUAUUUUUGGGGGGAAAUGAACGAAUCCCUAUGCCCCAUAAAUAACCCAGAGAUGCAUUUUAAAUAAAAGGACAUGUUCUACUUAUGAUUUAGAAGGCGAUUGGGCUGGAUCCGGCCCCCGGGCCUUAGUUUGCCUACCCAUGUUCUAGGGUGACAUUAAACCAAAGAUCUGGCUUUGCAUAGAAACCGUUAUAAAAGGAAACUGGAAAGAUAAAAGGAAGUGACAAGGAAAAUAGUAGUGACCCCACUACUGACAGUACCAAGGCAUCCCUGCAUCCAGGAAUUCAAAUCCCAGUACAGGAGAGCAAGAGAGCCAAUACAACAUGGGACCUGUGUAACUCAGUGGGCAGGAUGCCUGGAGAAAGCUCACAAAGUCGUCCUGUUCAAGACCCACCCAGGGAGGGAAAGUUUAUUUUGCUAGGCAGCCAGACAACUGGAGACUAUCUAGGUAUGGAUCUUGAAAGACCCGAUUCCCUGCUUCUCUGUCUGGCUUAUAUUCACCUGCCUUGGGAAGGCGAGAUCCUGACAGACCUCAACCACAAAGGAGGCUUUUGCGACACCUAAUGAUCUGCUUCUCAACAUAACACAAUGCAGUUCAAUCCUCAUACAGCAGCAAUUUAUGAGGUACGACAUUGCUCCAGAUGUAUUUAGUGGUGAUCUUGUUCCAGUUGUAGUUAGGUUUCUGAAGUGCUGCUGCUGCUUCUCGCUGUUAAGUGAAUCCACCUGUUCUCCAUUGUUGGAGUUACCUUCUUCACUGAGCUUCUACCCCCCCCCCCCCCGUGUUUGUUUAUUUGUUUUUUCAGAUCAAAACCUUAUAGUCACAUAUCGAACAUACUGACUUGGCCCCAGACACACUGAUCAGAUGUUUGGAAGCUGUGGCUGGAUGGUUACGUGGGAGCCGGUUGAAGUUAAAUCUUUCGAAGACAGAGGUCCUUUGGCUGGGUCAGGACAAUAUGGGAUUGGGGGGCAACUCCCAACUCCCAAAUCUUGCGGGGGCGCAAUUAGUGCCAGCACCGUCCGUUAAGAGUUUGGGUGUAAUAUUCAACACCUCCCUUUCCAUGGAGGCGCAGAUUGCAGUUAUAACAAAGGCGGCGUUUUUUCAUCUCCUCCAAGCUAAGCAGUUGGCUCCUUACCUUUCUCGCCCUGACCUAGCCGCUGUGAUCCACGCGACGGUCACCUCCAGACUGGAUUAUUGUAACUCGCUCUACGUGGGGCUGCCCUUGAGACUGACCCAGAAACUCCAGCGGGUGCAGAAUGCCACGGCAAGGCUCCUUACGGGGUCCUCGCUGCAGGAUCACAUUCACCCAGUGCUAUACCAGCUGCACUGGCUCCCGGUGGAGUACAGGAUCAGGUUUAAGGUGCUGGUUUUAACCUUUAAAGCCCUAUACGGCCUAGGACCCUCGUACCUAUGGGACCGCCUCUCCUGGUAUGUCCGACGGAGGACCUUACGGUCUUCAAACAAAAACAUCUUGGAGGUCCCGGGCCACAGAGAGGUUAGGCUGGCCUCAACCAGAGCCAGAGCUUUCUCGGCUGUGGCUCCAAUGUGGUGGAACACUCUGUCACAAGAGACUAGGGCCCUGCGGGACUUGACAUCUUUCCGCAGGGCCUACAUGGCAUAGCUGUUCCACCAGGCCUUUGGCUAGGGCAUAGUCUGACCCCCUCCUUUGGCAAUCUUCACAGAACCCUAGCCCAAUGGUUGCCACUAAUCUGAUUUGAACUGAUUUUAUAAUGAACUGAUUUUAGAAUGUUGCAUCAUUUUACUGUUGUUAGCAGCUCUGAGCCCGGCUUCGGCUGGGGAGGGCGGGAUAUAAAUAAAAAUUUAUUAUUAUUAUUAUUAUUAUUAUUAUUAUUAUUAUUAUUAUACAACAUAGAAACAAGAUUCCAAAGAAUCUCUUGGACUUCCUUCCUCCCCUUUGUGGGUCCUAUGGUUAGUCCUUUUCUCCUGCAUCUUGUAUGAUCAUCCACAUCUUUUACAUCUCCCUUGUGUCCAGAAUUCACUACAAGGGAUAUCCCAAUCCUACUAACGAUUUUAACUGUUUACAAUGGUUUUUAAGAUAGGUUAUAAAUGUUCCCCAUUCCUUAUUAAAAUUUCGGUCUUUCUGAUUUCUGAUUCUUCCGGUCAUUUGAGCCAUUUCGGCAUAAUCCGUCAACUUGCUCUGCCAUUCUUCUCUGGUAGGGACUUUAUCUUCUUUCCAUCUCUGGGCCAAUAACAUCUGUGCAGCUGUGUCACAUACAUAAGUGGUCUUUUCUGCUCCCUUGGGAUUUUGGCACCUUACUGAACUUCUAUCUCUUCUUCCAUAUAACUCUAUGAAAUUCCUGGCCAACUCACAGAGGAAACACCGGGCACCAGUAGGCUUUGAAGUGGAUAUUAUGCAAUGUAAUGCGGGGGGGGGGGGGUAUAAGAUUAUAGUCUCUCCUCUUGACAGUCUCCAUUCAACUUCUGGCGCCAUGUCUGGCCCAAGGUCACCAACAUUGGUUGCCUGGUCUCUGGAAAAGUAAAUUUAAGGGAAGUAGUUUUUCUCUCUGUCGUUAUUCCUGAGUGGCGGGAAAGCUGGAGAAGUAUAAUGACAGCACGGGGGCAAGAGAGAUGGCUGUCCUGUCAUAACUUUGCUUCACGCCUUGAUGGAUUUUUAUUUUUAUUUUACAACCAAGCAGUAUAUAAAUUGUAUGAAACUGACUAACCAAAUAAGUGUGCUCGAAUGCUGGGAGUUACUGGGAAUUGGUGGCUUUCAUUAGCAGAGACAUUGGAGCGCAUCACACAUGUGGGAAUAGAAGUAGCUGCAAAUUACUCCAGCAAAAGUGAGGGAAGGAACAGCAGCGAGUUAUGGGAAAAUUCGCUGGGGAAAUGCUGCUUUGACAUCUAGUGUGAGGUAAUCCCCUCCCCCCAAAUAUUUAGGCAUUUAGCAGUACAGUACAAAUUAUGCAAGAAUAUGUGUAUAGCCAGGGGAAAAGAAUGAUAUUUCACACACACCCCUUCCAUCUUUGCACUUUGUUUAUUAAAUGUGACUAAUUUUUUGGCGCUUUUCUGUGCAAGAUCUGUUAGGACAUGAUAAAAUGGGUGUGAUCAUAGCAGUUAAAAGGUCUUGUUUCUUCCCCUGAGAAUUAUGUGCUGUUAUUUUACUUCAAAAAAUCCAUGCUAGUCAAAGUUAUGUUGGAUAGCAAACCCUAGCUGAAUGCUGAUACAUUGCAAGUCUUCCACACAAGUUAAUAAAAAUAAUCAAAACAAUCAAAACAAUAAUACUAAUGUAUACAUGCUAAUAAACAAUGCAUGCAUAACAAAAGCCCCUAAACAAUACUCUAGCACACAAGUACAAAAUUAACCUAUAACAUUUAACAAUUUAAAACAGCCCCACCCUCCAAACAAAACAGCACGCACCCAAGUUGAAAACCCCAUCCCCGUUAAAACAAUAAUUUGUUUUACACCCAAUGAAAUGUGGAUGUCUUUAAGGUUGAGUGUUCAGCAGAGGAGAUUCUGAGGAGCAAAUUAGUUUCCCCCAACUGGCGCUGUGGGUUAAACCACAGAGCCUAGGACUUGCCGAUCAGAAGGUCAAUGGUUUGAAUCCCCGCAAUGGGGUGAGCUCCCGUUGCUCGGUCCCUGCUCCUGCCAACCUAGCAGUUCGAAAGCAUGUCAAAGUGCAAAUAGAUAAAUAGGUACCGCUCCGGCGGGAAGGUAAACGGCGUUUUCAUGUGCUGCUCUGGUUCACCAGAAGUGGCUUAGUCAUGCUGGCCACAUAACCUGGAAGAUGUACGCCGGCUCCCUUGGCCAAUAAAGCGAGAUGAGAGCCGCAACCCCAGAGUUGGUCAUGACUGGACCUAAUGGUCAGGGGUCCCUUUACCUUUACCUUUAACCCUCGCUUAGUAUGCUGUGAACUCACUGUCAUGGAAUUCUAUUCAAUAUUGAUCCAGAGGAUAUUCCAAUGUAUAGUUAGCAGAGUAAAAACUUAAACACGUUGCAGGAUUCCCAAAAAGCAGACCAGUGGCAAUUGCAUUUCAUCCAGUACAGCUUUACUGCUACUGAAGGCAAAUGAGCAUAAUGGUCACAAAUCGAAUACAUUCAGGACUGGCAAUGUCCAUAAGAAAUCCAGUUGCAGCACAUUUAACUUAAACUUACAAUAACUUAUAAUAAGUCUAAACUUUAACACUCAGCAUACUAUGUACAGAACACCACACCAGAAGGAAAAGAGAUAGAAAGAGAAAAGUAAAACCCAGGUUCCUUCUGGCCUCUUAUUAUAGUCAGCAUGACCUUGACAAAAAGAGAUAACAGAGUCAGUUUAAUCCAGCUGUACUCAGCUUCUCUGAAGGUAUAACCCAAACACCAUGAACCUUCUGCUUGUUUCUUUCACACAGAGAAGCUUCUUGAACCCUCUUGAAUUAAUUAGAGUAGGAAAGAUCUCUACACAUCAGAUCAAUACUUUCUGUACUAAGAAAUGCAAACUGACACUCACAGCCCGGCCAUAGCUGUCAACCGUCCCUUAUUUGGCGGGAAAGUCCCUUAUCCCAGCGCCGUGUCCCGCUGCUGUCCCUUAUUGAUGAUGUCCCUUAAAUUUCCCGGGUUUCAAAGGAAGCAGCUCCUCUCCCUCCCUCCCUGCCGGCCAGGGAGGAGGGAGGCUCCAGCUGUGUUGCUUGGCUGCGUUGCUCACCCAAUAAGGAGUCUAAGAAUGACUGGGGGGUGGAGCUUGCAUGCUUUGUGCCGAUCAAAUCGGCCGCGUUGCCUGGGGACUCGCCUUUGCUCAGCGCUUCCCAGCGGAGAGGUGACGGUGGUUUUCCUUGCUGCAUCCCCUUUGCCGGCUUGCUGCGCUGUGGGAACCACCGCUUGUGGCUUUGUUUGGCUGCUGGUUGACUAAAAUCCCUUAUUUUGGCUGCUGAUCCCUUAUUUCCGAGGCUGCAGGUCCCUUAUUUUCAAAUCUGUAAGUUGACAGCUAUGAGCCCGGCUCAAAGCGGGAGAAAGAAUUAGGAGCCAAUCUAUGCCCUCUGCUCAAUGCCAUGGCUAAGAAUUCAUGCAGAGGUGCAAAGUGGGACCAAUUGCAUAGCUCAUCUCCCGGGCAGCGAGUAGAAACUGGGUACUUUUCUAAUGAUCAUGAAUUCGCUGCCACUGGGAAGCUCCCUGACCUGGCUCACCCCAAGGUAUUUGCGUCAGGAGAGACCUAGUCAGCCUAGCUUAGCCAAGCCUUGAGAACCCUUUGAGUCCCUACCCCUCAAAAGUCCAGGCAGGAACCAAACUGUCAUCGCUGCACACAAUGAUUUAUGCAGAAAUGCUGGGGUAAAUUGCCCCUGGCAAAUAGUCUCCUUCUUGUUUUCAGCUCUUCAGGAUGGUGAAAGAAUGUUUGGUUCUGAUUUCCAUUUUUUUAUAGUAUUUUUCUCCUUCACAGAACAGCUAUGUAAUGCGAUGGCUGGAUUUUCCUUUUCCCCUCUGUGGUUUCUUUGGAUUUCAAAGUUCUUAAAGAUUCAAAUGUUCUUACUGGAUGUUUGGGGUAUUGCGGUUGUCAGUUUCCAAAGCCACACCAUCUAUUUAUUACCUCAUCCAAGAACUUACUAACCCUGGGGCACAACCAAAACAUGUGUAACUAAUUACCUGGAGAACAUCCACAGCUCAAAUAAACAAAUAUAAUUUUUUGAAAAUUGCUUUCAAAACUUUCAUUCUGGUGCCUGAUGUUCUCUACAGAAUUCUCUGCAGAGAAUUCUCUGCUAGAUAAAAAUAGAUUAUUCAGCUCAGGGGUGCAAAUUCACAGAUCUUUUCAUCUCAUUAUUAUUAAGGUACUCUAAUUCCACAAAUCCCACAAGCUUUUUUUUAAAAAAAAGCACUUUGAAGGCAUUAAAAAUAUAUUUGUAACUGAAGUCUCCAGUCUAGCAAAAGAUGCCUAAAAUUUCAGAAAUCUAACAACAUGGAUCCUCCUAAUUACCUUGUGCAAACACCAAGGCUGUGUGCACAUUACCAAUUUAUUCUGGCUCCAGUGCACUGCCACUGCUGGCAUCUGAAGCCAUAUACAGUGGUGCCUCGCAAGACGAAAUUAAUUCGUUCCGCAAGUUUUUUCUUCUUGCGAGUUUUUCGUCUUGCGAUGCACGGUUUCCCAUAGGAAUGCAUUGAAAAUCAAUUAAUGCGUUCCUAGGAAGCCGACUUCAGACCAGGUCCGGGGACAGUCUGUCCCCCGACCUCUUCUGAAGGCUGGGGGGACAAGGGCUUUUCUUCCCACCCCCAGCAUUUUAAAAACCCGGGACAGCGGAGAGCUUCUCCGCUGUCCGAGGCGAUCUUAAAAUGCUGGCGGGCGGCAUUUAAAAUUGCCCGGGACAGCGGAGGACUUCUCCGCUGUCCGGGGCAAUUCAAAGCCCCUGGGAAGGCAGGCAGGGGGACAAAGACUUUUGCCCCCGCCAGCCUUCAGAAGAGGUCCUGGACCUCUUCUGAAGGUUGGCGGGGCGAAAGUCUUGUCCCCCCACCUGCCUUCAAAGCUGUCCAGCCAAGGCUUCGCGGACCUCUCCGCACGCAGCGGCAGCACUGCCGCUGCUUGCGGAGAGCUGCCGGCAUGCCGAAGCCUGCGCGCGCUGAGAUCAGCGCGCCCAGGCUUCGCGGACCUCUCCGCGAGCAGCGGCAGCGCUGCCGCUGCUCGCGGAGAGUUGCCGGCAUGCCGAAGCCUGGGCGCGCUGAGAUCAGCGCGCCCAGGCUUCGCGGACCUCUCCGCGAGCAGCGGCAGCGCUGCCGCUGCUCGCGGAGAGUUGCCGGCAUGCCGAAGCCUGCGCGCGCUGAGAUCAGCGCGCCCAGGCUCGCGGACCUCUCCGCGAGCAGCGGCAGCGCUGCCGCUGCUCGCGGAGAGUUGCCGGCAUGCCGAAGCCUGCGCGCGCUGAGAUCAGCGCGCCCAGGCUUCGCGGACCUCUCCGCGAGCAGCGGCAGCGCUGCCGCUGCUCGCGGAGAGUUGCCGGCAUGCCGAAGCCUGGGCGCGCGGAGAUCAGCGCGCCCAGGCUCGCGGACCUCUCCGCGAGCAGCGGCAGCGCUGCCGCUGCUCGCGGAGAGUUGCCGGCAUGCCGGAGCCUGGGCGCGCUGAGAUCAGCGCGCCCAGGCUCCGCGGACCUCUCCGCGAGCAGCGGCAGCGCUGCCGCUGCUCGCGGAGAGUUGCCGGCAUGCCGAAGCCUGGGCGCGCUGAGAUCAGCGCGCCCAGGCUCGCGGACCUCUCCGCGAGCAGCGGCAGCGCUGCCGCUGCUCGCGGAGAGUUGCCGGCAUGCCGAAGCCUGCGCGCGCUGAGAUCAGCGCGCCCAGGCUUCGCGGACCUCUCCGCGAGCAGCGGCAGCGCUGCCGCUGCUCGCGGAGAGUUGCCGGCAUGCCGAAGCCUGCGCGCGCGGAGAUCAGCGCGCCCAGGCUUCGCGGACCGGAGAUUUCCCUAUGGGCUUUCGUCUUGCGAAGCAAGCCCAUAGGGAAAUUCGUUUUGCGAAGCGCCUCCAAAACGGAAAACCCUUUCGUCUAGCGGGUUUUUCGUCUUGCGAGGCGUUCGUCUUGCGGGGCACCACUGUAGGCACAAUCCACAAUCCCUAUCUAGCCUGUGCUUUCUUGAGAAAUGCUGCCGUUCAAUGUAUUUCCCCUCAAACUGGCUUCCAUCCGAUUUGAGCUACUUUCAGUUUGUAUUCCAGCUGAGGUGUGCACAUUCCAGAGAGCCAUUGUGCAUAUGCAAAUAACAACUCAUGUAUUGACGACACUGAGAGUUUGGAGUGCAGGUAUGGGGAUACGCAGUGGCGUAGCGUGGGGGGGUGCAGGGGGGGCCAGCCACACCGGGCGCAACAUCUGGGGGGGGCGUGCUCGCACUCGCAGCUCUCUGCCCCUACCUAGCUCACUCACUCUCUCUCACUGCAGUGCUGGCUGUGCGAAUCCGAUCCGAGCCCCUGGGUCGCCGCCCACUGUGGAGGGGGUGGGUGCCAGGCGUGCGGUGCGGAGAGAGAGCGAGGGACUAUCUGGGGGAGGGACAGUGCAGCGGCCGCCCAGCGCAGCGCUGAGCGCGGGAGAGAACCACACCAGACCAGACCAGGCAGCAGCAAGAAGAAGCUGGCAGCGGCGGCAGGUUAGGGGUUAGGGGGCGCAAAUUACUUGCCUUGCCCCGGGUUAGGGGGCACAAAUUACUUGCCUCGCCCCGUGUUAGGGGGCGCCAAUUACUUGCCUUGCCCCGGGUGCUGACAACCCACGCUACGCUGCUGGGGAUACGAAAUGACUUGCAUAUGACUUGGUUGUAAAGAAAGCGACACAAAACCCGCAAAGCGCUUUGAAAACCAAACCAUACCCUCCAGCAUUUCUCUGAUGAAAAUGCCAGUUGCAUUUCUUAGUACAGAAAGUAUUGAUCUGAUGUGUAGAGAUCUUUCCUAUUCUAAUUAAUUCAAGAGGGUUCAGGAAGCUUCUCUGUGUGAAAGAAACAAGCAGAAGGUUCUUGAUGUUUGGGUUAUUCCUUCAGAGAAGCUGAGUACAGCUGGAUUAAACUGACUCUGUUAUCUCUUUCUGUCAAGGUUAUGCUAUACAUAAUAUGCUUAGAGUUAAGAUUUAGACUUAUUGUAAGUUUAAGUUAAGUCUGCUGCAACUGGAUUUCUUAUGGACAGUGCCAUUCCUGAAUGUAUUCGAUUUGUGACCAUGAUGCUCAUUUGCCCUCAGUAGCAGUAAAGCUCUGCUGGGUGAAAUACAAUUGCCUCUGGUCUGUUUUUGGGGAAUCCUGCAACGUGUUUAAGUUUUGACUCUGCUAACUAUACAUUGGAAUCUACCCUGGAUCAAUACUGAGUAGAAUUCUAUGAAAGAAAACAGGGACGUCCUAUUUAAUAAUAAUAAUAAUAAUAAUAAUAAUAAUAAUAGCCUGCCCAUCUGAUGGGGUUGCCCCAGCCAUUCUGGGUAGCUUCCAACAUAUUUAAAAACAUAAUAAAACAUUAAACAGCUUCCCUAUACAGGGCUGCCUUUAGAUGUCUUCUAAAAGAUAGGGGACGCGGGUGGCACUGUGGGUUAAACCACUGAGCCUAGGGCUUGCCGAUCAGAAGGACGGCGGUUCGAAUCCCCGUGACGGGGUGAGCUCCCGUUGCUCGGUCUCUGCUCCUGCCAACCUAGCAGUUUGAAAGCACGUCAAAGUGCAAGUAGAUAAAUAGGUACCACUCCGGCGGGAAGGUAAACGGCGUUUCUGUGCACUGCUCUGGUUCGCCAGAAGCGGCUCAGUCAUGCUGGCCACAUGACCCGGAAGCUGUAUGCUGGCUCCCUUGGUCAAUAAAGCGAGAUGAGCGCCACAACCCCAGAGUCGGCCACGACUGGACCUAAUGGUCAGGGGUCCUUUUACCUUUAAAAGCUAUAUACUCAUCUCCUUGGCUCAGGGGUCACAUAACUCCAUUCCAUCCAACAUUUCUCUGAUGAAAAUAGGGAUGGCCUAAGGAAAAGUGGGGCAUUCCAGGAUCAAAUCAGAAACUGGGAUGGCUUCUGUAAAUCCAGGACUGUCCCUGGUAAAUAGGGACACUUGGAGGGUCUGUAACACUACCAUCAUCAUUGGCACACCCUCGUUCAGCCACCUUGCUCCUCAUUUUUCAUGGAAGCGCAUUCUGUUUUACGUGUAACAGUGAAUAUUUCUUACUGAGCAGGUAACGCACAUCGGGUGAAGCCAUCCUCAGCCUCUCCCUGGUGUGCACAGCAACGCAACACUAUGACUUGAAAUGUGGGGGGAGGGGCAGGACAACGACGACGACUUUGCUCCAUUUUAAGCUGCUAACGUGUGCAUAGCCAAAGGGAGCCUGACUCAGAAUUGGCCUGCAUGUUCCUACCUAGUGAUUUUCCCUGCAAGCAUUCCCACCACAGCAUUCGACUUAUGAGGAUAACUUAGCUCCAGGAAAUCUACGGUUUUCUGUUGACAUGUAGUUUUGCCCUAAGGAAUGGUCACAAUAUUUGGAUUUCUAUGCUAAUUAGUUACCAGAGCGUACUGUGCUUCACUAUGGUGUAAAGAGUCGAAGCCAAGCGCAGCGUUCCACACGGAAAGCCAAUUGCUUUCAAAAAUAUCUUUUCUCUCAGCCUGUGCCAGGCCUCAAAGCACUCCAGAGGUUAACAUCACAGAUCAAGGAAAAUAAACACUCCGUGACCAACACAACAACUAUACUUUCCCUAAAAUGUUAUGUUUCGGAUUCUUCUGUGUACCAAAAUGCUUUUCAGUUCGUUUCCCCUGAAUGCCUUAUUUCUUGAUGUUUUUUAGGUUUGUCACACGCAACCCCACUUCCAAUACUGUUUGUACCUGCAGUAUUAACUUUAUUGGAUCAACAAGUAAAUUCUUGAGACAGCAAUGGUGGACGAGUGGUGGAUUAAUUCUGCUUUAGUUCAUCGUGAAAUGCUUCCCAAAGCUACCACAUUAUUGCUGCCCAGCACAACAAAAGUGGAACCAAAAUAAAUCAGAAUAUUUGUGGUAUUGAAAAAUUAUGGAAUUUCAGCAGAAUGUUAUGGGAUAUGCACUGACUGGAAGUGAAGCAGGAGGAAAAUAGUACAGUAAUGAAAGCAGAUCUGGGUUCAGGCUUUACUAAGCCAUGAAGCACAGAGGGUGACCUUGGGCUAUUUGCUAUCUGUCAUCCAAAUCUGGGUUUUGAGAACAAAACCUACAAAUGGUGCCCUGAGCAUUUGUGGAGGAUGUAAGCAACAUAAAGUAGCUUCUUGGAUCCCAUCUUAUUCACCUUAAGAAAUUUAAAAGUAGCGUUAAAUUUGAACAUAUUAAACUCAUUUCCUACACUUCGCUGCCAUAAACUUAAGAAGCUCUGGAAGGUUUCCAUUUUGCUUCUAAUUCUCCUUCCCCUCAGUGAGUUUUGACUCAGUCUUAUAUAACUGGAAAUGUUUAGCAUAAUUGAGCUUUCCCAGAUGUUAGCCAAACUUGCAUUCCAGGCACAGUUCUUGUUUCUCAAAAGUCACCCUAGCCAUAAAUUACCAGUCAAUUCUCUUCUUACUCCCUGGAGAACAUCCUUUCAGUUGCCCUACCAAAGUUGCAACUGGAUCCUUCACUGAUAUCAUACCUGUGUUCUUACCGAUUUACUAAACAUCGAGGGGGGAAAGCAACAUGCAUGUGCCCUAUUUGGCAUAGGACUGUGCUAAAAGGAGUCUAGGGGGCCAGUGUAAUGUUUUGGGAGUGAAUAGGAUUAUCCACACCACUGGUCACUGUUUUUAGGAGGGCGAUUGUGCUUUUUCCUAUCCACACCAAAGGUGGGAUGCACUUAGAGUCAGAAAGGUUUUGUGCCUGUACAGUGGACGCUCGGGUUGCGAAUGUGAUCCAUGCGGAAAGCAUGUUUGCAACCUGCAGCGCUGCACCUGCGUGGGUCGCGAUUCUGCACUUCUGCGCAUGCUCGCGUGCCGAAACCCGGAAGUAACCUGUUCCGGUACUUCUGGGUUCGGCAUGGUGCGCAACCCGAAAACGCACAACCUGAAGCGUCUGUAACCUGAGGUAUGACUGUAGUCACAGCCCUUCCAUUCCUUUGAAGGUGACCCGGAAACUACAACUAAUCCAGAAUGCGGCAGCUAGACUGGUGACUGGGAGUGGUCACCGAGACCACAUAACACCGGUCUUGAAAGACCUACAUUGGCUCCCAGUACGUUUCCAAUCACAAUUCAAAGUGUUGGUGCUAACCUUUAAAGGCCUCAGUUCAGAAUACCUGAAGGAGUGUCUCCACCUCCAUCGUUCUGCCCGGACACUGAGGUCCAGCGCCGAGGGCCUUCUGGUGGUUCCCUCACUGCGAAAAGCCAAGUUGCAGGGAACCAGGCAGAGGGCCUUCUCGGUAGUGGCGCCCGCCCUGUGGAAUGCCCUCCCAUCAGAUGUAAAAGAGAACAACAACUACCAAACUUUUAGAAGACAUCUGAAGGCAGCCCUGUUUAGGGAAGCUUUUAAUGUUUGAUGUAUUACUGUAUUUUAAUAUUUGGUUGGAAGCCGCCCAGAGUGGCUGGGGAAACCCAGCCAGAUGGGCGGGGUAUAAAUAAAUUAUUAAUAUUAUUCCAUUCCCUCCUUCCACCAAUUCAUAAAUAUGUGAGUUAUUUACCUCCCUCUCAGCUAGCCCAGGAUCAGGGCACAUGCAGAUGUCCUUUGGCCAACCAUGAGAAGGAGGCACCGCUGCCACCCGAGCACCGAAGGCCCAACCCGGGCACAGCUUGCCUCCCUGUGACUCCAGCCUCGAUGAGGGCCAAACCACUGUCCUUUCCUCCCUGCCAUGAUGUGUAACUUAGGUUGUUGGGUUUUUUUAACCAACAGCCUUGAGCUCCUUAGCCUGGCAACUCCAAAGUCUCUCCAAAAGGCAAAAUAGGGAGAGCAAGCAUGAAUAAAUAUGGGACUGCUUCUGAAAACUGACUAUCCUGCACUGAAUUCUCCUCUCUCACCCCUGUAAAACUUACUUUUGUCCAAGGCAUCUCAUUCAUAUAUAUGUGUGAGUGUCCAAACACUAGGUUAAAUUCUGGAAGUUACUUUGGAAACUAUUUCCGCCCCCCUUCGCUGCAGAGCUCCAAGGAAAAGAGGCACAUACUGACAUAACUUUUUAGCACUGUGACCAACAUAUUUCUCCAAGCAAAUGCAGCCAGAACCACUUGCCAAAACCAAUAUUGACCCAGUCCUUCAUCCAAUCAACAAACGCUAUUAUUUAUAAGACUGGGUUUUUCUUGGUUGAAGUUCAAAGCAAAGCUCCAAGGAUUUUCAAAACUAUAAUAAUGAGAGGAUUUAGCUUUCCAGAAAAAACCAUGCCUCGCUUUUGGUUGCAACGGGAACACUAGGUCACUGCAAGUAAACAUUCAGAUAACCUUUUCAGUUCUAUACAUUCAUUUUCCUCCACAGUUGUAUCGAGUCCUGAAAUUGCAUGGUUCUGAAUUAAGGCGCUGUUGUGUAGCUGAUGGUGUCCUGAAAUUAGUAUGCUUCUUCACAUGGGAUGGUAGUCGUAAUGAGAAUAGACCCACUGAAGUUAAUAGAUACGAGUAAAUUAUGUUCAUUUAUUUCAAUGGGUCUACUUUGAGCAGGACUGAGCAGAAUGCAACCCCGUUAUGUUUGCAUUGCUUUUCACAUUUCCUGCAUCUGCAAUUCAGUGUAGUAUCGAAGGAGAAAAUCAGUUUGAUUCUUGCACUUUUCUAAAUAAUAUGAACUGAAGCACAUUUGAGUUUUGAAACUCACACUUCUCUUUUGCAGUGAAGUUCUCCAGUCAAAGAUGGGUAGAAAGUGUACCUAAAACUGCAUUGAUUAGUAAAUAUAACAUACAUUAAGCAAAACUGCAUUGAAAUGUGAAUCCAGUACAAAACUAAAAUGCUCAGAAAUGUUUUGUAAGAGUUUUUUUUUUUAAUGUAAUAUAGUGAACUGUUUUCCCAGUAGUGAUGUAUGGAAGUGAGAGCUGGACCAUAAAGAAGGCUGAUCGCCGAAGAAUUGAUACUUUUGAAUUAUGGUGCUGGAGGAGACUCUUGAGAGUCCCAUGGACUGCAAGAAGAUCAAACCUCUCCAUUCUGAAGGAAAUCAGCCCUGAGUGCUCACUGGAAGCACAGAUCGUGAAGCUGAGGCUCCAAGACUUUGGCCACCUCAUGAGAAGAGAAGACUCCCUGGAAAAGACCCUGAUGUUGGGAAAGAUGGAGGGCACAAGGAGAAGGGGACGACAGUGGACGAGAUGGUUGGACAGUGUUCUUGAAGCUACCAGCAUGAGUUUGACCAAACUGCGGGAGGCAGUGGAAGACAGGAGUGCCUGGCGUGCUCUGGUCCAUAGGGUCACGAAGAGUCGGACACGAAUAAACGACUAAACAACAACAAACAACAGCAACAACAAUAGUGAACUGUGUAAUGUUUCUGAAUUGAAGAUGGGGGAACUGGAACAGGAACUGAGAGAAACAGAAAUAGCCAGAUUUUUCCAUCCCUGAAUGGAAGGCAAUGCUUUCCUUUGACAUAGCGUUCAGCUUAUAUUUGAACGAUCAUUUUCAUUAUAAAUCAGAAUUACUUUGCUCUCCGCAUAUCUGAUAGCUGAGCCAUUCUAUCCAAAUGAAAAUUAGGUCUGCCUGUUACUCUGGCACCCAGUGACGAUUUCGCUUUCAGGUAUGGCUUUGGAGAAGGCUACUGCCUCUUUCUCUGCCCAAGUCUCUGUUCUGAGCAUGUGUCUGUCCUGAUUUAGAAGGCAGCAAGUUCACAGCGGUGACUCAUUCAGUGAUGCCACACGCAGCCUCCUCCUCUGAGAGCAGGUAAUUCUGCUGCGUGAUCCAAUUAUCCCGCAAUGCAGAGAUAAUUCGAAACAGACAAGGCCACGGCAGCAAAUGCAGCUGAGAGGCAAUGGGCACACCCUCUCCCGGUUACCGAAUUAGCUGUCAUCUAUAAGUGGUGCUUGCAACAGGGUGGAGUGCUCAGUUUCAGAGUUCUAGCCAGACAGACAUCCCCUUUUCCAGGAUACACCAUUCCAUUUCUCCACUCCAGGUUUCUGCUGUCAUUACCCUGUUCUCUCCAACAAACAACCAGCAUUCUGUGGUCACGGAGCAUAUCUUGGGCUGGUUUUUGUGAUGGUAGCUGCUGGGUCCCUGAAAUAUACUCAGAGUUGAGUAGUGAUUGCAUGCUCUCUGUUUCAGCUCAUCAUGGGACGUGGGUGGCGCUGUGGUCUAAACCACACAGCCUAGGGCUUGCCGAUCGGAAGGUCAGCGGUUCGAAUCCCUGAGACGGGGUGAGCUCCCAUUGUUCGGUCCCAGCUCCUGCCCACCUAGCAGUUUGAAGGCAUGUCAAAGUGCAAGUAGAUAAAUAGGUACCGCUCUGGCAGGAAGGUAAACGGCGUUUCCAUGCGCUGCUCUGGUUCGCCAGAAGUGGCUUAGUCAUGCUGGGUGUUAUGUGCUGAAGUUCUCACCCUGGGCCAGCAGGGGGAUACUGUAGAUAGUUUUCACUCAGGUCCACAUAUGCAAAUAAGGGGUUGAAAGUGACGUUCAGUGAUUGGUUAGUUACAGAAUGUGGUUACUGUUGCGUUGCAGUGGAGCUUUAUAUGAGCAGGCUGGCUGAACCCUCCAGUUCAGUUCUGUUCUGGCCUCUGAAUAAACAAGAGCUGUUUGAAGAAUCGCUGUGUCAUCUGAUAUGUUCACCCACAACUUAACACUGGCCACAUGACCUGGAAGCUGUCUGCGGGCAAACGCCGGCUCCCUUGGCCUAUAGAGCGAGAUGAGCGUGCAACCCCAGAGUCGUCUGCGACUGGACCUAACGGUCAGGGAUACCUUUACCUAUUUCAGCUCAUAGGAACAGUGAUUUAAUCCUCCCCCCCCAACCUCUGGGUCCCGCACAAUGGGUCCCGCAUGAUUGGUUGAUUCUGCUCCCCUCCUGGAGCCUGAUUGGGCUGCUCCUGCAGGCCAAUUGGAUGCAGCAUUCUAGUACGUAUCCUACCUGCCUAUUGUUCUAGUGAUAGGCUGAUUCACUUCCUAUUGUGGCCUGAUUGGGUGGCUUCUGCAAGCCAAUCAGGUUGCUGUCUUCUAGGAUCCUACUUGCCUACUGAUCUAAGACCUAAGCUCAGUACAUAACAGUCCCCAUUAGCAUUUCCCCCCUCUAAAUAUUUGUUUUACAGCUGCAAACGAUGGGAUUGCCCAACACACAUCAGUGCCUCCUCCCUCUUCCAUACAGAUGGUGCUGUUUUGAUGGCAUAAGGACGCACAUUUGGAGAAUGAACCAGCUAUAAGCAUAUAGCAUGGGUAGGCAAAUUAAGGCCCGGGAGCCAGAUCCGGCCCAAUCGCCUUCUAAAUCCGGCCCGCAGACGGUCCAGGAAUCAGCGUGUUUUUACAUGAAUAGAAUAUGUGCUUUUAUUUAAAAUGCAUCUCUGGGUUAUUUGUGGGGCAUAGGAAUUCGUUCAUUUCCCCCCCCUCCAAUAUAGUCCGGCCCCCCACAAGGUCUGAAGGACAGUGGACUGGCCCCCUGCUGAAAAAGUUUGCUGACCCCUGGCAUAUAGGAUGGAAUUGCCUCCCUCUUCCACUAAACAACAACCCUGGCAGAACUAAUUUUUCAAGAGCAACCCUCCGCUUUGAUAUGGUUAGUCACAAUUCCCCCCCCCCCCCGCCCCGGUAUCCGGAAGCAGCUAAAUGGUAGGAAGCUAUUCCUGAAGUGAACCCAGGUCAUCUAUUAAUUUACCAAUUUUUAAAAUAAAUUUUAUUUUAUUAGCAAACAAAAAUAAAAGAUAAAGAGCAUAAAGAAAUACCGUUGUAGCAUAGAAUCAUAGAAUUGGAAGAGACCACAAGAGCCACCAAGUCCAACCCCCUGCCAAGCAGGAAACACCAUCAGAGCACUCCUGACAUAUGGUUGUCAAGCCUCUGCUUAAAGACCUCCAAAGAAGGAGACUCCACCACACUCCUUGGCAGCAAAUUCCACUGUCGAACAGCUCUUACUGUCAGGAAGUUCUUCCUAAUGUUUAGGUGGAAUCUUCUUUCUUGUAGUUUGGAUCCAUUGCUCCGUGUCCGCUUCUCUGGAGCAGCAGAAAACAACCUUUCUCCCUCCUCUAUGUGACAUCCUUUUAUAUAUUUGAACAUGGCUAUCAUAUCACCCCUUAACCUCCUCUUCUCCAGGCUAAACAUGCCCAGCUCCCUUAGCCAUUCCUCAUAAGGCAUUGUUUCCAGGCCUUUGACCAUUUUGGUUGCCCUCCUCUGGACACGUUCCAGUUUGUCAGUGUCCUUGACAAAUUUGUCUUCACGUAUGCUGCAGGUUGAAAGCAGCAUACGUGAAGACAAAUUCCCCCAUAAGAACUAAAGGCAGCUUGAAAGACAGCCCCUCCUUUCACAUAAAAAGGAUUUGCAGAUUGUUGUAUCCCCCCCCAAAAAACAACAACCCUAUAAGCAUAACCAUAAGUAAGAAUAAAACAAAGGAAAUUGUCGGCUGUAGGAAUCGGUGGCUUUUUCAAACUCCUUUCAGCUCUCCAAUAAAUAAGUUUCUAGAUAUUCUGACCAGACAUCUAGGUUUAUCACUAAAGUGUCCAUCUCUGUUAAUAAUAAUAAUAAUAAUAAUAAUAAUAGCAAACAAGACAGCAUGGCAGUCUCCUUUGCUGCAGUAGUUUAUCAAGCUGUCAAUGGGCUGUAAGAGCCAGAAUGGUAGUACAGCUUUGCUUAAAGUUACUCCCAUUACUCCAUUAAAAAAUAUACCGUAAUCCCCACAAGCUUGUACUAAGGUAGAACUACAUUGCUUCAAUGAACACGUGAUCCCAGACCUAAACUCAUGUUUGCUGAAGGGAGCAGGAGGCAUUUGUCGGGGAGAGCCAGUCGUCUCAGAGCCCCCACGUCACAUUUACGUUGCAAGCGAAACCUGUGUUUGCGCUGUAUGUUUGCUUCCACCUUAUCGCUGCCCCUUCUUAACCAUGAAAGCCUUUGGGCAGUUGAAGCAGCGGGCAAAAGGGGGGAAAGUCAAGAGGCUUUCGUGGGUUGGGGGGGGGAAAGGCAUCAAAACUCAGCAUUUCUCAAGAAAAAACAGGAAAGAUGCAGGAAAGCUAUGGAUUGUGGCUAAUGGCAUAAGCACAAUUCUUCCCAAACAACACUGGAUGCAAAAUAUAUUAGUGUGCAUACACAGCUAACUUGCAGAAGUGUUUAAAUAAUUGACUGUGGGGUUAUUUGUAGGGAGCUUUUUUGCCCCCACAGCAUACUAGCAGUUCUCCUACGUAUCACACUAAUGUGCUCCAAAACUCAGCUUGCGAAUGGUUGGUCUGUCCCAGGGGUGUCUAUUGUGAGUGACUAGCAGUGGCAAAGGUUUAGGGACGCGGGUGGUGCUGUGGUCUAAACCACUGAGCCUCUUGGGCUUGCCGAUCAGAAGGUCGGCAGUUCGAAUCCCCGCGACAGGGUGAGCUCCCAUUGCUCGGUCCCAGUUCCUGCCAACCUAGCAGUUCGAAAGCACGUCAAAGUGCAAGUAGAUUUCCAAGCACAAUUCAAAGUGUUGGUGCUGACCUUUAAAGCCCUAAACGGCCUCGGUCCUGUAUACCUGAAGGAGUGUUUCCACCCCCAUUGUUCAGCCCGGACACUGAGAUCCAGCGCCGAGGGCCUUCUGGCAGUUCCCUCACUGUGAGAAGUGAGGUUACAGGGAACCAGGCAGAGGGCCUUCUUGGUAGUGGCGCCCGCCCUGUGGAACACCCUCCCAUCAGAUGUCAAAGAGAUAAACAACUACCUGACAUUCAGAAGACAUCUUAAGGCAGCCCUGUUCAGGGAAGUUUUUAAUAUUUAACGCUGUACUGUUUUUAACACUUGAUUGGGAGCCGCCCAGAGUGGCUGGGGAAACUCAGCCAGAUGGGCGGGGUAUAAAUAAUAAAUUAUUAUUAUUAUUAUUAUUAUUAUUAUUAUAGAUGUGGCAGGAAGGUAAAUGGCAUUUCCGUGCGCUCUGGUUUCCGUCAUGGUGUUCCGUUGUGCCAGAAGCGAUUUAGUCAUGCUGGCCACACGACCUGGAAAGCUGUCUGUGGACAAACGCAGUCUCUCUUGGCCUGAAAGCGAGAUGAGCGCCGCAACCCCAUAGUCGCCUUUGACUGGACUUAACCAACCAGGGAUCACUUACCUUUUUUACCUUUUACAAGCAGUGGCUCUCCAGGAUCUUGGGCAGAGGAUCUUUCUCCACCCCUGGUUUAUGCAACGCUUUUAACUCUAGAGACCAUAGCUGUCAACUUACAGAUUUGAAAAUAAGGGACCAGCAGCCUCGAAAACAAGGGAUCAGCAGCCAAAAUAAGGGAUUUUCAGAGCACAGGUAUGUUUGACUUCUGAGCCCCUCUGAGCCAAAGGCAGAAAGCCCAGCCAGCAGCCGAACGAAGCCUCAAGUGGUGGUUCCCACAGGGCAGCAACCCAGCAAAGGGGAUGCAGCAAGGAAAACCACCGUCACCUCUCCGCUAGGAAGCGCUGAGCAAAGGCGAGAACCCAGGCAACGCGGCUGAUUUGAUUGGCACAAGGCAUGCAAGCUCCACCCCCCAGUCGUUCUUAGACUCCUUAUUGGGUGAGCAACGCAUCCAAGCAACACAGUUGGAGCCUCCCUCCUCCCUGGCCGGCAGGGAGGGAGGGAGGGAGAGGAGCUGCUUCCUUUGAAACCCGGGAAAUUUAAGGGACAUCAUCAAUAAGGGACAGCAGCGGGACACGGCACUGGGAUAAGGGACUUUCCCGCCAAAUAAGGGACGGUUGACAGCUAUGCUAGAGAUGCAGGUAGGGAAUGAACCUGUGACCUUCAACAUGCAAAAUUGGUGCUUUACCACUGAAAAAUGGCCCCCUCCCUGACUAUCAGUCCUUCUCCUUUGGGAAACUGCUUCAGACAAUGCUCAGCCUUACCCAUCUGUUGUUGAUCUAUUUCGCUCUCUUCCCUACAGACGUAUUUUUCAGAACUAGCUGUAGGUGACAUGGAAACUAACAAACUUAGUGUCCAUUCUUGCCGAGGGCUGCAUUUAUUUAUUUUUUUAAUAUCGUAGCUGACAUUUAAACAAUAUGCGCUAUGCUGACAUUUGGCUGAUUCUUCCACGCUGCUCAGACAUUCUUGGCCAAAGCAUUACUUUUGUGCUUGUUCUUGCAUUCUUCAAUUCCCAAACAUUCUAGGCAAAAUUCUUUUCCGGUAAAUCAAUCUAAUGGUUGCUGGCAUUAAUUUUCCCAUUUCUUAUCUAGUUUUUAGAUGUGUCAGCAUUCUUAGCACAAUAUAACUCGAGAAAGAGGGGUUUUUUGCGGGGGGUGGGGGGGGAGGUUGGACAAACCCCUAUGGACCAGUGCAACAAUGUAAUUUAGAUCCCUGGUCUUAAUCCUAAUAGCAAUUUGUUAUAUGAAACACAUGCCCAUUGCAGACAGCACUGGAAUGCCUUGCAGGGUUCACACGCCCUUUUAGUGGGUUACAACUCUGGCGGCUACCUAUCUCUACAUGCAAACCGAGUGAGACCAACAUUACUGUAUAUCAGGAAGAUCAGUAAUGGUGGACAAUAGGUUGGAUCUAGCCUAAGUGUGUUGUACUUUGUAUUCAUAGAAGUCAAUGAGACUAUAUGCUAUUGCAUAUAAUAUUCUAUAGAUUGCCUGACUGCAUUGGACAUCAUUGCCUGUCCCAUCUUGAUUUAAUCCAUAGCCAAGGUCUUCUCAUGUUUUACAGUCUGCCUGAAAUGCUACAUCAGUUAGACAAUCUCAUUUUUAAAAAUCAGGAUUACACCUUUAGUCAAACAAUUUGUGUGCCUCCUGAUGGAGACUUAAUAUUGCAAAUGGGUUAUUUGAAUACUGGAAGCUAGUAGUUGGCAAGAAGUUUUCUUUUAAAAAAAACCACUGGGUUUUCUGCAGAGAUGGGUUAAUCUGGAUUAAAUGGCGGUGGGAAAUACUGGCUGGCAUUUUGAUGCCCAUGAUGGUGUGUGGAUGCUGGGGGAAAAACUUGCAUGUAUGAGCAGCAACAAUUCACAAUACAUAAGCAUUUGGAAGCCCCUUAGUUUAAAUGUUCUUAAUUUUCUGAAACAGAUGUUUGAUGCAUCAGCAAAAUGUCUUCUUUUUCUGUUUCCCACCUAUUAUGUAGAAUGUUGAAGUCUUAAUCUGUUUUUUGAAUCACUGAUUUUAAUUUGUUUAAUGUUGUAAAUAGUUGUCUUUCUUUUUGUAAAUAGCUUUGAGGGUUUUUCUUUUUGAGGGUUUUUCUUUUUUUUAACAAUCACAAAGUGUAUAAAUUUUAUAGACAAGCCUUCCGCGAUACUAUAACCUGAAUUUGCUUAGCUUUAAAUUUGUUAGAAUGAUAUUAAUUUUUAUCACAAAAUUUCACCAGUUGUCAUCAUUUUCACUGAGUUCAGUGGGAGACCCAGAUCUUCUCCCGCUGCCUGCAGUUUCUGGUAUAGAGAGUUCCUAAAAGAGUAAAAGUAUAUGUAUUUGUAAGGUAAAGGUAAAGGUACCCCUGCCCGUACGGGCCAGUCGUGUCCGACUCUAGGGUUGCGCGCUCAUCUCGCUCAAGAGCCCGUGAGCCGGCGCCGUCCGAAGACACUUCCGGGUCACGUGGCCAGCGUGACGAAGCUGCAGCUGGCGAGCCAGCACCAGUGCAGCACACGGAAACGCUGUUUACCUUCCUGCUAUAAAGCGGUACCUAUUUAUCUACUUGCACUUUAAGGGUGCCUCUGAACUGCUAGGUGGGCAGGAGCUGGGACCGAACGACGGGCACUCACCCCGCCGCGGGGAUUUGAACCGCCAACCUUACGAUCAGCAAGUCCUAGGCACUGAGGUUUUACCCACAGCGCCACCCGCAUCCCAAUAUGUAUAUGUACGUUUUUACAAAACUCUGUUCCAAAGCAAGGAUGAGAAACCUGUGGCUCUCCAGAUGGUUUUGGACUACAAAUCCCAUCACCCCUGAGCAUUAGCCAUUCUAGCUAUAUAACAACUAACGCAUCUAAAGCAGCCAUCCAGAUUAGAUCUCUAUAUGCCAAGAACCAGGCCCAAUCAGUGAAGAUAGCUUUGAGACUCUUUCAAAUGAAAGUCCUCCCCCUUCUUUUGGUGGGCAUCUCUUUAGGCUCCCGUAGGGAUUUUUUGAAAAUGGAUUCUAUCCAAACGCAAUUCCUUAGAGCCAUCCUUAGGAUUCCCCCCUCGGUAGCGGGUGCGGUUAUGAGAUUAGAGGUCGGCUGGCAAGCUCUACGGUAUGUGGCCUUGAAGACGAAGCUCUGGCUAUGGCUCAAGCUUUGUUUUAAACCAGUGGGUAUUGCCCCCUUGAUAUUGAGGGACGUUUUCCAAUCAUCGUGGGAAAGGGAGGUCAUUAAUGAGGUUCAAUCCUGCGGAUUGUUUCUCCUUUACUUCCAGUCUAUGACGUACAAUCAAGCUAGAGCUGUGAUCUCCCAGAGACUGAGUGAUAUUGCCAGACAAGAGGACAUAGCCCAGGUUAAACCAGGGAUGUUCCUAGGGGACCAGAUUUAUCGGACCAUACCAGCCCCCUACCUUGCAGAAAUCCACUAUGUGGAAUACCGUAGACUUCUUACAGCGGCUAGAUUAAAUGUCCUUGACUCUGCAAUAUUGUGGGGAAGGUACAGGGGAGUACCAUACGCCCAAAGAACCUGUCAUUGUGCCAUGGGGGUGGUUGAGUCCACCGAACACAUUCUCUUGACUUGCCCUUCUUAUGCAGAGCUUAGACAAAAUUUUAUAGACCCACUCCUAUGUCAAUUCAGCCUCCUACCCGGAGAAAACCAGGCUUUACACUUGCUGAAUAACGCCACUAGAGCUAUACCUUCCUUGGUGGCCAAAUUUCUCUUCUUAGCCUUUAAGCGUCGCAAGACUAAAAUUGACUGUAUUGAUAUGGGGCUAUCUGUCUAGCCCAUUUUAGUGUUGGCUAAGUUUUAAAAUCUUCCUGGAUGUUUUUAACUGUGUAUUGACAAAAUGUACUUUUUUCUGACUGACGGUCGAAUAAAAAGGAUGAUGAUGAUGCUAAUGGAGUCAAACAAAAACAUUUGACACUUGGUUCGACUGGGAGGCAAGAGAAGACAUUGAUUCUUAAGCCUCUCUUGCAUAGAGCAGCUGAACAGACAGAACAGAACUCGAAAGUAAAUAUGGGUCGUCAAGGCUGGAACAUGUUGUAGACAGUUCUUUCAGAAAGCAAGAAAUAAAAGAGGGGGUACUUCACAACAUGGUUCCCUAUCCUGAGAUGGAUCUAGCUGUUGUGUUGCGUACUUCAGAGAAGCUUCUAGUUUGUUCCUUGACCGAGUUAAGUUUCUUCAAAUUCAUUCGUUCUAAUUCAUAUGGGGUGCCAACUUGAAUACGAUACUGGGGUGGGGGCAGGUAAGCCUUGCUCCUCAUAAUCGCUGACAAAAUGAGACACAUGCACGCUAAUUGAAUGGCAGUGCCCUUCAACUUGGGGGGCAGCUCCCUCAAAUAUUUUAUAAGGGGGGCAAAGGGACCUUGGCCCCUAGGAGGUGGCUUCUAUGGUAUAGGAUUGCUAUCUUAGGCUCUAUACAGUGGUACCUCAGGUUAAGUACUUAAUUCGUUCCGGAAGUCCGUACUUAACCUGAAACUGUUCUUAACCUGAAGCACCACUUUAGCUAAUGGGGCCUCCUGCUGCCGCCACGCCACUGGAGCACGAUUUCUGUUCUCAUCCUGAAGCAAAGUUCUUAACCUGAAGCACUAUUUCUGGGUUAGCGGAGUCUGUAACCUGAAGCGUAUGUAACCUGAGGUACCACUGUAUUUGUUGUCUUAUAUAAGCUUGUGAGAGAGGUACAAAUACAUCAUCUCCAGAAUGAUAUUAGUCCCGCUGGGAUACAGAUAAUCCGGGUGUGUACUGCUUUGUAUAAUUAUAGUCUGGCUAGAUGAAAGAUCGCAUCCUGAGCCAUUUUCUCAGCUUGAGCCAGUCAAGGUGGGUGGGGCUCUUUCUUCCCAUAUGAUAUUCGACUUUCGUAAAUUUGUUUGUCCACCUUCUCCUCCUGACCUGUUUGCUGACUUAGGCAGCGAAGUUCCGCGUUGGGGUUUAUAAGCCGGGUUUCGUUUGCCUGCGACUUUCCAUCGAUGACAGGUUCUCCUCAAAGCCUCUUCUUCCCACUUGGAGCAAUCGAGCAGAAAAUCGCUCCAGGGUGACAUCAUGACAGCCUUUUCCUUCUUUUCGCACCUAUUUGAUCUUUGACAGGUAGCUGCUGCGCAUUCCAUGCUGCUAACUCACAUCAAGUUGCCUAGCGACUGAUCAGCCCUCACCUCAAACUUAGAUGCUCACAUGAACUGCAGCCAGUUUUGUAGACCUGAGAGAGCCAUUUGCCCUGUGCCACUAUCUCCCCAUGAAUGACCACCGAUAAAUCCAUGCAUUGUAACCAUCAGCACAGCUAUCACGUGGACGCAACCGAAUGGUUGAUCUUACAGUGGUACCUCGGGUUACAUACGCUUCAGAUUACAGACUCCGCUAUCCCAGAAAUAGUACCUUGGGUUAAGAACUUUGCAUCAGGAUGAGAACACAAAUCGUGCUCCGGCGAUGCAGCAGCAGUGGGAGGCCCCAUUAGCUAAAGUGGUGCUUCAGGUUAAGAAAAGUUUCAGGUUAAGAACGGACCUCCGGAACGAAUUAAGUACUUAACCCGAGGUACCACUGUACUGACAUCCAACACCCUUUUAGAAUGUGGCUUUGGGGGGGGGCGUUAUUGGGUUACUGCUUUUGGUUUGCUUUUAUAUGUUGCGGUCUUGUUGUGAACCGCCCUAAGACCUCUGGGUACAGGGUGGUGUAUAAGUUGAAUUAAUAAUAAUAAUAAUAAUAAUAAUAAUAAUAAUAAUACAGUGGUACAUCUGGUUACAUACUUAGUUCAUUCCGGAGCUCCGUUCUUAACCUGAAACUGUUCUUAACCUGAGGUACCAGGUUAGCUAAUGGGGCCUCCCGCUGCUGCCACGCCGCCAGAGCCCGAUUUCUGUUCUCAUCCUGAAGCAAAGUUCUUAACCCAAGGUACUAUUUCUGGGUUAGCGGAGUGUGUAACCUGAAGCAUAUGUAACCUGAAGUAUAUGUAACCCGAGGCACCACUGUAAUUAUUAUUAUUAUUAUAUUAUUAUUAUUAUUAUUAUUAUUAUUAUUAUUAUUAUUACCUGGGAAGCAGCAUGGAGGGGCAGGGCAUACAUUUUGAUAAUUGUAUAAGAUCUCAUCCAUCCACAAGUCACAUUUCCAUGAGCAUUCUCGCCAUCUGUGGGAAUCUCACUAACCAGCAAAAAAAUUAAAACCCAAUGAGAGACCUCCUAUUAACCACUGGAGGUUAUUUAAUCAGGAAGAAACUAGCAGAUGAACAUGAGAAGAAUCCAGUUGAAGCAGACCAACGUCCCACCUAAUCUAGCAUGAGGAUCCCACACUAGCCUUGACUAUUGCCAUUAGCUUUUUUGCUCCGGCAUUUGUAAAAUCUAUUUUUGUGUCCCAUGCUUGUAAAAACAAUGAGAGCUAUUCAAAGCUUGUUUGGCAAGGCUUGGUUCAACUUGGAAGUAAUAAAUACGCUGGGUUGUAUCCAAAGCUGCGUGAGUGGAGUUCUGUUUUCCCAGUGGGACUUACAUUUCCUCUUCAUUCACCACAUGUCCUCAGUCUGCUCUGGAGGGCCACUCAACCCUCCAAAGCUGAUUUUGAUGGUGCUGGGGGGAUCAGGAAAGGAAGAGGAAGUUCCAUGCUACACAUGGAAGUGGGAUAUUUGCAGUCAAAUCUAACAAUGCAUAGUAAAGGUAAAAGGACCCCUGACCGUUAGGUCCAGUCGUGGCCGACUCUAGGGUUGUGGCACUCAUCUUGCUUUAUUGGCCAAGGGAGCCGGCGUACAGCUUCUGGGUCAUGUGGCCAGCAUGACUAAGCCACUUCUGGCGAACCAGAGCAGUGCACGGAAACACCGUUUACCUUCCCGCCGGAGCGGUACCUAUUUAUCUACUUGCACUUUGAUGUGCUUUCAAACUGCUAGGUUGGCAGGAGCAGGGACCGAGCAAUGGGAGCUCACCCCGUCAUGGGGAUUCUUGUCAAUUAGUAAGUCUAGAUGCUAACGACCAUAGAGCUAUAAAUAUUUAGAUACGCGGACAUAGACCAUAGGAAUGCAAUCGGUGGAGAGACAAUUCUGUUUGAUGUCAUUCUUCCUGCUUCCAGUGCAGGUGAUAAAGGAAAAGCCAGUCCUUUGGUUAAUCUGGGCCAUUUAGGACUUUAGAGGUGGAAACCAGUGGCAUGCGGUCAGUGGACUGGAAGGACUAAGCUCUUCCUUGCAUGGACAGGCAGAGUCCCCCAAACCCUGGGCGUCCUCCAUGUGGAAUAACGACUCAAGACAAUGUGCUAUGGGAUUAAAAUUGGCCACAACUUUAUUAUAUUUCAGAUGUGGGUAGACCUUGGCUCAGGCAUUGGGCACUUAUCCUUCCCAGUCCCCCGCCGGGGAUCUGGGGAACAUCAGGGUUAUUUGAUGGGGGGGGGAUGGGCUGGCUCUGGAGAACAUAUGUUCAAGCAGAGUCGCAGGCGAGAGCAAUGACAACCUCUAGGCGUAUGGGCAAAGCCUCCCCUCAAACAACCCCUUUAACGGGGAACCCUGGUAUUGCCGCGGCAAAGGAGGGGGGCGUGGGUCACCGCUGCAGCCCCCCCUAAUUAGGGAACACAGACGAAAGGCUUGCGCCCAAGGCCUGAUACCGCCAAAGUUGUGACGUUUUGCUACGGAAAAGGCAAACCUGCCAAUGCAGGAGAAUUCCUUUCUGGCCCUUCAACAGCGACCUUGACGUAGCAGCGCCCGCAUACCUGUGAAGAAAAGGUUAAUCUGCAAAAGAAGCCUUAACUGAGGGUGGGUAGGGUGGGAGAAGCUCUGGAGCCAACUGACGAUUCCCAGGUAAGAUGCUCCCCCUAUUGUGUGGGCAGGUAGUCCCUUCCCCUACCUGGCCUAAUCACCUUGGCAACGCCUCCCCAGGCGGGAUUGGGCAACUGGCUGAGGUAGGUGGAGACUUCCAGGUAUCCCACCUGAGGAAGGCGAAGCCAAGCCUGUGCUAAUGGUGCCGCUCCAGAUCCAGGAGCUGCGCGCGUCCACGCAAAGGGCGCCCCCCAUUUAAUGUGGGGAGUGUUGUUGUUGUUUAGUCGUUUAGUCAUGUCCGACUCUUCGUGACCCCAUGGACCAGAGCACGCCAGGCACUCCUGUCUUCCAUUGCCUCCUACAGUUUGGUCAAACUCAUGCUGGUAUCUUCGAGAACACUAUCCAACCAUCUUGUCCUCUGUCGCCCCCUUCUCCUUGUGCCCUCCAUCUUUCCCAACAUCAGGGUCUUUUCCAAGGAGUCUUCUCUUCUCAUGAGGUGGCCAAAGUAUUGGAGCCUCAGCUUCACAAUCUGUCCUUCCAGUGAGCACUCAGGGCUGAUUUCCUUCAGAAUGGAGAGGUUUGAUCUUCUUGCAGUCCAUGGGACCCUCAAGAGACUCCUCCAGCACCAGAAUUCAAAAGCAACAAUGUGGGGAGUAGUCAUUCCUAAAGCCCGGGAAUCUUUUGCCCAGCUGACAGAAGGAGGUACUAUGCUCAUAUCAUAUCGUAUCUUCUUCUCUUCUUUGGCAAGACAUCAUGCAGGCGAUGUUGCACCGCCCCCCCCCCCCCCGCAUUACCCUCACAGGCUGGUACCUCUGACCCUAACGGUUUUCCUGCAAAAAAAUUCACCGCAUGCCACUGGUUAAACCAGACCUCUGACCUACACCACUGCAUGCUGACAGCUUCUAGGAUACACAGGUGAGAACUGCUGAGUGCAGGGUGGGUACCAAACCUGGACAAUCUACCUCAGAUGGAGCACUUUGUGACUCCCGCUAGAAGUGCUGUCCCUCUUUUAACAUCCCACACACCCCAGUGACACCUAUUUAUUCAAUUUUUUGCACCAGUGCUUUAUUACAUUUUUUAAAAAUUACGUAUAAUAAUAGCAAUAAAGAAUAAUAGAAACCGAGGAUGGUAAUUUUCAAAAAUACAUUAUUUUGUAACAUCUGUGCUCUCUGGGAUAAAGAUUCGACUGACUUUCCUUACUUUAUCUGAGCAGAGAAAAGCGCAUUUUGCUGUUUUCAGCUCAAUAUUAUUAUUUUUCUGUAGGCUGACUCAUAUUCUCCAGUCUUUUGCCCUUAGGGAAGAUACUAGGAAAUGAUGUAAUGCCUCAGACAUGGGCCUUAUUCUGCCUGUAUUUUUAGUUACCCUGUAUAAGUUGCUUUAUAACAGAAGGCAAGCUUCUCUUUGAUAACCGAGCUGGUGGAGUGGGACUGAGCACCAUUCAGAUGGAACUGUGCACUAUAUGGAUGCCCAGAUAUCCUGGGAUUUUCUUGGCGUGCCUUUUUAAAGCAUGCAAUAGUUUCUACAGUUAGUUACUACAGCUGCGUGGUAAAUAUUCAUUUCCUUACUUAGAGGUGGAAAUGGGUUUUAAAAGUCAAUUUAUGUGAAAGACGUCAACUCCAGGAAAUUCACAAAGUUUCCCCUCUCCCCUUACACCUCCAAGAAACCUUUCUGGAGUUUAGGGGCUCUUCUGAGCAGUGGGGUAAGAGUUGGGGCUGAAUUGUCCCAAAUUAAGUAGGAUUACCCAGCUUGAGAAAUUCUUCCCUUCCUCUUCACCCUAUCCCACAUGGUUCAGAACAUGGGUAGGCAAACUAAGGCCCAGGGGCCGGAUCCGGCCCAAUCACUUUCUAAAUCUGGCCUGCGGACAGUCCGGGAAUCAGCGUGUUUUUACAUGAGUAGAAUGUGCCCUUUUAUUUAAAAUGCAUCUCUGGGUUAUUUGUGUGGCAGAGGAAUUUGUUCAUUUUAUAUAUUUUUUCAAAAUAUAGUCCGGCCACCCACAAGGUAUGAGGGACAGUGGACCGGCCCCCUGCUGAAAAUGUUUGCUGACCCCUGGCUCAAAAGGAUCUCCCAAACCUUUGGAGAGACUUUUCCUAGGGUUAAGAUGUCUGCAAAGGAUGGAAAAUGUUUGUUUAGUUGCCUUUUUUUUUAUUGGGAUGUAGAAUAGAUUAGAAUAAUCCAAAACAUCCAGAGCUCGUUUUGAACAGAAAGGCUUGAGGUGAUAGCAAAGUGCCUGUAGAUUUUUGGUCCAAAAUGUAUAGAAUGCUUUUGGAACCACAUACAAAGGAUGAACAGGUUAAAUCUGUAAUGAUACACUGGGCGAGGGAUUUGGGGCAUAAUAUCCAACUUUCAGAUUGGGAAAGGUUAUGGAAAACUAAUUUGAAAUUCUCAGCGUGCUGUACAUUGAAAGAAAACUAUAUGAAAAUGAUGUACCAAUGGUACUUGACUCUCAGUAAGUUAGCAAAAAUGUGUAAGACAGGUACAAAUAUCUGCUGGAAAUGUAAAGAAAAAGAAGGCACCUUUUAUCAUAUGUGGUGGUCUUGUAAGGUAAUAAAAGCAUUCUAGGAAAUUAUAUAUAAUGAGCUGAAAAAGAUGCUCAAUUUUUAUUUAAAACACACUAGAGGCUUUUCUAUUCUAGGUGCUGAUAUUCCAAGGGAGCAAAUUAAACUGUUGGACUAUGCCCAGAUGGCAAAACUGACCGGAAAGCUCAGGGACCAAGAAGACCAAAACUUCAACAAAGAAUGGGGAAUUUUUAUAAUUUACCUUGGAGGCCACUGUAAGCAGAUGAAAACAUUAGCAGGGCUGCAAUAACACUCAUAAUGUAGCAAGUACUAUGGGGAUAAUGGAGUUACAUACAACUGAAAAAGAUGCAGUAGAAAAGGUUUAAUAAUAGGACCCACAGAGGGGAAGGUGGGAAGUCCAGAGAUUUGGAUGUUUAUGGUUGUAUUGUUAUAAUUUUAUACUUGUAAAAUCAAAUUAAAAUUUUUUUUAAGUGCUCGUAGGUUUUUACCCUGCAUAGCCUGAUGCUCUGAAUGGAAAUUAAGAAAUUAGAUAGUUCCUUUUGAACAGGAGCAGGGAAGGGGGGUAGCCUUGCAGACGGACUCUCCCUGGGGACUGGUAAUAGGAUAAAGGGCCUUUCACCUCUAGGUCACUGAUCUUAAUGUGGCCAGAAUGCACAGCGGAUGAAAGUCAUUACCAUCUUAUGUCUGUUGAGUAGCCUUUGAGGUAGGACUCUUUGUUCUCUCAGAGUCCUUCCAAGUGGCCAGGUGGUCGUGACAGAGAAAAUCAUUAGAGUCGAUCGGUGAUAUAAUUUAUGCAAUUCGCAGCAGCCUCAGCAAGAGCAACAAAUGAACUUGAAAACUAGGCAGAUGCUCUUUACUAAGGCAACACAUACUGGGUAGAUGUAAGGAAACACACAAAUACCUGCUGGAAAUGUAUUUUGUAUUUUCUUUUGUUGUAAAUAUGUAUGUUUUCUAAUUUGUACUUAAUAAAAAUUAAUUAAAAAAAGAGAGAAAGAAGGUACCUUUUACCACAUGUGGUGGACGUGUAAGGUAAUAAAAGCAUUUUGGGAAAUGAUAUAUAAUGAUUUUUUAAAAUGUUUAAAAUAAACCAGAAGCCUUUUUUAUUAGGAAUUGUAGGUACCGUUAUCCCAAAGGAGUAGAAAAGACUUUUUAUGAUUUGAAAGAGUGUUUGGUCCAGGAAUUUGUGUCCUGUUGGGAUCUAACAAAGGAAGAGGUGGAAUCUACAAUUGUAAAGGCCUAUAGAUUUGGACCUAGAGGUAAAAAGGACUCAGAGAUUGCAUGGUAGUCUUCCAGACAAAGGCUCAAAGAGAUAAAAUUCUGGGAUUGCAUUACAAGAAGAAUUAUGAAGUACAACAACACUCAAUUGUUUUGUUUAAAGAAAUUCCAAAAUUUUUCUUAGCAAAAAGGAAUAACUAUUUAGAUCUUACAAGUGCUUUGAGAAGAAAAAACAUCUUUUUUUUUAUGGGAAUUUCCACAAGGCCUUUCAUUUAAAUACCAGCAAAGGAAAUAUCAAAUCAGGUCAAUUGAAGAAAAGAGAAGAUUCUUGGAAAAGAAAGCUAGGGAUUUUGGAUUUGACACAGGAGCAGGAAUUGGUUCAGGGCGUGCAGCUUCUGGAACAGGAUCCGAAUUUGGGGCAGGAAUCGGUCCUUCAGACUAUGCCAAAAUGGCAAAACUGACUGGAAAGCUCAGGAACCAAGAAGACCAAAACUUCAAGAAAGAAUGGGGGGGGAAUUAUAAUUUAUUAAGUAGACCACUGUAAGCAGAUGAAAACAUGAGCAGUAAUGUUUGUAACUUGUAAUGUAGCAAUUAUCAUGGACAAUAUGGAGAGAUAUAAAACAUGGAUUAUGAAAUAAUGUGCAGUUGAAAAGGUUGACAAAAGGACCCGUGGAGGUGAUGGUGGGAAGUCCGGAGAUUCUAGAAAUCUCUAAAUGUGGAUCUGUAUUUUGUGUUGUUAUAACUCUGCACUUGUAAAAUCACAUAAAAAUCAUUACACAAAAAAAGGAAACACAGUACAGUGGUACCUUGGGCUACAUACGCUUCAGGUUACAUACGCUUCAGGUUACAGACUCCGCUAACCCAGAAAUAAUGCUUCAGGUUAAGAACUUUGCUUCAGGAUGAGAACAGAAAUCGUGCUCCAGCGGCGCGGCGGCAGCAGGAGGCCCCAUUAGCUAAAGUGGUGCUUCAGGUUAAGAACAGUUUCAGGUUAAGAACGGACCUCUGGAAUGAAUUAAGUACUUAACCUGAGGUACCACUGUAUUAGGUGCAUGGUAGCAACAAGAGAAUUUGAACAGCAAUGUACAGAGAACCCAAUAGGGACUCAUGAAAUAACAGCCAUUCGAAUAUUUGCAGUUUCAGUUAUGUCUGUCUGGGUUAACUUCAUAUGCUGAAAUUGGGGGUGCAUUCCCAGUGGCAUCUAAUCUGGGUGUCAGCAGAACCAGCCUUUUUUCUUUUCUUUUUGCAGAGCCAGACUUAUCAUUAUAUAGGGUAAGACACCUUUCACACCCUAUAUAUGUAUACAUUGGCUGCGACCACCAAUUUCUAGCUGAGGACCAUUUCCCCCUUCUCCGUCCCUACCUUGACACUUUGCUCCUCUCUCCAUCCCAUUAGAGCCUGAAAUAUUCAGGCCACAAUUACCUCCCCUGCUUCAAGCACCUCCUUUGUGAUGCAUAUUAACUUGGGGUUAUGUUUCCUUUGUUGGAGGCGUGCGGCUUGUGUCCCAGGAGCAGGUUUGCUUUAUUGUUCUUGCAGAUCUGUACUGCUGGGUUCAGCUCAGCGGAAGCCAUCAAGUUUGUGCCUGACUGAUGCUGACCUGGACCACUGCUCAGACCCCCAGCAGAUGGUGGUACAGGGUCUCCAUCGAGCUGGAACUAAUAGCCUACGCUGUUUCUCUUUUUGUUUCUGAAAAGAAGCCGGGCUGUGAGUUGCCCUCCUUUUUGUGACAACAGCUGUAUACAUGGCAAAAGCUGGCAAAAUGCUAACUGUCACUUCAGGGGUGUCUUCGCUGCCGUUAAGAAGAACUCCUGGACAGUCAAAAUCUCGUCUGAGCAAAUUUGAUGCGGAUGCUUGCGGUUCUUCACACCGUGAGCUGGGACAGGGGGUAGGAGGCUGGGGAUCGCUUCCCAACUCAGGUCCAAACCGACGGAUGUUAAAAGGAGAAAGAAAUGAAAACCACCACGCGCAUUCCCCUUUCCUGCAUAAUAUUUCUUCACAGCUUUAGAAGACCACAAUAAACCGUUUCAGCAUUAGCUGUGCCUUUUCUCUUUGGGAAGUUAUUUGAAAAGCCUGAGGCACUGAAUCCAUUACUGUCCUGCCAAAAAGCAAAAACGAAGGAUUCUCUUGAAAAGCAAUACGUAUCUCACUUCAUUUGUUGUCGUUUCCCUGCCUUACUUCCUGGCAGGACUCAAGGCGCCUUACAACUAAAAUAGAAACAACUAAAAAUAUAUAUUUAAAAAGCAAUAAUCAAAAAAACGAUUAAACAUCAGUGGAAUUAAAAUAUAUACACAUAACCCUCAGUAGGCUUUAGGGAAUAGUUGACUCACAUUUAAAGCACAUAACUCUCCCUGGACUGUAAUUUGUUGAGAAUGCUGGAAAUGGUAGCUCUAUGAGGUGGAAACUUCCCAUUUUUUUGGGGGGGGGGGGAGUCAUGUGCUUUAAAUGUGUGUUGAAUAUGCUUUAAAUGUAUACAGUAGAUCUGCUAACCAGUGUUGAGAUUAACAUCCCAGACUAAAUUCCAUUCUGUGUCCAGUUCUGGGCACCACAGUUCAAGAAGGACACUGACAAACUGGAACAUGUCCAGAGGAGGGCAACCAAAAUGGUCAAAGGCCUGGAAACGAUGCCUUAUGAGGAACGGCUAAGGGAGCUGGGCAUGUUUAGCCUGGAGAAGAGGAGGUUAAGGGGUGAUAUGAUAGCCAUGUUCAAAUAUAUAAAAGGAUGUCACAUAGAGGAGGGAGAAAGGUUGUUUUCUGCUGCUCCAGAGAAGCGGACACGGAGCAAUGGAUCCAAACUACAAGAAAGAAGAUUCCACCUAAACAUUAGGAAGAACUUCCUGACAGUAAGAGCUGUUUGACAGUGGAAUUUGCUGCCAAGGAGUGUGGUGGAGUCUCCUUCUUUGGAGAUCUUUAAGCAGAGGCUUGACAACCAUAUGUCAGGAGUGCUCUGAUGGUGUUUCCUGCUUGGCAGGGGGUUGGACUCGAUGGCCCUUGUGGUCUCUUCCAACUCUAUGAUUCUAUGAUUCUAUGACUAUCUGCUCUAACUCUGUCCUCUGCCUUGGCCUUAGAUUUGCCUUAAAUUUCCACAAGAUUCUGAUCACGAAUAAUGAUCUGUUUGUUCUGUAGCACUAUAACAUGUAAUAAUUACAAUGGUUAAAUUCCAUAAAAUGCCAGGUUAAAAACCUGCACCUCUGUGAAUUCCAGAUUCUUUCUAGACAGCUGGUGUGUUUGUGUUUGACAGAAGGAUUUGGGGGCCACAGAAGAGAAGGGCAUUUGAAUUGGAAGUGUGUUGACAGCAGCAAAGGCUCCAUAAUUACUGCAAAUGGGUGCUCAGAGCGUGACAGAUUUGACAACACCCUUGGCUACAGGAAAAAAAAUUUCAGCACCGUAAUGAGGUAACUAGUAAUCUUUUUUAAACUUCUCCCCCUCAACGCAGUGCUUCUCAGACUAUCUGGCUAGUAAAGCCAUCUUCCCUCCUGCAAUGUGCAGAGGAGCAAUAUCACAUUUGGUCCCUGAAGCUUCCCACCCAACCUGGGCUGUGGUGGGGUCACUGAGGACUGGCAGACCCAUUCUGCAGACCACCACUUUGAGCAGUGCUGCACUAGUAAGAUUCUCCAACUGCGGUGGUUGCCAUAGUUCUCAAGAGACAAUGGCGUGAAAUCAAACUGCACCAAAGUGACCUCAUCAAGGUGCAAGCCUGGGCAGUUUGUAUGGAGGUCAUGGGCUACCCAGAAGACAAGAACCCCCUCUUGGCCUUGCUGAUGGGGUCCAAAGGAAAGCAGAGCAAGAUGUUUGUUUGGUGUUUUUUUAAUGAUAUUGAAAAAAAAAAUUUUUUUUAAAUUACACAAAAAAAAGACAAGACAGAAAAAAUAAAUAAAAAAUAAAACCAUCAUUCUCAAAUUCUCCCCUUUCAAUACCUUCUUUCUUUGACCUCCUCCUCCUCCCUUUUCUUGUAUCCUGAUUAAUAAUAAUCGCAGCAAAUCCUUUCCAUAAUUCAUAGUAUUCUGUCAUUACAUUACCUUAAUCUAUUUUCAUCUUAUCUUAUAGAAAACCUUAAAGUUUAAAACUUAAAUCUUAUUUUUACCAACUUCUCCUAACCAUAACAUUCUUACCAAAUUCUUUAGACAUUUUUACAAGAGCCAAGUAAUUUCAUUUCAACAUUUUUCUAGCAUUCAUCAAUUUUAUAGAACAAUCCUAAUGAUAAUAAUAAAAAAAGAAAUAAACAAUCCAAUCUUCAUCCAGCGUCCCUUCCUCCUGGUCCCGGGUUUUGUCAGUCCUUUUUAUCCUAUUAAUCUAGCACAUUAACCUGGUAAUCUUAUAUCCGAGGUCCUCAAGUCUCUUCCAUGUCCCUUCCGCAGCUCUUCUUCAUAUUUUCCUUUCAUUCGUGGGAACUCCAGCUUAGUAAUAUUUUUGACCCUUUUCAACAAAUCAGCCCCUUUUCCAUAGUCCAGACUAGACUCCAUGUGGUAUUUAAAAACAUGUUUCAGAUUCCCUCCAAAAUUGAGAGCCCCCACAGCUCCAAACAUCUGACGGCCCAUUGCCAGACUCGAAAAGUCCAAAUCUCCUGUAUAGGGGGUCUGUCCAACCCCCAUUUCCAAACCAAACCAAACUUUAUCUUUCCAAGUCUGGUUUUUCCAAGUUCAUUUGUCAAAUCAAAAAAUUUAUGUUCCUGCUGGGCCGCAGCUCCCUCCGUCUCUGGCGCCCAAGAUUCAGCAGCAUCCUCUUCUCUCAGCUGUUCUGUCAUGGCACACUCCUGUUUUAGCUCCUGGGUGGGCUCCAUAUAAUUUCCCACUACCUGUUCAAAGGUUCUGGCCGCAUUAGUCAUCAAAUCCGUCUUCUGGCUUAACUGAUCCAAUAGGGCAUUUAUUUUGCAGAGAGCCAGAGCAAGAUGUUUGGCUCCAGCUUGGCUGCAGGAGUUGCUGGAAGGAGAAGUAUAAUAAGAAGAGUUUGGAUUUGAUAACCCGCUUUAUCACUACCCUAAGGAGUCUCAAAGCGGCUAACAAUCUCCUUUCCCUUCCUCCCCCACAACAAACACUCUGUGAGGUGAGUGAGGCUGAAAGACUUCAGAGACGUGUGACUAGCCCAAGGUCACCCAGCAGCUGCAUGUGGAGGAGCGGGGAAGCGAACCCGGUUCACCAGAUUACGAGUCCACCACUCUUAACCACUACACCAUGCUGGCAUCUGGCUUCUAAGGCACCAUCCAACUGUCUUAGGGUCUCCACUCUGGAUUUGUGUAGUGUUAACUCCUUAGCCUUUUCUUCUCCACAAGGUAGCAGAGGUUUAAGAGCAGAGUUUUCCUUCUCCUAGAUGAGUGACCUUUCCAGGUUGAUGAGUUCCAUCUGCCCCUUGCUUCCCCCUACAGCACAUGCAGAAACCACCUUCUUGGCCUUUGGACAAACUCUUAGUCUUGUUGACUCAUGUCUUUGCAAUGCAGGGGAAGUCCCCGACUCACUAAACGUUUGAGACCCAUUGGAAACAUUCUUUCAUAUGUGGGGGACUUGUAAAAGGGUAAGAGUAUUGGGAAAUGAUCCAUAAUGAAUUGAAAAAAAGUUUAAAAGUACCUUCUCAAAAAGGGACGUGGGUGGCGCUGUGGGUUAAACCACAGAGCCUAGGACUUGCCAAUCAGAAGGUCGGCAGUUUGAAUCCCCGCGAAGGGGUGAGCUCCCGUGGCUCGGUCCCUGCUCCUGCCAACCUAGCAGUUCAAAAGCACGUCAAGGUGCAAGUAGAUAAAUAGGUCCCGCUCUGGCGGGAAAGUAAAUGGUGUUUCCAUGCGCUGCUCUGGUUUGCCAGAAGCGGCUUAGUCAUGCUGGCCACAUGACCCGGAAGCUGUACGCUGACUCCCUCAGCCAAUAAAGUGAGAUGAGCGCCGCAACCCCAGAGUCAGUCACGACUGGACCUAAUGGUCAGGGGUCCCUUUACCUUUACCUUCCCAAAAAACUCAAGAGUCCUUCUUUUGGGGAUAAUUCAGGCUGAAAUUCCUAGGUGUCCAAAAAGUUUAUUUAUGUAUACUACUCCUGCGGCCCAUGUUUUGUUAGCUCAAAAAUGGAGAAUGAGCGAGGUCCCAACCAAAGAAGAAUGGCAACUCAAGUUGACAGAAUAUGCACAACUCGAAGACUUAACAUAUAGAGUAAGAGAAUAAGAAGAACAUAUGUUUAAAGAAGAUUGCGAAAUGUUUGGCAGCAUUAAGAUAAAUUCAACAGUGUAAAUAAGUUUUGAUGGAUGUAAUAAUGGAAUACUGAAUGGUAUAGUUUUUUUGUAAAAUAUGCAGGGAUUUAUGAUAUGUAAAAUGAACCAUGGAAAGAGAAGAAGGGGAGUCAUUGAUAUCUUAAGGAUGUAAAACGAGUAUUUUAAAAGGACCCCUGGAUGGUUAAGUCCAGUCAAAGGCAACUAUGGAGUGCGGUGCUCAUCUUGCUUUCAGGCCAAGGGAGCUGGCGUUUGUCCACAGAAAGCUUUCUGGGUCAUGUGGCCAGAAUGACUAAACCGCGUCUGGCACAACGGAAACACAGCAACAGAAACCAGAGCGCACAGAAAAGACGUUUACCUUCCCGCUACAGCGGUACCUAUUUAUCUACUUGCACUGGUGUGCUUUAGAACUGCUAGGUUGGCAGGAGCUGGGGCAAAGCAACGGGAGCUCACCCUGUUGCGGGGAUUCAAAUCGCCGACCUUCCAUCAGCAAGCACAAGAGGCUCGGUGGUUUAGACUACAGCACUACCUGCGUUCCUUACCUUUAAGCAAGUAACCAGGUUGCAUACCUGCUCUGAGAGUGACUGAAAAAUCCAAUCACACCCAGCAUAACAAUAAGGCAGAAUUACUACCUGCUUUUCCCAUUGAGUCUCAUUCAGAGUUAAGAGCAAUGAAUCCUGCAUAUAUGCAGCAGGAACUUUCCUUGGCAGACAAAGACUUGGGGCUUGCAUCAGAUUUAUUUUGUGUGCCCUGCAGUUUGAGAAAUUCUUCCAGGGCAAAUGCUUUUUUCAAUUACAAGCAAAUAUUCAAAUGAAUAAAUGCUAGUUGUGUGUGUGUGUGUGUGUGUGUGUGUGUGUGUGUUGGGGUGUGUGUGUGAUGUUUGAAAUGUAUUAAAGGCUGACCUAUUUUUUUCCAACAUGUUUUCAUCCCAGUUGGAUUUAAGGCACAUAAAUUAAAGGCCCCUUAAAAUUAUCACCUAGAGACAGUUUAUGGCAAAAAUCCAGAAGCCAUUCAUAGCUGAACUGAAGCAGCAUGAGCCCAGAGGGAGGGAUACCUAUUUUCAAAAAGAGAACUUAAAAGGAUUAUGGAUUGUUUCAUGAACUUUAAAUAGAGGAUUUGCAAAAGUCCACUGAAUGCAGGAAAUGUUCCUUGAAUGGAACCAACUUCAGUAAUGCAGGUACAACAAAGAGCGAGAAAAACUUUCAUUUUAUUCAUUUUAUAUAUUUACACCUCACCCUUAAAAUAGAGGGAAAAUCGAGGUUGGUUAGCUUGCCAUAAAUAGAAUUGGUUUUAGCACAGUUCACAUAUAUAGGAGAAAUGCAAGUUUUUUCACAGACAUUACACAAAUUAGCACGUCUUUUUUUUAAACACAAGUGUAUUGAUAGUAAUUUGAAUGCAAAACCCCCAUAUUUUUUAAUGUAUUUAAACACAAACCCACACACCUUUCACUUUCUCCUCGAUUAAUAGUAUUAAAAGUUAUUUUCUGCUCCUCUUAAGCUUGGGGAAAUUUCUCCCCAGAGAGGCUCACCUGGUGUCUUCGUUAUAUAUCUGUAGGUGCCAGGCUAAAAUAUUUCCCUUCAACCAGACGUUUGUCUGAUGAACAUUUAUGGCUUUUUUAAUGUGUUUGUGGAGCUUAUUGGUUUGUUUUUGUUUUACGAUGUGUCCUGUGUUCUCAUUUUGUAUUUUUCUGUUGUGAACAGCCCCAGGGUUUUCAAAUGACGGGCGGCAAACAAAUCUAAAAAUAAUAGUAAUAGCAAAAUAAAGUGAAAGUCAAGUCCUUCCGCCUUAAGUGGAAAUGGUAAUUAUAUUGAGGGUCCAAUGGAAUGAAUAUCAUGAGAACUAGUAAAUUCUUAUCUGCUGCAGCCUUCAUCUGCCUUACCAGCCAUUGUAAUAUACCACUUGUUAUCCUCCACCUAUCUUGCAAUUGAGGACUUCUUGGAUCAUUCUUUGUCUAGCUCCUCCCCUUUGACCUUACCGCCUUGGGUGACCCUACUGGGAGACUCCCAAGGGCUUCGCUCACAAGGGUCAUAGGAACGUGCAAGCCCACUCACCACAACAAGGUGAUGAUCCAGCGAGUUGAGUUUGGGGUGGGUUUUUGGAAGAAGCAAUGGUUCUUCUACAUCUACUCUGUUGGACUGGUCAUGUUGUGUGGAUGCCUGUGCAUCGUCUUCCAAAGCAACUACUCUAUUCCGAACUUAAAAAUGGAAAGCGUAAUGCUGGUGGUCAACAAAAGACUCUCUCAAGGCAAAUCUAAAAAAAUGUAGUAUAAACACUGACAAUUGGGAAACACUGGCUGUUAGUGCUCCAAUUGGAGAACAGCCUUUACCUAGGUGUCAUGGACUUUGAAGAUGCUUGAACUCAGGAUGAAAGGGAGAAACUUGAUAGGAGGAAGGUACGUUUAGCAAACCCUCACCAAGAUCAACACCAAGCCGGAAACCUAUUUCCCCACUGUGGAAGGACGUGUGGAUCCAGAAUUGGCCUCACAGUCACUUACGGACUCGCUGUUAAGAUUGUGUUCAUUGAAGACAAUCUUACUCGGCUAGGAGUGAUUGCCAAAGAAGAUGAUAUUGAGGAUCGCUGCCCAUGCCCAACUGAGCUCACUCUCCCUAUUGCAACCAACAAGGCUGACUUAGAGGCAAUUCAUCAGUGACCCAAAUGAUGCACAACGCAUGCAGGCUUACCCAAAUGUAAUUAAAAACCAGUUAAUCCAAUUUUUUAAAAAUGCACCGGGGUAGUCUGUGGUAACCUGAGGGGAGGGAUGCAAAAUGCACAUUUAAGAAACACACACAAAGGAGCCUUUUGUUUAUUUAAGCUCCUUCACAUUCGUUGUUGGCUUCCUUCUCUCUCCCUAAAACACCUCACGCCGCUGCCUCCAUGCCCGCAAUUUGGAGUCCACUCCUUCCCGCCACCCUUCAUGCUGUCUGAAAUGGUCCCAUCCGAUAUAGACAUGGAAGCAUGGGAAUGACUGUGGAACAUGGAUAUAAAAUUUACAGCAUGUUAUGGUCUAAGAGAAAAUUAUAUGAAAACGAUACAUUGAUGGUAUCUAACACUGAGUAAAUUGGCAGAAAUGUAUAAAUCUAAAUCAAACAAGUGUUGGAAAUGUAAAGGUAAAGAAGGUUCUUUUUAUCAUAUGUGGUGGUCUUUUAGUAAGAUUAAAGCUUACUGGGAAAUGAUAUAUAAUGAAAUGAAAAGGAUGUUUAAAAUAAUGUUUGUAAAAAAACAACAACAGCCCCAGAAGCUUUUCUUUUGGAAAUUAUAGGGACAGAACUACCAAAAUUGUAUAAAAACUUAUUCAUGUAUGUGACUACAGCGUCAAGAAUGCUACUUGCCGCAAAAUGGAAAGAAGCAGAAGUCCCAGCAAAGAAUGGAUGCAAAAACUUAUGAAAUAUGCAGAAAUGGCAAACUUGCCAGAAGAAGAAUAAAUCAAGAUAUUUUUUAUAUAUAUAAAGGAAUGGAAAUGGUUUAUGGAAUAUUUACAGAUAAAUUGUAAACAGAUAUUUGCAGGAUUGUUGUAAUAACAUGCAGUUUCAUAAGAGUAUGUAUUUAAAGAAGAUGAAUAAAUGAGCAAAUUAAGUUAAUUUGGAAUAUGCAGAAGAUAUUAAAAAUAAAUUUAAGGAACAGCAGAAAGAAGGGGAAGGAGGUCAAGUUUUGAAAUGUCAAAAUGAUUGUAAAAUCAGUGAAAUCCUAUAAACCUAAAAAGUAUAUAUAUAUUUUUAAUGAAUGAAUGAAAUGGUCUCGCCCGCGGCCCUACGCGAAUGGUUCGGUCCGUUCUCUCCCCCGCCGAAGCCUCUGCGCUCGCUCGGUCAGGCGUAAAGGGAAUCCCCCUCCUGCCCCUCCUUCUUCCUAUGAUCGCCCUUCUCGCGAUAUCCUUUCUCCGCUGCCCUCGAACAGGUCUCGCGAGUCUUCGGGCCGAGUUCCCACGCCUGUUGUGUCUGACUUCUGAGACGGGAGAGCGACACAGACCCCCGUCAGUGUGUGUGCGCGUAAGUGACGUGAGCGAGUGGGCGGGGAUUUCCGCACGCCCCGCCCCCUUUUCGCUCCUUUGCGCUUGCGAUAAGCUUGUCCUCUCCCCCGCGCGCGCGCGCGUGCGCGCUGCUGGUUCCGCUGGGAGGCGCGCGCGCGCGUGUGCGACGGCUACCUCGCCUCCCUUCUCGCGAGAGUAGGAGUUUUAGCGAGAGUUUGUGGAAGAUGGCGCCUGUUGUGACAGGGUGAGUGCGGGGGGGGGGGGGUGGCUCUCUCGACAUAGUUCCUCAGGGGCCCGUUUCCUUCCCGUCCCUCAGCCGGCCUGCCCGGCUCUCGCCCCUCUGCCGCCCGUUCCUCGAGCUCCGGAUUCGGGUGGGGUCUCCUUUCUCCUCACGACCGCUGCCGCUUCUCCGGUUGCGGGGGAACCGGAACGGUGCUGGUGGUGGUCGGUGGUGGUGGUGGUUGUGGGGAGGCCGAGUCGCAUGGGCCCCUCGACGGGCCGGGGGUCCGGGUGGCGGGAAAGUCCCGCCUCGAGCCUCGUCGCUGUGGGGAAGCGCUUCUCGGCGCGCGGAGCUCGUCGCUGUGGGGAGAAGCGGGGGGCUUCUGUGGGGAGAAGAGGCACAACACCCCCACACGUGAAAACUGGUCCUGCGUGUCUCCGGCUCAGUGGUGUUAACACCCCCCCCCAAAAAAAGGAGAGGGGGUAAAAAGCGCUCUGGAGUAAAAGUCACUUCAGGGGCUCUGAGGAACUUGGCACGUCUGCGCGGCUCUUGACUGCUUUUAUUUCGGGGGUGCAUCUUACCCUCUGCCUUUCUGCCUUAUGCAAGGAGGAAUUGCAUCGCGUUGCCUUGACACUUGCGUGGUGCUCGCGUUGGUGGUGCCUGGAAUGAGGCGCAGACCGCCCCCCCCCAAGUGAGAGCUGUCACUUCAAGCCCCCACCAAUGCCCUGCAUGGUUAAGCUGUCCUCUUGUGUGUUGCAUUGCAUAACUAACUUCCCCAGCUUCCUUGCAGUGCCUGAGGUUGUUGCGUGAAGUUGGUUGGAUUGAAAGCAAAGGCUUCCGUAUCUUUGCUUUGUGGUGUGCGGUUAAUGGGAACGUCCCCCUAGGUGAGUUGAGCUUUGGGUCUUAGUGACAUACUGAGCAUGUUCCGGUUUUCCUUGAAGGGGCCCUAACUCUUACUCUCAGGGUUGUGGUUUUGAGCCCUACAAUGGGCCAAAGGUUCCUGCCUUGCAGGGGGUUGGACUCUCAGAAGCUGAUGAUGCCUUUUUGUGUUGCUUCACGAGGCCCUCCAGUCUUUAUUAAAGGUUGCUGCGGCAUAUCACACUUGUGCUUGACUUAAGUUAUGGGCUGCCUUCUGGCAACAGCAUCAGUCCAUUGGGGCUUAGAGUUAGCCUUCAAGGUAGCCGGUGUCAUUUAGGUCACAUGAUUUCAUUGAAAACAAAUGAUGCUUUUUGGUGAUUGGGUAGGAAUUUGUUGUAUAGAGAUUUCUGGUGUUCAGACAUUACAGAAACAAUCUCCUGUUCCAAACUCCGAAUGUGUCUGCAGUCUUACGCUAUAAUUUGCGAAGUGAAAGUAUACCACCUCUAAUAAUUAUGGAAUUUACUUCUACAAAGUGUCUUUAAGAUUAGUGUGCUGAUAGCUUGAUUGAAAAUAUCAGAAAAGUCCUUCAAUAAAAUCACUUUCUAAUAUGCUUUAGUAUCACAGUAUGCAACUAAUAUGUUGCUCCCUUCCCCUCCAAAGAAAGCAGGAAUUGUUUCUUACAAAUUUCAAAUUAUUUAAGGUUUUAGAGUCGGGGUGUCAAGAUGAAAGUAGGCUUGGACUAUUUGAUUCAGCUAUUCUGUGGUUUAUAGAUUCUUUUUAUUCUGGUCAUGUAUUCAUGGUACGCUUUUUUACUGUUGAGUAUAAAUUGCUCCUAACAUUCUGAACUGAAAAGUAGUUCCUUCUAGCUUUAGAUUGUUACAAAUUCAAAUUGCUUGUAAGUGAAGGCAAGGUAAAUGUGUUCCUCAGGAUCUAGUUCUCUGCUUGAAUAAGUAUCGAGUAUUGCACUGAAUAGUUAAUUAUUAUGAUGUUAAUAUUCCUAGAUCUGACACAAAGUUAACAUCAAAAAUCUUGUGGAAUAUGUUCUUCUGUCAGAAUAUUGAAAAGUCAUAAAAAGUAGUACCUUGCUAAUUGAGAGCUACUGUUUUGUGCAGACAGAAUUUGACUUCUUUCCCACCCUGUUCUUCACACUUUGGGCCUCUUCUGGCUGGAUCUUAGUUGCUGCUUUAUCACUGUAAAAAUAACUUACAUAUUAUUGGGCACUUUGUCAUACAUAAUUUAAUAUUUUAUGUAACACUUCCAUUGUGCAGAUGCUAUGCUGAGACCAUUAUUAGAGACAUAGGUAUCAUUUUCUUAAGCAGCAGUGCAGCAUAUUUGGAGAAAAUUUGAUUGAUGGGAGGCUUUGAAAUUUACUUUGAAACCUAAGGAGAAAUUCCAUCCGGUGAAAAAUAAUGCAUGGCAGAUACACACUUAAGAGGGACGAUGGCACCAGCAGGAAUAUGGGGGGGGGGUCAUUGCCAUGCUUUUAUAGGAUGAACAGCAUGCAUUCAUAUCCAAGGAUUUAAUUUGGUGAUACCACAUUUUUAUAGGGACGUGGGUGGCACUGUGAUCUAAACCACAGAGCCUAGGGCUUGCUCAGAAGGUUGCUGGUUCGAAUCCCUGCAAUGGGGUGAGCUCCCGUUGCUUGGUCCCUGCUCCUGCUAACCUAGCAGUUCGAAAGCAUGUCAAAGUACAAGUAGAUAAAUAGGUUCUGCUCCGGUGGGAAGGUAAAUGGCGUUUCCGUGCGCUGCUCUGGUUCACCAGAAGUGGCUUAGUUAUGCUGGCUACGUGACCCAGAAGCUGUACACCAGCUCCCUCGGCCAGUAAAGCAAGAUGAGCACCGCAACCCCAGAGUCGUCCACGACUGGACCUAGCGGUCAGGGGUCCCUUUACCUUUACCUUUUUCUAAUCAGUGUUUGUUUGAAUACUGUACCCUCUGUAAACUUGUGGAAACAACAAUGAAGAACUUCGACAGGUUGCAGAGAGAAGAGGGACAUUUGGAAGCUUAGAAAACUGCUUUGCAAUGUGAGGUUCGUGCGGCAAAAUAUUCCUAUGGCAAUCGUUCAACUGUACCCUAUAAAGCAAGGGUGGGCUGAAGGUAGAUCAAGAUCUACUGGUAGAUCUUCGACUGAUUGUCAGGGUUUUGUACUUUCAGUUGUUUAACAGUACCAGCAAAAAUUAGUUUCUUUGCUAAAUUAAGACUGCUGAAAUAAAUAAAAGUAACCGGGAAUGUAUUUUUGCAGGAAAGGGUUAAAAUAUCAGUGUUGUUUUGGACUGAAAACCAAUUCCUAGGUUUCGAAUGUGCUCAGAAGCAUCCCCCUAUUUUAAAAAAACAACAACCCUAUGUCUCUCUUGCACCUAGCUCUCUUGAGUAGAUCUUGUGGCGCUAACAGAGAGCAAAGUGGACCCAACAAACCUCAAGUCUGUCCACUCCUGCUCUAAAGUAUUUGAAGACAUGGUAUAUUUGAGGAUGGACUCUUCUGUAUUCCUUUUCUAGUGGCCCACCAGUCAUUUAUCAGCAACGAAACAGCUUCCUCAGUGGAAGGGGAUUUGGAAGCAAAGAAAUAAUAUGAGAGUGCAAGUAUUACUUCUCCUUGCCUCUAUCUGUCAUCAGGCAAGUUGACUACCUGCCCCAAAUAAAAGUACAACUUGUGCAUAUAUACAGGUAGAGGGGGUGACAGCACACAGAGAUGAAGGGCACUGGACUCUGUCAACUGUGCUUGAAGAGUUAACACCUGAAAGAGUAACCAGAUUUCUAAAUGUCCCAAGUGACGGAAGUUUGAUACUGGUAAGCUUGUAAGAGACUGCUUAGAACAAAAAAUUAUCGCUGUAAACUUGUGAUGUGUUGCUUGUAAAAGUUGCCUCUCUGAUCAGAAUACUGUAUUAAAUUGGUUUACUUCCCCCCCCCAAAUAAAUCUUGACUUGGUUCAGGUUUUUUUAAAAAGACAUUGGUUUCUUCUUAUUUAUUUAACCAAUUUAUAAGCCACUUGAUCCUUUACACAUCUAUAUGAAACUCAUACAAAAAUGUCUCAUAGUUUUUUAGAGACUGCCAAGUUUGUAGAGUAGAUAGUGCUUUGUAGCCUUUUAAGUAUUGUCCCACAUUUGUAAAAAAGUCUUACAUGGCAAAUAUGAAUUCCUUUUGUGUGAAGAGGUAAGAAGGCUUCUAUAAUCUGGAUCAGUAGUUCUGUGUUUUCUCAGGCUGUUGAUACAUCACAGAUUACUUAUACUGCCAUGUGGAGGCAAGCAGGUAGGCUUGUAAUUCUUGUGGGGUUGUUUGCGAGCCUUUAUCAGGGCAUAUAAUGGUUUGUGUCCAGUGUAUCUAAGAAAUGUCCUCCUUCUUUAUGUUCUGUCUUGCACACCAAGAUUUAUCAAGAGUAUUUUACUGACUGAAUUAAUUUUGUGCCGUGGAAUCAGGGUGUUUAUAAAGAGUUUAAUUGCUUGACUCAUAACUAGGAAUCUCUUCUUCCUAGACAUUUAUUGGAGCCUAAACUGAGGAUUUUUCAGAAAUACUAAGUAAGUCUUCAUCAUUAUUGUGUCUGCUAUUUGAUAGUUGAGGUUAGGUAGCACAGAGUCUAUUUGCAUGUAUUUACUUUCUGUUAUAAAACCCCAUUACAAGUUGGAUUGACUGUGAAUUAAGUUUGGCUACCCACUGAGAUUUGUAGUUGGUCAUGCUAAAAAUGUGAAUAAACAAAUAAGCACCUCUGUUUUUUAUUCAAAGGGAAUGGUUAGGAAAUUGGCUGUACAGUACUACAAGUGUUGAUUACUUGGUAUCUUACUGUGUUUAGGCACUGUACAGCUAUUGAAUAUAUUCCUGAAUAUAAUAACAGUAAAACAAAUGAAUGAAAUAAGAUGAUGUGCUAAAAAGAGUGGAUUUGAUAACAGCAGUAGUUGUGGGAUCCACAGUAUAAACUUACUACCAAACUUAUAAACUUUUCUGUCUUCAAAUGUAGAUAAUUUUUAUCAUUGAAAAAUAUGAUAGUAUUACCUGUUUGUUUCUGCAUUUGGAACAAAACUUUGUGAACAAAAAUAUAUUUACACAAUCCUUUGAAAUUCUGACCUUAAAUCUUCUCUCCAGUAGCAUAAGUCAUGAGCCAUUGCUUUCACAGUUAAUUUGGUAUAGGCUUCCCUCCCCACUUCCUAUUAAACAGUACAGAAUGGGGAGGAAUUAGCAAAAGCGGGGGAAUGGGUUUGUGGCUGAUCUUAGUGUGGCUUUAGAAAAAAAUAACCGAACUAUUGUCAAAUGAAGUAGAUUCAGUUCCCCACUGAAGCUGGGUAACUUUUAUAUGCAUCUUAUAGGUUAUCAUCAGUGUUAGAAACUGAGAUAUGAAAGCUAGCAGCUAAAUGGCACCUUAAACCUAGGUUAUGGGCGCAACAAUGGAAUGUCUAGGCACACUUCUUUUACAACAAGAAUACAAAGCUGAAAAUGAAUGAACAGCUAAAAUCUUAAUAUUCAUUUUUCACAUGCUCUAGUCCUCAUCUGAAGACUGCAAAAAAAGAAAGCCAUGCUUCCCCUGUCCACCUCCCUAAUAUUCUUAAGAGGGUCUCUCCUAUAGUCUGCAGAGAGUGACUGGAAGUGGAGAGGCAGAAAAAGACCCUCCUUUCCUUCCACUCUGCAGUUUUAAUCUGAAAUCUUAGGCACAGUACUGCGACCAGAGAUCAGAAACUGCUCACGCUAAUGAAAUUCCUUGUCGCAAAAUGUGCCUAGAACGCUGGUUAUCAUGAUAUUCAUUUUAGAAAGCUCUUUAUGAACUUUUAUAUUUAUUAAAUGCUGUAAAAACUAGGAAGCGUUAUAAGGAAAGCUUUCCUGAGGGAAUAGAGAACAGAACAGACUGUUAGAUUACCUGAUUAAAGAGAGGGGUAUGAAUGGAGCAGGCAAGAGUAUAUGUAUGCUUUUCAUUAGCAUCUGAGAAGCAAGGUGGCAGCUGUUGGAACAAAGUUUUUGAACUCAAGUGAUAUACAUUCUUGUGUGUCGUUGCACAUCAUCUCGGGCACUUAAAAGUGGAUUGGUAAUUCAUAAACACAAUUAACAUCACCUUGCCUGUUCUGCUGCUUCUAGUUAUUGUUGUCAUUGGUGAUUUAGAUUGGCAGGUGUUGUCAUAAUGAACUAUUAUUUCUUUUGUCUUGUUCUUUGGAUUGGUAAUCUUAGUUGGUGACUAGAGACUAGGUUUUGUAACCUGCUAUGGAAAGCUCUUCAGUGUUUGACUUAAAUAGCUUCUGGAAUGCUCAGGCAGGUUACACCACAUAAAACCAGCAGGAAACAUGCUCUCUCUAAUUUACUGUUCAGAAUUUGUACUAAUAAAUGUAUUCACCAUUGUGAAGCAAUCCUUAAAAAAAUUACUCUUCUGUAUUGCCUUGUGCCAUGUUGAAGUAGUGAUCACUCUAAGACACUGGGGCAAGAAGUAUGCUUAUAAGUAUAAAGUGCACAAGCUAUUUAGAGCUUUUUAAUUUAAAACCAUCACUUUAAAACAUGCCUGUUGUGUGUCUUUGAAGAAUUGUGUUAGCUAAUUAGGAUUCUGAAACAUUCCAUUAUAUGUACAACAUUAAUAUUACUUUAUGUUGCAAGAGUGGAAAUAUGCGCAGGAGCUAAGAAACCUUAGGAUUUUGGUCAUAAUUGGAUGGUAGAACCUGGAUGUCAACUCUGAAUUACUGAUUAUCACAUUGCUCUGUUUUUAAAUACAAGCUGUAGAAAUUAGAGGGUUCCAGGUGUGUGCCUGGGAUGGUACACACCAAUCCAUUAAAAUAACACUUUAAUACAAGAAAAUCAUAAAACCAAAAAUAUUAAUAGAACAAGGGUCAGAAUAUCAGGAGGUUACUAAAAAUAUAAUAAUUCAGCAGCAGCCUAGCUCUUUGAGUAAUCAUUUCUAUAAGCCUAAGAAUACUAAUGCAUCACAAUAUGAUGCCUAAAAUCAGCUAGCAUAAGGAACAAUCUUAUCCCCAUGGAGAAGGAAUUCCAUACCUCUUGUGCCACAACAGAUAAGCCCUGCUCUUCAUAACUACACUGCAGAAAAUAGCUGUAAAUAGAACUAUGGGAGUAGGGUCUCUUCCAGAUCUUAAGCCAUUGGUUGGUAGGUACUAGGGGAGCUGUAUAGAAUUUUAUAGACAAAUGUUAGUACCUUAAAUUUGACUCAGUAGCAAAUAGGCAGACAGUUCAGGUAUCAAAUAGGCAGUCAGCAGCCUCUUCUGCACCACCUGCAGCUUCUGGACAGACUUCAAGGAAAGUCUCACAAAGAGCACAUUGCAGUAGUUUAAAUGAGAGGUUACCAGAGUAUGUAUUAACAUAGCUGAGCUAUCAAAGUCCAGGAGCAACUGUAGCUGGGGAACAAGUCAGAGCUGGACAUAUACAGUCCUUGCCAUCUGGGCUUCAAGGACAUAUGCAGUCCUUGACGCUAUCUGGGCUUCAAGUGAUAGCAGUGUUUUGCCAAGAGCUAUUUACCUGCUCCUUCACGGUGAGUACAACUCAGUCCAGAAAGGGCACUCUACCCAACUCCAGAUGCAGGUGGGGCUGUGGUCUAAACCACUGAGCCUCUUGGGAUUGCUGAUCAGAAAGUCGGCGGUUCGAAUCCCUGCAAGGGUGUGCUCCCGUUGCUCUGUCCCAGCUCCCACCAACCCAGCAGUUCAAAAGCACGCCAGUGCAAGUAGAUAAAUAGAUACCUCUGCGGUGGGAAGGUAAACAGCAUUUUUGUGUGCUCUGGUUUCCGUCAUGGUGUUCCAUUGCGCCAGAAGCAAUUUAGUCCUACUGGCCACAUGACCUGGAAAGCUGUCUGUGGACAAACGCCUGGUCCCUCAGCCUGAAAGCGAGAUGAGCGCCUCAACCCCAUAGUCACAUUUGACUGGACUUAACCAUCCAGGGGUCCUUUACCUUUAUGUUUUUACUGAUGACAUAGUACUUCAGAUCCCGGGAUGACAAACUUUAAAAAGCAUUGGGGACAAAAUAGUACCCUAUGGAACCCCACAGCACAAGUGCUGGGGAGCUGAGCUGCUACAGUCUGGUACUGGUCCUGCAGAUAAGAAGAGUAGAGCCCUGUAUUGUGGUGCCUCUAGCUCCUAAUCCACAGAACUCAUGCCAGUCAGUAUUAUGGUUGGUUCUUUCAAAAGCUGAUGAGAAGUCAAGGAGAACUAGCACGGUCUCACUCUCCUGAUAAAAAGGUCACCAAUCGGGGUGACCGAGGCCAUUUCCAUGCUGAACCUAGGCCUGAAGCCAGAAUGAAAUGGGUCUAGAUAAUCUGCUUCAUCCAGACACACCUGGGACUGACUAAUCACUACCUUCUCAAUCAUCUUGCUCCCAUAAGGGACAUUUUUGACUGUGUGGUAGUUACCUAAUAUCACUAUAUCCAUGUAGGACCUCCUGAGAAGGAGCCUCACCAUCUCCAGAGCAAUUGGCUGCACCCUCUUCACCAUAGAGAAUCAAUCACCCCUUAGACCCACUCUCAAGUUGUUCCUGGGUGGUUUUUAUUUGCCAUAAUGGACUUAAUUUUUUCAAAUUGCUACUGUCUUCAUGUCUUAAGAGGCCUUGGAGUGACUAACAAUAAAUUUAUUUAUUUUUAAAUACUAUUCUGAAAGUGCUGGGAAAAUAUUUAUAAUCAUUUCUGUAGUGGGAUCUUGAAGAAUAAGUUAAACAGGCUUAGGUUAAAAUAAUUUUUGGUUUUUAUUGGAGCUUGCUUUUGCUGAUAUUCUGUCUUCCUUUGGUGUCUAAGCUCCCCCAUCUGGCAACACGUUGCACUUUUCUUGGCUUUCUGCAUCUGACAGUGGUUGGUAGCAAAUUCCUUUCUAUAAUAUUACAUUACUGCACCACCACGACCACAGGAAACCUGUUAGGUUUCCAAGCACUUUUAAGAGCUUAGUGAAAUAUUUGGAUUCGGGUGAGAGGAUGAGCUGCUCCAAUGCUGGAUUAGUCAUGCAGCAAGGUGAAAUGACCUGCUUCAGGUGGUACUGGGGAGGUCGCAGGUAGAUGAAGUCAGGAAUUAGUGUCUGUCUGUCUGGUUUAGAAUUUUUUGUUUAAAGUAUUGGUCCUAGAAUGGGGCCUGUGCCUGGAUAGCUCAGUUGGUUAAAGAGUGGUACUGAUACUGUAAUGCCAAGGUUGCAUGUUUUAUCCCUGUAUGGGACAGCUGUAUGUUACUACACUGCAGGGGGUUGGACUACAUGGUCCUGAGGAUCCCUUCCAACUCUAAGAUUGUAUGAUUCUUUGAUUUCCAAUUAAUUUCAGCCAGCAACAUGUGUUAAGACAUUCCUGGACAGCUGGCGUUUUGUUUUUAGACAGGAAUCCCCUUCCUGUCUGUCUGGGUUGACAUUAACCCCUCAUUCAGAUAGAGACAUGUGCUGUCUUGUUCCAGCUGCACUUAGUGACUGCUUGUUGCUAUGCAAUUCCUGGGUUUCCAGUCAGCUGGGUACAGCAACAAGGUGUAGGAAGCAGGUGAUUAACAGCUGAUCAGAAUGGUGUACUGCGCCCAGGGAGGGAAGGGUAGGGUUAAGCACAAGUGCCGCCCCAUUUCUGUGCGCCAUAGAAAAUGGUGAAUUUUGUGGAAACAUUUCAGCUGCUGUGGAUCCUUUUUCUUUAGCUUAAAAAAACUUUGCAGCUACAAGUGGAGCUCCUCUCAGUAGCUGGCAGGUGGUGGCUGCUAGUUUCCUUCUUCAGAAAGUCCUGGAUGCAUUAGCCACUUGCUUAUUUGUGAAAGCUUGUCCCCCCCCCCCCCGAAAUUCCUAGAAUGAUACUGCAUUCAGGAAAGUUGGGGGAAGUGUGUUGACAGGUGGGGGUGCGGGAAGCUAAAGAGAAGAGCUCUGAUAUUGCCACUGUUUUUACACAAUAUUUUGAAUGAAUUUAGAAUUACUGAGCAUGGCAUGUCAUUAUUGGUCCAUUUACCUUUAUGUGCUAAAGGCUGUUACCUACAGCAAAAGUUGAAUACGGGAAAAUAAAUAAGUAUUGUCAUUUUAAACAUUUCUGGAAUUUAAAAAUAUUUAUCUGGGUGAACAACAUGGAUUAGAAAUUCAUGAAAUUAUUAUCGGAUAUAUUGGUUUGCUUAUACAAGUACUACCACUUCAGACCAAUUUUAAUUAUUUCAUUCAAACAUUCAUUUACUUUUUUGGGUCAUGACUUGAGUGUAGAUGAAUUAUUUGAUUAACUUGGGUGCUUUGUCUUGAAAAAAUGCAAUUGUUUCUGGUUGGAGCAGUGUGCGCUCUCUGCCUUGGGCUGAAUUGUAGCAUGAAUGAGGUGGCAAAGCUUUUGGAGUUCACUGGAACUUCUACUGCCACUUUUUAAAAAAUUAAAGUAGUUAUUGGAGUGAUUCACUGGGUGCUUUGUCUAGGAUUAAAUUCCUUUUUCAUCUGCUGGAUUUUGUUGCUGUUUUACCAAGAUAUGGGUGAGUGAGCUGAAUGGAGUUGCUCUCUCUCAGUUCUGGUCUUCUGGGUGCUUGUUUCAGAAUCAGCAUAGAUUAGAGGGUUGGGGAGAAGCAGUUGCUGUCUUCUACAAGAAUUCUGCCUCUCCAGUCUUCCUGUUGGCUUUGAGUGCCAGUUUCGAGUGUUCGUAUAUUAUGUUACAUACUCAGGAAGCAUUAGGAUCCUAAUGUAUCAUCCACUCCACUGCUCACCAGUCUCUUUAGCUGAGCUGGGAGUCAUAGUCUCAGAUUUGGGGUUGAGGACUGCUGGGAUGAUUGCCCUGGGGGACCUCAACACCCAUGCUGAGUGCCUUGUCUAUGGUGGCUGAAAAAUUCAUGAGUGCCAUGACAGUUGUGGCGCUGUUACAACAUGUCAUCAGCCUAACACAUCCUGGACAGAAGGAUGGUGGUCUGAAGGUAGAUUUUAUAUUGACUCCCUUGUUAUGGCUGGACCACAUUCUGUGGAGGUUUAGCUUGUUGCUUUAUCCCUUCCAUGGUUGGAGGAACCUAUUAGAAUAGUCAAUCCCAGAGACUAAUGGAUUCUGAGGGAUUUUCAGCUAGUGUGGCUGGUAUUUUUGUCAGAGUCCUGAUUACUUUCUGGAAUAUAGAUGGAGGACUUGGGCAGUUAGCAUAAUCGCUCCCAAGUGCCCUUUUGCCACGAGCAGAGCCCAUUAAACUCCUUAGGAGACACCUGAGCUGAGGGCAGGGAAGCAGUUUGGGAGACAGCAAUAAUGCAGAUGGAGAAGGACUAAUAAGUUCAAUCAGACAAAAACAAGAGCACAUUAUCUAUUUGCCUAUUCUGUGUCAUGAAGGAGGUGAAGAAGCAGUUUUUGUCCACCACUAGUGAAGCACUUCCAAGUGUUUUGGGGCCCUUUGCAACCUGGACAUCCCUUGGAGGCACACAGCAUCAUGUUUGCUAAGCACUUUGAGGACAUUCAUCACAUCACUGAUGCCAAUAUUAUUGCAGAUCAAUCAACUCAGUUAUCUAGGCCAACUAGUUCAGUUUUAUUGGGUGACUUUUGAUUCUGUAAGACAUACAGAUGUGAAUGUGGUCCAGGGUAUAGUAGGCAAAAGACAAUUGUGGUAAGACAGUGAGAUUGGAGCUAGGCUAUUCCUGCCACCUCUGCCAGUGGUAAAACAAUGUAAACAACAACAAAGUUGCUGCAGCUGUUAAAGGUUAAAAAAAACAACCCACCUCUCUCAUUGGCGGUUACUUUGCUGUAUAUCUCUUAAAACCUGGGGGAAUGCUUCUCCAUUUCACCACUAGUGAAUGGGACUUCAAAAUUUGGGGGACAUUUGGGCUCAAGCAUACACUGCAUAUUACUAAAACCUUAAGUAAUACACCCUUUUGAGACAGGGAAGCAUGUGUAAGACUUUUUUAUUUUGAAUUUUUAGUUACCAUUUGUUAAGACAAAAAGACAGUUGCUAAUCUUUCCAUUCCCUUUUGCAGUAAUUUAAAAACUAUUCUGCAUUUGAUUAACCUUUUCCCAUGUUGCCAUGCCUGCUGCAGAAUAUUUAAGUUUUGUAGAAGAUCACAGGUGCACGAUCAAUUCCACUGGGGCACUUUAGACGUUACCACCACAUGUUGUGAACUCUUUGGCAAAUUUCUAAAUGCCAGGCAGAGGAAUAAGUGACUUCUCUAAAGCACGAGUGAAUGCCUUUGAAUAUGUAGCAUUAGAAAUAAAUUGGACCAUGGGAGAAAAAAUAAACACACCAUCGUACAUAAAGGUGAAAAGCACACUACUAUUGCAUUGAUGUUCUCCAGGAAAACAGCAGCCAUUUACGUAAAUGGAGCCUUUGACUUUUCAACUUGUUUGUAGUAAGAGUAAAAGUUUGCUGGGGCAUGGCGGUUGUUGUCCUUUUAUCUUUACAUAGUGCCGUGAUGUGACAUUUUGCCUGUCCAUGAACUUCUAAAAUGACUGAGGUGACAUGGUCAUAGAAAGGUUAGUGCAGUUUAAUAGAAAUGGUAGUGGAUCUUAUGAUAGACAUGGGCAUGUAGUCCAAUUUUUUAAAAAAAUUUUGUGGUUUAAAUGAGACAGAGAGCUUUCUCUCUCAGUAUGUGUAGUAUUUGAUUAAUAUCACACAACAGUGAACUCUUGACUUUCACUUGAAACCACAAAGAAAUGAUGAAAAGACAUCUUUACAAGUCAUGCACAAAAAUGCCUUUUAAAAUAAAGGCCUUACUGUUGAUCAUCACUCUUGUUUUCUCAUAUUAACAAUGUUCAAACUGCUAUAUUCAUUCUAUGGUUAUUUGAUUUACACAUGGAAAAUGAAAUAAGGGGUGGAAAAUUAAAAUGCAAAAAUGAAUUUUUUAAAGUUCUUGGCAUCCUUCUGUCUCAAGAGGCAAUGGAGUGAAGUGGUGAAGUCAAAUUGCUGCGUUAGCAGCACUGAAGUGACCUUCACGGGGUGCAAGCCUGGGCAGUAUGUAUGGAGGUCCUGGCCUCGCUGAUGUGGUCCAAAGGAAAGCAGAUCAAUAUGUUUGGCACCAACUUGGCCCUGUAGUUGCCAGUAAUAGGGCUACAAGAUGCCAUCUCCAGAUUAGUGUCGGGUUUACAAUUAUUAUUAUUAUUAUUAUUAUUAUUAUUAUUAUUAUCCUUUUCUUUUCUCGGAAGAUAUCCUGCAAGGCAGCGGAAGUUUAGGAUCAGAGUUUUCCAUCUCCUAGAUGGGCUACCUUCCCAGUCUGGCAAGCCCCACCUGCCCCUCACUUCCCUCAUUCAAAAAAUGCCUUCUUGACCAUUGGACCCACUGUUUGGUCUUGUCUGCUCAGUUCACCAGAGUCUGUCUUUACAUGCAGGGAAAGAUCCUAUCUGAGGGUUUGAGACCCAUUGGUUACCCUCACCUGGUUUAGCUGGCCAGUUGGAGCCGUUUCCUGGGGUAUAGUUACUCUUGCAUACUGAGAGCUUCUAGGAGCCACAGGUGAUGAUGAUGAUGAUGAUAAUUUUAAACAAUUAUACCCCGCCCAUCUGGCUGGGUUUCCCCAGCCACUCUGGGUGGCUUCCAACAAAAUAUUAAAAUACAGUAGUCGGUCAAACAUUAAAAGCUUCCCUAAACAGGGCUGCCUUCAGCUGUCUUCUAAAAGUCUGGAAUACUGUAGUUGUUUUUCUCUUUGACAUCUGGUGGGAGGGCAUUCCACAGGAUGGGUGCCACUACCAAGAAGGCCCUCUGCCUGGUUCCCUGUAACUUGGCUUCUCACAGCGAGAGAACCACCAGAAGGCCCUUGGCACUGGACCUCAGUGUCCGGGCAGAACAAUGGGGGUGGAGACGCUCCUUCAGGUGAGAGCUGAGUGCAGAGUGGGGACCAAAAGUAUACAAACUACCCACUUUUCCCCUUACUGAUUUUAAGUAUCAGUUGAGUAAAGCAGGUGGAUGGACACAAUGUUAUUUGAUUAGAUAUGCCUUGCUAUCGUUUUCCCAAGGCGUUUAAGUAGAAUGCAUUAGGUUCACAAUCCUCUUUCCCAUUUUAUCCUACAUAAUUUCUGUGAGGUAUUGAGGAAUAAGUUGCUCAAGGCCACCAAUGAACUUCAUGGCUGAACAGAGAUUUGAAUCCAGAUAUUCCCACAUUAAAAACAUUAAAAAUUGUCCACUAUAUUGCAGUGGUUACACAGAAAAGAGUAAUCUUAUGAUAAAGUCAGCUAUCCUGGAAUAUUGAAAAUAAGGAUGCAGCUUAGAGAAAGAUUUCUGAAAUAUUUUGUCUUGAUUUAUUUUGUUUCUAAUCUUCAAAUUUGUCCAGCUUUUCUAUUUAAGCUUGCUUUCUUCUUUUUUAAAAAAACUGUUUAUGGAAAUUAAUUUCAACUGAUUAGUUGCAUUGUAUCAACAAUUUCCAGAAGAUUUCCUAAUAACCAGGGUAGAUCUUAUAUUUUUCUAGUCCUGGAAUUAUUCUUGUAAAUUUUGUCUCAGAUAUACAUGUUCGACCCACAAAACUGAACAUAACUGUCUAUGUAUGCAACCUGUUGUUUUCUGGGGCUGAAAUAGCAGUGGUGGAAGAUCAGGUUAGCUUAUCCGUAUUGUUCAAGUCUGAUUUAUGUAGAUAAAAUAUAAAAUAUAUGAAUGGGUGGGAUAUAAAACCUCUCAAGAGGUCAACAAAUUUUGUGGAAGCUUCAAGCUGGCAAAGAAGGGAUAGUUCCCAAUUGGAACUGAACAGGGGAAUGAAAAUAUUCCUGAAAUUUCCCUGAGAUGCAGAAACUAUGUCUGUUUUAAGUUUUUAAAAUACUGUGAAAAAUGGGGUCCAGGUUGUUCUUGCUUGCCUACUGCAUGUCAAGCAUGACGUAAGACUUUGGUUAUAUGCACCUCACCUGUAAUAAUAUAUUUUGUCAUUGGUAUAUAUUUGCAAAUGCUUGUGUCACAUGUGAUGUUAUAUGUGUAGGAGGCAUUUACAUGAUAUCUGAACUCAUUACCACACUUCAUAUGCUCUCUUUAUGAAACGUGGCAUGUUAAUGAGCAUAAUACAGUUACCAUUUAAGUAUGGUUGUGUGAAUCAGUCCUAUGCAUCUUUGCAGUGCCCUGUUUGAAGUGACUUGCGGUGGAAUAUGCAAACAAUAUCAAUCAAUAAUUUCUGGAAUCUUUUUACUAAGAAUCUUUCCAAUGCAGUCAUUAUUUUGCCAUCUAGGUUUUGCAGCUUUCCAUUCAGAGGGUGUAAUUUCCUGGUGUUGGCUUUUAAUAUCCAAAAAACAAAGGCACUGGUGUUCAUCAAAAUACAACUCUUCAUUCAUUUAUUUUGCACAAAGCAGCUAAAGGAGGAGGCAAAGGCAGAGGGUGAAGAAAGAGCUGUGAGUGGAGAGGGCCCCUUUCUCCAUCCUUUGGACCCCCUGGGAAUCUCAGCAAACUUUCUGCACCUAGAACUGGGUGCAGCUGAAUAGGACACAGUUGUGGGCAGCCUAAGGAACUGCCAUCCACCUUGGGCCUGCCUGUAAAAAGCAAGUCUAGAGUAAGAGACUAGGGUGAUGUCUGCUGUUUGCAGGAACUCUUCUCAUUGUGAGACUUUUGUGGGUGAGCUGAAAGUUUGUUUAGACCCUUGGUAAAAACUGGGGGGAUGGUUGUAUCAGAAGGAAAAUGAAUUGAUACUGAUUUUUAUAUAUUGGCAACUUUUUAUUAAUGUAACUUAAAAUAUGUAACUGUAUUCUUAUAAUGUUUUGUUUAAAUUGUCUGUUGUUGCUUCUUUUUUGUACACUGUUUAGAGAUGACAAAGAUACUUUCCAGAUUACUUGUGUGUUACCUUCAGGCGACCAAGUUGGAAAGCUUUGGUGAACUGGAAAUUUAUUUAUUUAUUUAGGUCAUCUGUUUGUCACAAUGAGUAGGUGAGGUAGCCAAAAUAUUUGGACUGAUUUUUAACUCAGUCAGUCAGAACUGUUUGCAAGAAAUUAUCAAAAAUACAAAUGUUAUAGAAGUACGUUUUAACACAGGUGGUCUCUAGCACACAGGACUGCAAGUUGUAGAAGUUCUGUCAAUAUGUUGAGCUGGUGUAUGUCUGCAUAUUGUAUGCAUAUAUAGAUUAUUUCACCACAGAUAAUUUUUGGAGUUUCGUGGUAUUUAAGUACAUAGGAAUCCUAGGAUACGAGUAACAGAUUAAUUGGUAGGAUACAUAUUAUUUAUAUAAAGAUAAUUGAAUUUACACUUUAUUUUCCCAAUUUUUACUUGGUUAAGAAAAUGUCAGGAAAUUGAUCAGUUCAUUAUGCAUGAAAAUGGAGGAGUCAUUAAAAUUGCUAAUUUAAGAGAGUUCUAGUUUUAAUUUAUGUAGUUGAUUAGAACUGCAUUAUUUGUCUUGGUUGUCAAAAAUCUGAAUUAUGAACUGAUUUAUUAGAAUUAACGAUGUCUAUAUAAAGCUCAGAGACAAAGAGGUGAUUGAAAUACGGCCCAAAAGGUAGAAAUAAUUGUCCAAGAGGAUCAUCAAGGGAAAACUUUCAACAGAGUACAAUUUUAUUGUUAUUAAAUUAAAAGCUUCCAAGGCCAGAGCCCCUUAGGAGAUGUUGAAGAGAGAGAAAAGGUGUGGAAGAAUAGUUAUGUGUGAGAGAAAGGAGGCAGCAAAUGAAAUUGGAUGAAAGGGAGAGAAUUAGAAAAUAAAACUUCAUCUGAGCAAAUUUAAGACUAGGAAACAAACUAUUAAAAGCUGAACACAAUCUUCAGCCUCAAAGGUAGACUGCUUGAGUGAAAGGAGAGAGAAAGCUGAUUGAAGAAUGAAAACUAUGCUACUAUAGAAGCAUUAAUGAAAGGAAGAGAAAAUACAUUUUGAUCCAGGAUAUAUCUUAAAAUUAACAAGAAUCCCAUAAGACGAACACCACCUUUUAAAGGAUAUUUAAAAUUUGGAUCAGACUAUAGUUGUAGAAUGCACUUAAUAUUUAAAUGUUGGGAUUCAGUUUAAGCAAUAAUAAGUCAUAAGGUAUAAUAUAUUAUAUUAAGGUAUAAUAUAUUAUAUAUUAUUUAAGCUAGAAUAAGUCAUAAGCUUCCUUAACUGUGAACCUUUAUGAGUAAGAAAUCAACAUAUCUAUCCAGAUCUACACCAGAACUCUUUCUGAACACUCGCUCUCUGAAAAUUCAGUGAGAUUGAGAAUUAAAUGUUCGAGGCAUAGGGUUGUAUUAAGUCUUAUGUAGAACAGACAGAUUGAAAUUAAUGAACCUAAGUCAUGUCCAUUAACUUCAGUGGGUCUGCUCUGAGUAGGACUAGUGUUUAAUAUUCCCCAUAAUCUUCUUUUUGUUAAGUUACAGGCUUUUCUUAAGAAAGAUUGGAUUAUAGCUGACAUACAGGAAUUAGUUCACGGAUAUUAAGACUGACAGAGCCCAGGCUGCAGCAGCAGUCACUGAAUAAGGACGAAUAAACACCCUAAUGACAGGGAAAGUUGAAGAUUUAACAGAGGCUAUAAUUGGCUGCAUUCAGACAAUCAAAUCUUAUAUUUGAAGCCAAGAUAUAAACAGGUUGCAACACCACACACCUGUUUACCAUCGUCCUUCACUCAAGCUAGCAAAUAAGCCAGGAACCUCUGUUAGCCAAAGCAUGGUCAACUUGGUUAAUAGUUAUAAACAGUGUUCAAAAGGUGACAGGUGCAUUUUGCACCUGGCUUUCAGACACUUGUGACCAAGUGAAGAUGCCUGGGUGCCAGGAUGGUGCCUGAAGUCUCCACCAUUUGAAGGUGCAAGCCUGGGGAUCCUGGAAUCUUAACUGUUUUCACACACUAGCAACACAUCCUGUAGAAUCCUGUUAUGUUUUAUCUGUACAAUCAGAAUGAAUUUCAGAAACCCAAACCUUGUAUUGAGAAAUUUGAUAUUUGAGCCAUCUCAUCCAAAAAUGGCAAAUAAACAAUCCGUUUUGGUGACUGUAACCCUAUUUUAAGGAGCAAUUUUGUACCUAGCUUAUACGUCUUUAGUUUCUAGCACUGGUUAUAAAUAAAAAGAGCCAGGGCCUCCAUGUCUGGCAGCCAUUAACCACAUUUUCCUGGUUUGGACGUAGUGGAAAGCUAUGGGUCAUGGCUUUCUGAGUUACUUGCCUGCUCAUGUGAAGGAAGGAACAAAGUGGCAGUUCCAUACAUUUGCUUGCUUGCUUACGGAGUGAAGCAAAUAUUCUCCUUUUUGUUUCUCGUGCUCUUUACUUUUCUGAUAUGGAUUUGUUAAUGCAAAGGAAUUUCUGUAAAUUAUAUUUAUUCUAUGUAUUGAAAACAGGUUUUCCCAAUAAUUUUUCGUAUAAAUUUGGUCUUGGGGUUUGUUUGUUCUGUUGCCAUAGUGUGAUAAUAGUCAUGCAUCUGGAGGUGGUUCUACACACAGGGGGGAAACCCCCGCUAUAAAUAAGCCAGAAAUUAAAUCGUUAUAACAAAAGAAAAGAAAAGAAAAACCCUAUGUAAAAACCCUAUAGAAAAGUUUGUGCUCUCUGGUGUCAUCUGGUGUUGCAUGUUUAUAAUGCAUUCAAAUCACUUUUUUUUACUAAUGUAGCUGAGUCUUCUACUGCAGUUACUAUUUUUUGAACUGCUAACUGAUGUUAACAGGCAUAAAAUUUUGAUUUCUUUUAUUUAUCGAGAAAGCACAAUUAAAAAAAAAUCAUUAAUGUGAAUUUUCAUAUGUCUUUAAAAAAAAACUUAUGCUGCAUAGCACAUCCAUGCUAUAAUGAAUGGCUUAACUGGAAAAAGUUAGAUCUGCCAUUUUUAAUAGGGCUUUAAAGUUUGGAGAGACCCAGGAAAGCGUAAAGAACUGCAUAUUUUAAACACUUCUUUAGCAGGAUUGUGCUGCUCUGUUAGGCUUGCAGAUCGAGUUAAAAGUUCAUAUACUCUGUUAGGUGGACAGAUUGAAACUGCAGUCUGCACAUGCAUACCUUGGAGGAAGAUAUACUCAACACAGUGAGCCAUACCUCUGAGUAAGAAAUGUUACAAAUGACUGUUUUGUGUGUUUUUCUGCUUACAGGAAAUUUGGUGAGCGACCUCAACCUAAACGGCUCACCAGGUAAGACAUAAUUAUUUGUGUUGCUAGAUCCUAGUUUAUGCAAUUAGUGUCUUAGUUCCUUCAGACUUUGGGCAGGCAAUUGCAUGGUUCACUGUUGUUAAUUCAUGGGUUUUUUGGACUAUGUAUGAAGAUCUAGUUGUCAUAAAAACAGGUUGUAGCUUAGCCUUUUCCCAAUAUGCUAAAUUUGUUUGUGCAAGUAUGUUUCCCCCCCUGGAGAAAUUACAUUUGACCAUGUAACUCUAUUCCUAGCUGUAAUUUGAAGUGAUGCACUCUAAGAACAGUUUUACUAUUGCAUCUGUUAUUGGAAUGAACUAGACCUAAAUACACACUGGAUUCCUUUCUUGUCCCAUCUUGAAAAUACAAAUUUUAUGACAAUGUAUUGUAAAAAGAAUGGUGAAGUCAAGUCAAUCCAACUAUGGAAUAAUUCUUCACCUCUACAUUUUUAUUAGGUCAGUUUUCAACCUAAAGGUACCACAUUUAUUAAUUUUCAAUAUUUAUAGACAUCUUUUUCAGCCUUCAAAGUGAGUGUGCUAUUAAACAGCACAAUAAGAUGCAGUCAUAUAAUUUUUUAUAUUUAUUUAUCUAUUUAUUUAUUAGAUUUAUAUGCCACCCUUCAUCAUAAGAUCCCGAGGCAGUUCACAGCCCAUAAAGUACUAAAAUUAUGAAAUGUUUGCAACAACAAAAAAAUGUCUUGCAGCCCUUCUGUUUAAAUGCAGGUUUUUCCAAAGUCAGUAGGCCAGCGCAGUAAAAGCACUCCUUUUUUGGGGGAGUUCUGAAUUCAGUGACGGCAUGUUAAUCUGGGCUGGAUCACCUGACUACAACUGGAUUACACAAACGCACCGUGGAUUGCCUUUUUGACCUUUUUAAAUAAUGGAAAUUCUAAACACACAACAAUCCAGGCAUUUAGUUAUUUAUGUAGACCUUCUCCUCAUCUAAAACAGCUUCCAGAGUGGCCUAUGUACCCCUCAUUAUACUUAGGUUAGACCACUCACUGAUAAAGGGCUAAAGAGCUUGAACUGGAUGAGAAUUUCUUACCAUUGGACAAUAUAUACCGUAUUUUUCGCUCUAUAACACGCACCCGACCAUAACACGCACGUAGUUUUUAGAUGAGGAAAAUCCGUAGGCAUGCCACCCGUAGGCAUUCCCUCCAUAACACGCACAGACAUUUCCCCUUACUUUCUAGGAGGAAAAAAGUGAGUGUUAUGGUGCAAAAAAUACGGUACUUUCUUGAUGGCUUUUACUGUUGUUGAAAUAUUCAGCUACCCCUUUUUUUAAGUUGUAACUUUCAUAAUUUUAUUAGUACAUUUUGUGUCUGGUCUUUCCAGUGUUAAAUCAUACCCUAUUCCUUGGCAAAACACUAGAUUUUGAAUCCUUUUUUCCUGUUGCUUUAGUUUGUAUUCUCCAAACAGUCCUCCUGCAGACAAAUGUUCUAUUUUAUCUGUAUGUUAGCAUUAUUUGCAAUGCGGGUUCUCUCCUAGUAGCCAAGGACAAAGCUAAAGUUUACAGUUCGUGACAAUGGGGUGGCAUUCAAUAUUGUGAAUGGAAGCAGCCUUUUGUUCUGUGAACAGAAGCUGUUCCCACUCCCUGGAGCACCAGUAUGGAAUGCUAGUCAUAAUUUUCAGAAAGACAGUGGAACAUGCAUGUUAUUGCUUCUUCCCCUCUCAUGGUAGCCUACUACGGAAGCCUUUGAAAAGUAAUCAUUUCCACAGGUUCUGCCCUAUGAUAACUGCAUAUUGUUCGAAAUGAAAUGGGAAAGUACUGGUAAUCUUAAGCGGCAAAUCCCCUAACUAUAGGCAGAUGUCAGCAUCCUAACACGCUUGUCUUAGCUGCUUUUGGUUCAUGUGCAUUUAGAAAAAUUUCUAGCAAAUACAGAAUUAGGGAUACAUCCAGGAAUGUAUUUUGGAAUGAGUUCCUGCUUGCUCUGUAGUUAAGCCAUUAAAAGGCAUGUAAUUCCAACCAGAGUAUACUUUGAGGCUGAACAAUUUAACAGUUUAACAUUUUUCUCCUUUUUUAAAAAAAAGGUUUAAAAAUACAGUCGUACCUCCAGUUACGUAUCCCUCUGGUUACGUAAACUUUGGGAUAACCCGGUAAGCGGCCUACCUGGAAGUAUAUUUCUGGGAUUUUGCCGCAUGCGCAGAAGCACUCUUCCGCCAUGCCUGUGUGCGCAGAAGUGAUCUCUCUGGUUGUGAAAACGUUGGGAUCCAGCCGGACCUCUGGAACGGAUCCUGUCCGCAACCAGAAGUACCACUAUAUUCGACUCUUGAAAGAGGCUGUUUAUCCUUUCCGAGUAGAGCUAGAUUUUGUAGAUAGGCUACUGCUUGUGAAGACAAAACAAAUGAAAGUGCCUCAACUGUGUUAGGCUCUUGAUCCAUCUAUCUUAGUAGUGUUUACUCCCAAAAUCCACCACUGUCCAAAGGCAGGCUGAUGUCUUUUCCAGCUCUGCUAGAAAGUAAGGGCCAGAUCCCAAUUCCUUCUUUAAAUCAUGUAUUCCACUAAUUAUAACCCUUGUGGUGGAUAACUCUUGGACUUUCACUUCACUACUGUUGCCUGAGGACAGGGAGGUGCUUUCUGCAGGAGGACGGACUCAGAAACUAGGUUAAGCCACCUACACGCCCCUUGGCAACUCUGUAAGCCCCGCCAGUGAGCUACUUGAGGUUAUAAAGGUAUGUGCUUGCAGAUAUCUUGUACUCCACACACUUGGGCUGCUUAUUUUGCCGGAAUAUUUUUAAAUAUCAAAACUUAGAGCCAACAUGGUGCCCUCCUUAAGUUUUUGGACUCCCACCUCCCAUCAGCCCUGGCCAGCAUAACCACUGGUCAGGGACAAUGACAGCUGCAACGCCUGGAGACUACCUUUGCCAUACAGCUUGUUUUUUUAAUGAAGAGUAUUUCUAUUAAUUUUAUUGUGCCUUUUUAAUUCUCAGGGAAGCAAUGAGAAACUAUUUAAAGGAGCGUGGUGAUCAAACAGUCCUAAUCCUUCAUGCAAAGGUUGCACAGAAAUCGUAUGGAAAUGAAAAGAGGUUAGUGUUAUGCUGUGUGCUCUCUAUUGUGCUAUUUUGAGACAUUUUGGGAAAUGUCACACAUAAAACAAUCUUUGGCUGAUUUAGAAGAACUUCAGGCAUCCACAGUAUCUUUUCUCCAGAUUUCAGUAGUGCCAUCUCAAAAGCUCUAUAAUACAGUGUAAGCUUGGCUCCAGGUUGUUUAAAAUUGUUAUACUUGUACAGUGUAAGUUUGUGUCCUUGGUUCUUCGAAAUCCUGAAAUUUGCUUUGGGUGGAGCUCCACCUAGUGUACACAUAAAGGCUGGCUUGGUGUUUAGACGUUCUUCAACUGGCCAAAUGAGGAAUGCUAAUGAAACCUAUAUUCGUUUUUUUUACAAAAAUGUUUUCAGUAUACUGAAGUGAAAAAUUGGAGUGGAGAUUAUUCUGGGGAUACUUUUAGUAUCAGUUGAUAUUUUAGAUAGAAUCUUAACUUCUCUGGAAUUUUUUUUCCAGUUUUCCCCUUGUUCCUAUAGCUUUAAAAGUCAGCAGUUAGGCUCAAAAACAGCCUAACAAAACAGAAUAAAAGCAGGUGGUUUUUUGUGAUUUUGGGGGUGAUUUUUAAAAAUUAUUAUUGAAGGUGUUACAACUCUAUGCUGUGAUCCCAAUCUCCCCACCCUCCAUCCUGGCAUCAAUUAAACAGCUUGCAUUAUCCCCAAUGGAAGCUGUUUUUUUUUAAAAAAAGCAUAAAUUUGCUGCACAGGGAGACAAGGAGAGGAGAGAAAGAGAGAGAAGGUGAUAAAGUGAAAAGGGGAAGAGAGAGACUGGAAUGGAAUGAAUGAAUCAUAGAAUCAUAAGAAUUGGAAAGGUCAUCAAAUCUCAUAUUUUUCCUGCCAGUGCUAGAAAAGCACUACCACAGCAUCCUGAUAGGUGGUCAUCCAGACUCUUCUUAAAACCCUCCAGUGAAAGAGAGUCUGCCACCUUCCAAGGUAAUAUGGUUUUGGUGGGAGUGGGGAUGUUAGAGAGAGGGAGGAGUGAUCCAUUUUUGACAUUGGCCCCGUCCCCUAUGGACCUGCUGCCCCUGACUGAUUUUCUCCAAGAAAAUGCAGUUCUGGGGAUGGCAAAGACUCCCUACUCCUGUCUUACAUUUGUCUUUCUUCAAUGGGAAAAUUAAGUACAUGUUUGAUGUCUCUAAUAGAAAUCAGUCAGGCUUAGAAGCAUGCAAUAAGCAGUAGUGCAGAUACCUUUUAUAUUGUUAUGGAGCCAAGGCUGUGUUGCUCUGUAAUUCCACAGUCGCCUCCUAUUGAUUCUGAAAACAGAGUAUCCAGGAAUUUCAGUUUUCGUUUUAAAAAUAGUGUGUUUCUUCAUCCUAAAACUGUAGCGAUUGCUCUUUGAAAAAAUAUUAUCAUCAUUAUUUAAAGCAUUUAGAGCUCUUCAGCCAAAAGUGUCCCCAGAGUGGCUUAUUUCCAGUCAAUUAACAUAAGACUAUAUACAGUCAAUAAAAAAAACCAAACCCUUCCCUCAGGCUUACAAUAAUAAUAAAAAAGACACACAAGGGAAAACAGACAGGGAGAAAGUGGCCGGGGCGGGAAUCAAACUCAGAACAUUGAUUCUUGAAUAGUUAUUCUUAUAAUGAUAGCUGGCACAGUAUAUUGGAAAAUGUGAGAAAUGCCUUGUAAAUCCUUGCAAAGUAGGAAAUGAGUUUUAGUGUCCUGCAUAGUUAGUUCCUUAUGGCUAAGCAGGAGCAAAAUAAAACUAUGUAUAGUUAGUAAAUCUCUGCAAGCCAUAUCAUUUAUGUAGGUCACAGAACCCAGUUUCUCUCUCUCUCUUUCUAUAAUUUUUAUUAAAUUUUCUGUUUUACAAUUUAAAAUACUCAUUUUGCAUCCUUAAGAUAUGACUUCCCUUUUUCUCUUUCCAUGGUUCAUUUUACAUAUCAUAAAUCCCUGCAUAUUUUACAAAAACUAUACCAUUCAGUAUUCCAUUAUUCCAUCCAUCAAAACUUAUUUACACUGUUGAAUUUAUCUUAAUGCUGCUAGCAUUUUCAGUUGUACACAAUUAUUUCCCAUAUAUUCAAUAAACGUUUUCUGAUCUUCUCUAAACGUAUGUUCUUCUUGUUCUAUAUGUUAAGUCUGCAAGUUGUGCAUAUUCUGUCAACUUAAGUUGCCAUUCUUCUUUGGUUGGCACCUCGCUCGUUUUCCAUUUUUGAGCUAACAAAACACAGGCCACGGUAGUAGCAUACAUAAAUAACCUUUUUUAACACCUGGGAAUUUCAGUCUGAAUUAUCCCCAGCAGAAAGGACUCGUUGUUGUUUUUUGGAAGGCACUUUUAAUCAUUUUUUUCAAUUCAUUAUGGAUCAUUUUCCAAUACACUUUUACAAGUGCACCACAGAACCCAGCUUCUCUUGCUUCAGAUUUUGUUCAGAGUUGUAUUUAUUUUGUACAGAAUACACUCAGCUUUAACCAAAUGCAUUGAGCUUGAACCCAACACUCUGUUUUUCAUCUUCAGGUUCUUUUGCCCACCUCCCUGUGUCUAUCUUAUGGGUAGUGGGUGGAAGAAAAAAAAAGAACAGAUGGAACGGGAUGGCUGCUCUGAACAAGAGUCUCAGCCCUGCGCCUUUAUUGGGAUAGGUAAUAGUGACCAAGAAAUGCAGCAGUUAAAUCUGGAAGGAAAGGUAGGAUGAGUACAAAUCUGUAUUUUAUAUGCUAGCUCACUGAUGUAUUGAAGGCCUUCUGAGUCAUUUUUCAGUAUGUGUUUUAUGGCAGUAAACCGGCUUAAGAAGAUAAAACAUAGAACGUGGUGCUCUUUCUUGGGAGUAAGUCAUUGAUUGGGUCACUCUUUUCGUUCUCAGGAAAAUGAGUAGAUACUGAGUAGAGACUAUGUACAAGAAUUCAUCCUAUGUGUAAACUUGUUGUAAGGAUUGCCUGGAGUAGGGGACACUAGCCUGUGUGGAUCGGGGGCGCAUUUCAGAAUUUGAACAUUUACGGACCUGAUCUGUUUAAAAUUAUGAUUCCACAUAUGAGCAUUUCUAAUGCUAUUAGUGCAAACAAAAAUGCAGCCAAGCAUGCUGUACUUGGGUCCAUAAAAACGGGAUGUCUCAUAAUUCAGUAGCCACACAUCUGUGGUGCUCGCUAAGGAAGUAUACAGCUCCCUGAAGUGUUUGAAAAGCCUCGUAUGAUUUUUAAAGCAGCAUGCAUAGACCUUACUCAGAUAGUUCAUAACAAUGUUGGUAUAUUUACAGCAACCUGGGAUAUUGGGGAAAUUGCUUACAUCCCUAGAUGUCAAGGGGGAUUAAUUGAAGUCUCUUGUAGUAUCAUAGUCCUAGCUUUUCUCUAUGAAGGAGCAUUUCACUCCCUGACCAACCAGAGAGAAGAAAAGGAUGAACAGAGUUCUGUGCCUAUAGGUAGUUAGUUGCCUGUUUCUUAGGGUUUGUUAAUUGAUUGCACUAUAGGGAGAGGCUUCAGUCCAGUAUGAGUCUCGUCCAUGCUUUCCUUUAAUCAUGGGUACCACAGCUCAGUUCUCUUACUGUUACUGCCCUGUUACUGCCACCUAUAUGUCCCAUAUGCUUCAGACAAUCCCAUAGAACAUGAUUGAUCAUUUCCUCCAUUCCACAAACCUCGUGACGUUUGGAGUCAGUCCUCCCAGUCUUGUACAAGCCACUCAGAAGGCACAAAGCCCGGUCAAAACAAUGAACAGAUCAGCUAACAAAUUGCCUUAGCACGUAAUGCUUUGAAGUCAUAAUUUGUCCUUCUGUUGCUAGUUAAAACUUCUAAUGAAUUGAUUCCUGUUCUUAUCCACAGAACUAUUGCACAGCUAAAACCUUGUACAUAUCUGACUCCGACAAGCGAAAGCACUUCAUGUUAUCGGUAAAAAUGUUCUAUGGCAAUAGCGAUGAUAUUGGUGUGUUCCUCAGUAAACGAAUCAAAGUAAUUUCCAAACCAUCUAAAAAGAAACAGUCACUGAAGAAUGCGGAUUGUAAGUAUUGAUUUUGCAAGCUGCUUUGUACAGCACAAUGCCACCUUUAUUUGUAUGUCAUAAUUUUCAAACGAGAAAAUGCCUUUAAUCGUCCAUUGGGUGUGUAUGUAGGAACAGCAAUGCUGCCAUAUGAUAACUUGAUCUAGCAAUUUAGAAGGGCAUGAACCUUUCUAACAGAUACAUCAUAGAAUUAUAGAGUUGGAAAGGACCCUGAGGACCCCCUGCAAUGCAGGAAUAUGCAGCUGUCCCAUAUGAGAAUCAAACUUGAAACCUUAGCAUUAUCAGUACUGUGGUCUAACCAACUGAGCUAUAAAUAAGGUUAAAAAAAGGGGGGGGUUUAGACCACAGUGACACUCGUGUCCCAACUGAGCUAUACACCUCAAUGACACCCUUUAACUUUUGAAAAGGUGAUUUCUUCAACUUGCCACUACAGUAUUCUGGAACAUGCAGUGGAUUGUUUGCUGGGCAGAACCCAAUUCAGACUAUAGGGAGGGUCAAAUGUGAGAACGUUUCCCCACAUAAUAUACUCUCUAUGUAUGCAAAACUACAUUGAUAAAUUGGUAAGAUAGCUUCCACCUCCACCCCAUCCCCCAAAUACUCAAAGUACUUUAUCUGUUUCAAAAAAAAAAUGGUUUACAGUCUUUGAAAUUUUAUAAUGGAAUGAACUUUUAAAAAAGCAAAUUAAGAGACUCAGGACUUUCAAAGGGUGAUAUCCAGUGCUGUGUGAGUGAAUGUCUGCUUGCAUAACAGGUUUUCUUUUUUUGUCAUUCCCAUACCCCCGGUAGCCUUCCACACGCCCAGCCUUUGAGCAGAUCACCUUGCCCUCAAGCAGAUUGGCGAGGGUGUGUGGGGGGGGGGGGGAAUCCAUUGGGCCAGUGGUGUCCAUUCUACCGGUGGAUGCCUGGAUCUAUCUAUUGGCAUCCAUCUUUCUCAGACCAGAUGUUUGGAAGCUGUGGCUGGAUGGUUACGCGGAAGCCGGUUGAAGUUAAAUCCUUCGAAGACAGAGGUCCUCUGGCUGGGACGGGACGAUAUGGGAUUGGGGGGGCAACUCCCAUCUCUUGCGGGGGUGCAAUUAGUGCCAGCACCGUCCGUUAAUUAGUGCCUCCCUCUCUAUGGAGGCGCAGAUUACAGCUAUAACAAAGGCGGCAUUUUUUCAUCUCCGCCAAGCUAAGCAGUUGGCCCCUUAUCUCUCUCGCCCUGACCUAGCCACUGUGAUCCACGCGACGGUCACCUCCAGACUGGAUUAUUGUAACUCGCUCUACGUGGGGCUGCCCUUGAGACUGACCCAGAAACUCCAGCGGGUGCAGAAUGCCGCGGCGAGACUCCUUAUGGGGUCUUCGCUGCGAGAUCACAUUCAUCCGGUACUAUACCAGCUGCACUGGCUCCCGGUGGAGUACAGGAUCAGGUUUAAGGUGCUGGUUUUAACCUUUAAAGCCCUAUACGGCCUAGGACCCUCGUACCUACGGGACCGCCUCUCCUGGUAUGCCCCACAGAGGAACCUACGGUCUGCAAAUAAAAACAUCCUGAAGGUCCCAGGCCUCAGAGAGGUUAGGCUGGCCUCAACUAGAGCCAGGGCUUUCUCGGCUGCGGCUCCAAUCUGGUGGAACGCUCUGUCACAAGAGACUAGGGCCCUGCGGGACCUGACAUCUUUCCGCAAGGCCUGCAAGACAGAGUUGUUCCACCAGGCCUUUGGUCAGGGCCCAGCCUGACUCCCACCUCCGGCAACCUACACAGAACUUUGCUCAACGGUUUGCCAUUAAUUUGAUUUUAAUUAAUUUUUAUAAUGAAAUGUUUUAGAAUGUUGGACUAUUUAAUUGUUUGAUUAUUUAUUUGUUGUUAGCCGCCCUGAGCCUGGCUUUGGCUGGGGAGGGCGGGAUAUAAAUAAAAUUUAUUAUUAUUAUUAUUAUUAUUAUUCUCUACGGUCAAUGGAGUGCACUUCCGGGAAUGAAGCCAAACCGCUGGAGAAUCACGGCUGCUGCUGUAGCUGCAGAAGCCAGCUACCGUAUUUUUCGCUCUAUAGGACUCACUUUUUCCCCUCCAAAAAAGAAGGGGAAAUGUGUGUGCGUCCUAUGGAGCGAAUGCAGGCUCCCUGGCUUCAGCGAUAGCAACGCGAAGCCUCCGAAGCCUGCGCUCCGGAGGCUUCGCGUUGCUUUCACUGAAGCCAGGAGAGUCUGGUCUUUGAGGCUGACGGUGGGGGAAAGCAGCGCUUCCCUCCACUGCCAGCCCCAGAGGAUCGGGGGGCAGCGGGAAGGCGCGCGGCGCCUUUGCACUACUCUCCGACCUGGUUUGGAGGCUGGCGGUGGGGGAAAGCAGGUGGGAAUUCCCCCACCUUAUAGAAAAGCCCACGGGAGCCGCGCAGCCUUUAAAGAGCGCGCCGCUCUUGGGGGCUUUUCCCCAAGGAGGGAGAAGGGACUGACUGGCCGAGUCAGUCCCUUCUCCCUCCUGUGGGCUUUUGCGGGAGAUGGGGGAAUUCCCCCACCUCCAGCAAUAGCAGGGAGAAGGUCUGGGAGAAGUGCACAGGCUGCGUGCAGCUUGUCCUCUGCUCUCAGAGCCGGGGGGGGGAUCACAUUUUUUCCCUUGAUUUCCCCCUCUGGGAACUAGGUGCGCCCUAUGGUCAAGUGCACCCCAUAGAGCGAAAAAUACGGUAAUUGCAAUUGCUGCCUCCUCUGUUGCUUUUGCUGCAUUAGCAGCACCAAAGUGACCUCUGGGGCACAAGCCUGGGCAGUGUGUAUGGAGAUCCUGGGCUGCCCAGAUGACAAUACCCCCCUCUUUGGCACCAGCUUGUCCGCAGGAGUUGCCAGAAGGAGGCGUACAAAACGCCACCCAACUAUCUUAGGGACUCCAUUCUGGAUUUGUGUAGCGUUUACUCCUAAGCCUUUUCUUCUCCUGAAGAUGUCCUGUAAGGCAGCAGGCAAUUUUACCUGUAGCGUUACAGAAUUACCGGGUGAACUAGUCCCUGUAGGAAACCCUCUUAAGAGGUUUAAGUGCCAAGUGUGACACUUCAUUUCAGCCAGGGAGAUGAUAGGGCGUUGCUGUCUCAUAGCUAAUAUUCCCUGCCUUCCCUGCUACUCCUAUAAAAUGCAAAGCUGGAACUCGUAACGUUUGCAAAUGAUCAGAUCUUUAUCCUACAUCAUAAAUUGCAGCCCAAGUGGGAAGUGCAGAAGUGUCAGUCACUUCCCUUCUCCUUCCCGCUAAAUGUAGUAACUUCUAAGCUAGUGCUCAGAUGUGUUAGAAUGGUGGUGUGGUGCCGAAUAUUGGCCAUGUUAACCUCUAUUUUGGUUGGUUCCAGACACUCUGAGAAAAUGGCUAGGCAAAGCUGCACACAAAGAAGCCGCUUGAUUUUACAGUUUUAGUAUUUGGAGGAGGAGGAGAAGGAGGAGGGGAAACAGUGCCAAGAUUUGGAAUAAGGCCUACAGAGGAUGGUUGAAAGGGAUACCUGGCAUAUUAAUUUCAAACACUGGAAUUAGAAGGAAAUGCUUUGUUUUUGCUGCUUUGGAGAAAAACAGUUGGUUGCAAUUGGCUUGUGAAUCUGUUACUAAGGCCACAUUUAAGGAAUUUUAAUUUUAUAGAUAUUUAAAAUAAAGCAUAGAUUCCAAAUUUCUGAAGUAGGUUGCGAUUCCAGGAUUGUGCUUUCUUAUAUAUACACAUUCUCCGGAUUUUAGCUCUGCAACCGAAAACAUUAAAGUACUUUUGGAAGGAAUAUGUAGCAAUAGAUUAUUAGAGUUGCUGCCUAGAUUAAUUUUGCAUGCAUGGUCUUUUCAUGCAAAUCUUUAUUGCUUAACAGUCUAAAGACUGACAUAUUUAAAUAUCUGGCUUGUUGGUUUGUUUUUGCAGUGUGCAUUGCAUCGGGGACAAAAGUGGCACUAUUCAAUAGACUUCGGUCGCAAACAGUUAGCACGAGAUACUUGCACGUGGAGGGAGGAAACUUCCAUGCCAGCUCGCAACAGUGGGGAGCAUUUUACAUUCACCUCUGUAAGUAAAGCUUGCGAUUGAAAACCCAUACUUGUCUGUGCUGUAUGAUUGCUUUUGGAAUCUAUUGAUCUCCUUGCAUACUAAAAUCUUUUCUUUUCCUCUGCAGUGGAUGAUGAUGAAUCGGAAGGUGAAGAAUUCACAGUUCGAGAUGGCUACAUUCAUUAUGGGCAGACGGUUAAACUUGUUUGUUCCGUCACUGGCAUGGCACUCCCAAGACUGGUAUAUUUGUUUUUAAAUUUUAGAUCUAGUAUUAUAUUUAUAUCCCACCUUACUUCCAAAGAGAGGUACACGGUUCUCCCUCUCCUCAUUUUAUCCUCUCAACAAAGCCCCAAGAGGUAGUUUAGGCUAAGACAGUGGCUGGUCACCCAGGGAGCUGCAUGGUUGCGUAGGGAUAUGAAUCCUGGUCUCGGAUCCUGGGCCAACACACUAACCACUACGCCACACUGGAUCUCUGAUAACUUUUAUAUAUAUAUAUAUAUAUACUUGUUAAAGAAUAGAGAACUGAGAAUACAGUUUUUAACUGAUAAUCAGUCUUUAAAAGCUACCAGGCUGGUUAUACAUAGCUGUUAAUGGUUGUAAACUAUUCUAUGUUUUGAUAUACCGUACUUUUUGGCUCUAUUGGAUGCACUUUUUCCCCUCCAAAAAUUAAGGGGGAAAUGUGUGUGUGUCCUAUGGAGCGAAGGCAGGCUCCUUGGCUUCAGCGAUAGCACCGCAAAGCCUCCGAAGCGCAGAGGGAGCGCUCCCGCUGUGCUCCGGAGGCUUCGGGUUCCUUUUGCUGAAGCCAGGAGAGCAAGACUCUCCUGGCUUCAGCAGAGAGGGAGAGCUGCACAGUGCCCCUUCAGCGAAGCGGGAGGAGAAAUGGAAGGGGCUCCAUUCCUCCUGCCACUUCGCUGAAGGGGCGCUGAGCAGAGAGGGGGAGAAUUUUUUUUCUUGUUCUCCCCCUCUAAAACAAGCUGCGUCCUAUGGUCGGGUGCGUCGUAUAGAGCGAAAAAUACGGUACAGUGGUGCCUCGCAAGACGAAAUUAAUUCGUUCCGCGAGUUUUUUCGUCUAGCCAAUUUUUCGUCUUGCGAAGCACGAAAUCCCAUAGGAAUGCAUUGAAAUCCAAUUAAUGCGUUCCUAUGGUCAAAAAAAGUCCAAAUAAAGCCAAAUUUGGUACAACAAGAGUUUAUUAAGUGCUCUUUAAAGUCACACAUACUGUAAAGAGCAUUUCAAAAAUUGAAGGAACAAUAAAUUAAGUUUCUAAACAUGACAGAAAAACAUUUAAAAAUCAACAAAGUGUACAGUACAUUUUCUAAGACUGGGGGACAACUCAAAGAAGGUUCCUCUUCCACUCUUUGCUUCUUGCUGAAGAACCCCCUCCUCAACUGUUCCCCCAGCCACCCACCACACAGAAAUUCAAAUCCAGAAUUUUUUUAAAAAAACAGCAGAGUGGCCCAGUGGUCACAGAAAAUCAUAAAAAUGCAGAAAAAAACCACACAAGCUCCCAGAUUCUUGCAAACCCCUCCUCAACUGUUCCCCCAGCCACCCAUCACACAGAAAUUCAAAUCCAGAUUUUUUUUUUAAAAAAACAGCAGAGUGGCCCAAUGGUCACAGAAAAUCAUAAAAAUGCAGAAAAAAACCACACAAGCUUCCAGAUUCUUGCAGACCCCUCCCCAACACCAAGUCCUUGAAUUCCAAACACCCCAACCCAAAAUCCAAAAACCCCCAAAAAGUUUUAAAAGUUUAAAAGAAGUUUUGGAAAAGCUUCAAAAAUCACCAAAGUCUUCAAAAACCUCAAAAAAGGCUACCACACCGCGUUCUAUGAGUUGCUCCUCGAAGUCAAGUUGCAACUGUAUUAACGGUGUUAAGAAAAGGAAACAAAAUUGCAAGACGUUUUUGUUUUUCGUCUUGCGAAGCAAGCCCAUAGGGAAAUUCGUCUUGCGAAGCAGCUCAAAAAACGGAAAACCCUUUCGUCUAGCGAGUUUUCCGUCUUGCGAGGCAUUCGUCUUGCGGGGCACCACUGUACAUUGGUUCUGUGCAAGGUAUACCAAUGUAGAACAGUAUAAGGCACUGUUUCAAAGUCCAAAUCCUUAUUGUCAAUUUACUACAGUAUGCUUAGUGCUUAAAUUAAAGUGCCUCCUGUAGUUUGCUAGGUUUGAUGAACUAUAGAAGCUUCAUAUGAACACGGAUGAUGUGUUUAACUGGCUCCUGAUACUUGAUGAAUCCCUCCCACAGUUAGAAUCCCUCAAGCACUCUUUUGAUACCAAAUAUAUUCACAUACAAGUUCACUGCUGCCACUUUUCAGUGCCCAGAAACAAUUUGCAUUUUGAUUCCAAGUGUGUCUUAUGUGCACUUUUUUAAUCUACAGAUAAUUCGAAAAGUGGACAAACAGACGGCAUUGCUAGAUGCAGACGAUCCAGUGUCACAGCUCCAUAAGUGUGCGUUCUACCUUAAAGAUACCGAACGAAUGUACUUGUGCCUUUCCCAGGAGCGAAUCAUCCAAUUUCAAGUGAGUUACUUGACAAACGGGUAAUAUUACACGUCGACAUAAUCUCACACUGCAGCAGUGCCAAUCCAAAGGGAACAGAGUACACAAAGUUCCAGCUCCUGGUCUGGAGCUGUUGAAAGGAGCGGGGUGGCAGGGCUCAGCAAUUCCUGGAUCAGAUUCGCUGCUAGCGGGAAAGAUUGUACAUAGCACUGCACACCUUUGUUGCAGAUCAGACCUUUCCUUUGAGGUUUAGCUGAGGUUUCAGAAGCUUGCCUCAUCCUGCAAAGUAUUUUAGAACUAGCUGUGGAGCUGCAGAUUGAUGCAUAGCAUGGCAGACGUUAGGAGCUCAGAGUGUGGUGGAGAGCUGCCUUGAAAUGGAUGCAACUACCGUAUUUUUCGCUCUGUAAGACGCACCAGACCAUAAGACGCACCUAGUUUUUGGAGGAGGAAAAUAUUCUGAAUCCCAGAAGCCAGAACAGCAAGCGAUCCCUCUUGCUGUUCUGGCUUCUGGGAUAGCCGCGCGAAGCCUCUUCAGGGCAGUGGGAUGAAGAGGCUUCGCGCGGCUAAGUCAGAAGCUAGAACAGCAAGAGGGAGCGCUGCGCAGCGAUCCCUCUUGCUGUUCUGGCUUCUGGGAUAGCUGCGCAGCCUGCAUUUGCUCCAUAAGAUGCACACACAUUCCCCCUUACUUUUUUAGAGGGGAAAAGUGUGUCUUAUAGAGCAAAAAAUACUGUCCUGAAGAGGCUUCGCGAUGGGGACUUGAAGGGGGCAGGGAGAGGCAAAGGGCUGGGGAAACUUUGCAGAAAGAAGCAAGGACCAAAUAGAAGAUGGAUUUCUGUGGUGGGAUAACUGUGGCCCUCCAAAUGUUGCUGGACGACAACAGCCACCACCCCCUGACCACUGGGCCAUACUGGUUGCAGUGGACGGAGUCCAAUAAUAUCUAGAUGGCCAGAGACUUGCUAUCUGCAGCAUCUGUGUAUCUGGCCUAAUAAGGUCCAGCUCCGAGGGCCUUCUGGCAGUUCCCUCCCUGCGAGAAGUGAGGUUACAGGCAGAGGGCCUUCUCGGUAGUGGCACCCGCCCUGUGGAGUGCCCUCCCAUCAAGGAAAUAAACAGCUAUCUUCAGGACUUUUAGAAGACAUCUGAAGGCAACUCUGUUUAGGGAAAUUUUUUAUGUUUGAUGUUUUAUUGUUUUUUUAAUAUUCUGUUGGGAACCGUCCAGAGUGGCUGGGGAAACCCAGCCAGAUGGGCAGGGUAUAAAUAAAUUCAUUAUACUGAACUUAGGCUUCAGUAUAGUGCAGUACUAAGCAGCCUAAUUUAAACAAUUGGGAACUACAGUAGAGGGGCUUCCCUGAGGAUCCUAGCUUACAAAUUAUGCAAGUGAACACAACUAGUUUGUGAAUGAUGCUUUUGCAACAGGGGGUGGGGGGAAGCCCCUCUCCCCAGACAAAGGUGGCUUGAUGUGUUACAGUUGAUUCAUUCUCCGCCUUUUUUUUUUGUUUUAACAUGAAGCAUUCUUGGCCACCUGAUUACUUCUCUGUUUUUUUUAAAGGCCACUCCAUGUCCAAAAGAACCAAAUAAAGAGAUGAUUAAUGAUGGAGCUUCAUGGACAAUCAUUAGCACAGAUAAAGCAGAGUACACCUUUUAUGAGGGAAUGGGACCUGUCCACGCUCCAGUAACACCUGUGCCUGUUGUAGAAAGUCUCCAGGUGAGUUGAUGUCCCUGCACUCAUCUUGGGAUUUAGUUCACAUAGGUGCCACCUGACAUUAGCUUGCUAAGUUCAAGAGUUGACCUUCUGCGAGUGGUAGAACGGGAGUAGCUUGCAAAUUAUAACAACAGUAGUUGUGCUAGGGGCUGCACAGCGUCUUUUGCAAGUGCAAGACGCCCCUUGGCUUGGGCUGUGGUGCUACACUAAAAGCGCAGAAACUGAAGGUACAUUCUUUCACCUUUGGUGGACGUGCCCAAGGAUUAAGGCUUUCUGGGAGAUGAUUUAUAAUGAAAUAAAAAAGGUAUUUAAAUAUACCUUUCUGAAGAAACCAGAGGCCUUUCUUCUUUGCAUUGUCGGCCAAUUGGUGCCAAAGAAGGACAGACCCUUUUUAUGUAUGCUACAACAGCAGCAAGAAUACUCAUUGCAAAGUAUUGGAAGACACAAGAUCUACCCACUCUGGAAGAAUGGCAGAUGAAGGUGAUUGACUACAUGGAACUGGCGGAAAUGACUGGCAGAAUCCGAGACCAGGGAGAAGAGUCGGUGAAAGAAGACUGGAAGAAAUUUAAAGACUAUUUACAGAAAUAUUGUAAAAUUAAGGAAUUUUAGAAGGAUGUUGGAUAGAAACUAAGAGCUUUUUAGCUGUAAUGCCUUAAGAAAUAUGAAAAAAGGCUUACAAUUGGGCAAAAGUUUAAUGGUAAGGAUUUGCUGAACUAACAAACUGAACUGGAAUACAAAAAAGGGAGGUAUGAGGAGGUCCGGGGAAAUAAGUCUAGAGAAGAUAGGUUUGGAAAAUUAAUGUCUUUUUAACUGUUUUAUUUUGUAUGUUUCUUUUUUAUCUUUUACUUUUUUGUUCUAUUUUUAAAAUUUUUACUCUUUUUUCUGUAUUUUGUAUUUCUUCUAUUUUUUGAAACUUUAAUAAAUAUCAUUUAAAAAUAAAAUAAAAUAAAAUAAAAGCGGGGCUAGCAGAAUAGAAAGGUGGUUAGCACAGUUUGGCUGCCACCGCUGGUUAUCACACGUAACCAUUUUGCUUCUUGCUUCUUGAUUGCAUUAAUCUAACAAGUCUAAUUGGUACUUCAGCUAACUUGGUCUCAAAAACGUUGCCUCAAAAUGCACAUAGCUGCAUUUUGUGCAUUUCUCGAGUGAUUUGUGCACUUCUCACAAGUAUCUGAUAAGUUUAUAUCUCAUUUCCCCCCCCCAACCCCUAGUUGAAUGGAGGAGGGGAUGUAGCAAUGUUGGAACUUACUGGACAGAACUUCACUCCAAAUUUACGCGUCUGGUUUGGAGAUGUGGAAGCGGAAACAAUGUACAGGUACGGUAUCACACUUAACAAUAUUUCUUUUCACACAUCAAGUUCAGAAUGUGUGUUGGUUUUUUUGUGUGGACUCUAAAGAUAAGUCUGCCAUCUGUUUAGGUAAGUGUGAGAGUUAAUUAACCACUUAGCCUUGAAUAAUAUAUCAAUUUUAAAUUAACUUGCAUAUUACCAAAACUUCAAUAUAGGUGCCUGCUUUUGAAGUAAAUUACAAUUUAGGAGGCCAUCUUUCCAACAUUCUUUUCCAUUUCCCAUUACACUAGCAAACAGGGAACCAAAAAUGCUUUUAUCUUUCAUCAUGCCACUUAAAAUUUUGCCCAAAGCAUCGUUUAUCUGUUUGAAAUACUUUUAUACCGCCUUUUCUGACAAAGUCCUUUCAAGGCCCUUAAAAAAGACAAGUUAGCUUCAUAUUCAUAGCAAGAAUGGUGGUGUUCCCGAUAAUUUACAAUACAAUCCAUUGGUCCUCAGUGAUCAUCCUUUUCCAUGCAUACUGGUAAUCUGUACAGCCAUGCCAACCCACCAAAGUUUUCCCAGCAAAUACACCUUCCCCAAAGCGAAUUAAUUAAUUAAUUAAUUAAUUAAUUCAGUUUGGGGAAAGGUAUAUCAGUUAAAUAAACUGAUACUUUCUGGACUCAUAGGGCUUUGUUAGUGGUGAAUAACUUUUGUUUGGAGAAGCAACUGGCAACUGUUGGAAACAACUGCUGGAAUUUUUAUUUUAAGGGGGUGUUUUUUUGGGGGGGGGAGUUUGACUCCGGUCCCUUGCUCCACAGUACAAGCAAAGCCAGAACAAAUUAAGGGGGGAACUUUUUUUCCUGCAAUUUCUCUUACAGAGAAUGAAAUAAAAAAAGAUCUGUUAGUUAUGUAUAAUGUAUGGUGAUUGCAGAAUCAAUUUUUUCCUGUUAGAGAAUUUAGAUUGCCUGGGUUCAGAAUUUUUUUUUUUUUUACUUCGUAUGGAGUAUCCACAACUUUGCACAUUCUUUCUUGGCAAUAAAAGUGUUGGUCAGCUAAUGCUCUCUCUCUCUCUCUCUCUCUCUUAAUAUUUAUUUAUAAUUUUUAAAAGUGGCUGAGGAAACCCAGCCAAAUGUGCAGGGUAUAAAUAAUAAAAUAACAAUAAUUAUUACAAAUUUAAUACAAAAUACGCACUUCCCUAUUAAUAUUCAGUUACCAUUUGACUUGCCCUCAAUGGUUUCCCCAUAAUUUCUGAUGCUGCUGCAUAUUUUGAUUUUUCUAUGCCCUAUCCUUUCUGCUUAUUUUCAGGCACGUAGUUCCUGCUGUUUUUCAUUCAAAUCCCACUUGCAAUUUCCACAAGUAUACAAUCACUCUUUAAAUACAGUGGUACCUUGGGUUAAGUACUUAAUUUGUUCCGAAGGUCCGUUCUUAACCUGAAACUGUUCUUUACCUGAAGCACCACUUUAGCUAAUGGGGUCUCCCGCUGCCGCCGCGCCGCUGGAGCACGAUUUCUGUUCUCAUCCUGAAGCAAAGUUCUUAACCCGAGGUACUAUUUCUGGGUUAGCAGAGUCUGUAACCUGAAGCGUAUGUAACCUGAGGUACCACUGUAUUCUACAAAAGGUUUCCCAUCCUCCUUAAAGGCUGCCUCGAUCCCUAAUUUCCAUAGCUGAAUUUGCCAGUUCUGCAUAUUCCGACAGCUAACGUCUCUUCCCUCUUCCCCAGGUGUGCAGAGAGCAUGCUGUGUGUCGUUCCUGACAUUUCCGCAUUCCGGGAAGGCUGGAGGUGGGUCCGCCAGCCGGUCCAAGUCCCAGUCACAUUGGUGCGCAAUGAUGGCAUAAUCUACUCUACCAGCCUUACAUUUACCUACACGCCAGAGCCAGGGCCCCGACCCCACUGUAGUGCCGCUGGAGCAAUCCUCAGAGCCAACUCCAGUCUCCUGGCAUCCAACGAAACAAACACAAACAGCGAGGGAAGCUACACAAACGUCAGCACAAAUCCAACCAACGUCACAUCAUCCACGGCAACAGUAGUUUCCUAACCACUGCUCUUUUAUGUGGAACUUCUAAAAAAAAAAAAAAACUUAAGUGCUUCGAACAAUGAAACUGAACAACUUUUGUGGUUUCCCGGUGGGGUGGAAAAACCUCUUCACUGCUCUUUGAACUUCUUUCACCUACAAGUGCUGAUCUCAGUAGAAGCCACAACUAAAAAAUCGCGGGGAGGAAAGGCCCAUUUCUAUUCAUACUCAAAAUCUAUUUUUAGUUGUCUCUUUUAAAAAUGGGUUCAAAACUAAAAAAAAUAAAAUAAAAGUGGCUGGGAUACAAGUUGAACUCGGAAACAUGGACAUAACAUAGUUUUUAUGGACCAAGGAAACGCUUUAGUAUAAAAGGUACAUUUUCACCAUACCUUUUUGUAUCACAACAUAUAGUAUGCUUUUGUUACCAAAUAGUUUAUAUAUUAUUUUUUUUCCUCUGAGCGUUUGCUCUGAAGUAUACUCAGGUUCCAAGCCUGACCAUUCUUGUAUAAUCACCAUACUCUUCCAGUUUUUAAAAAAUAUAUAUAUUUUUGGUCUGUGGCUGGAACUUGCAUUUUUUUAAACUGAAGUCUUGUGACUUUUUAUGAACUGAUUUUUUUUUAUUUUCACCAAGUAGAACCUUGUAAAGGCCAGCAUAUUUUUUUUAAGAUGAUAUGAAGUUUGUGCAAAAGCUUUAAAAAAAAUGCCUCUGCCUUGCCUGCAAUACAUGCAAUGUAUGUUAACUUUAGAGCUCCUCUUUCCGCCAUUGUGGACAGCUCUUUCUAUGUGUUCCUUUGUUAUGUAUUUAUAGUGUUGAUUCAUGAGGUUUUUUACAUUACAAAUGUGGCCUCGUGCAGUUUUUCUUAACUGCUCAUGCUACUGGCAUCUGUUGGGUGUUUCGGAGGGUUCUUCCUUUCACGGUCAAUACAUGCAUUCAGGUUGGCUUUUUUAUUUUUUGCUAAUCUUGUACAUAAUUUGCUAUUAAGUGUAAGUUAAAUGUGUGCGUGAUUCUUUUUUUUUUAAGUGAACUGUUCCCAAUAACUUCAUUUGGCAGCAUGUUUGUCUGUCUCUUUGGCAUAUGGCAACAUUCCCCCCCCCCCCCUUGAAGCAUUAGCCACAAACAGGAUUGGUCGGUGCAUCUCUUCCUUGCGAGUUGGGAGCCAUCACAAACCAGCGUGGCUAUAUCCUCAGACGUCAGGCCAACCUAAUGAGCUUCUUCUUUUGUAUGAUAUUACUUUCUUUGAGUGUGAAGUCAUUGUACAGUUAAAUGAUAGUACUUAGAAAUGGCUAAUUGCAAAAGCACUGAUAUGGACUACACUUCUUCCUUCCUUUUCUCCGUUGCCAAUAAUCUACUGCAAGGUUCAUAUCUUUCCCCGAUUGCACGUUAAUGGAGGGCCAAUUGACACUACUGCUUCUCUCCAAAGUCCUUUUCCAAAGCUUCUUGUGGAACGCUCCAUAGGGACUUUUGUGACCAGGGCCAGGAUCUUAAAUACCUGUUCAUGUGUUGAAAGCAACAGGAGAUGGAGUCCCACAGGGAUCCUUGUCUUUGCUGAGAUAGGCUAAUGUGGCUACCACUCUGGAAAGUGUGCAUGCGCAGUAUUUCUGCACCCUCAAUAGGGAGGCAGCGGGUAUCCCUUUCUGUCUGCAUCAAACAUGCCACAUCAGAGCCUGUCCUAACCUUUAGGAGCAGCUUUUGAGAGGACCAAAAGUUGCUCAGGAAGGAGGGGACGAAAAGCCCCAGGCUUAUAUGGCCACAGGGUUUCCCCCUGCCAUCAUAUGCCUGGGAAUCCUUGUGAUUGAGGUUUAUUGGAUGAAGAUUUGUUGGGCUGAGGUGGCGAAGAAGACCCAGUACAUAGUAGACCCAGUCACAAGCCUUUCUGCCCACGGCUAGGAUUUCCAAGCCCCACUAGUGGGAGUGGAGAAGUGGUUGAUCUUGAGUUGCACUAGUUGGAUAUUGGUGGUACUUAAAUUUGGAAGUUGUCGUGUCUUAUCUCUCUACCCCACCCACACUUUGAUGGGUUGAGUUGAAGCGAUUUCUCUUUUGAUUUGUUGCACGCACAGAAGUACCGUUACACUUCCUAGGAUAUAGUCCUGGCGUGCAUUUCUCAUCCUCCCUCAAACUACGUUCUUCCAUAAACACAAGGGAAGUGUUUGGCUACACAAGUAAGCAAUGUUAGUGACUUCCACAUAGUCCUCAAGUUUAAUCAGCACUGUUACUUAUAUUUUGAGUAGAUUUUUUUCCACAUCAAGGCUGUAGUUUCUAAACCCAUCCAGUUAAAUCGGUGCCGCUGUCUUGAAAUGCGCUGUGUUGUCUUUUCGUACUGUGUAACUUGCUCCCAACAACAUUGUCGCAAGCCGUUGGUUCUUAAUACUUAGCCAGUUACUGCCUCUCCUCAUCUCUCUCUCUCUCUCUUUUUUAGUGACCAAGGGCAGGAUUCACUGUGGCCUUAUCUCUGGCUGUUUACUGGCAUUUACUUGCAAGCCUGUAUACGUUGUCUGUUCUUAAUUUUCUCCCGGUUGUAAUGUAGUGCAAAUUGCUUCAUGGUGUGUGCUGAAGAGGUAUUGACGUACGCAGCGCUGUUCGCUCACGGACUUCAGGCUUUUUGCUGAAUGUGUUUGGGAUCAACACAUGCUAGUGUUUGAGGUUUUCAGAAAAAUCAAAACUAAUAAUUGCAUACACAGUUGAUAACUGUUACCAGCUUAUCUGCUUUCACAGUACCCCGGGUGUCGUCAUUUUUGCAUAUAGCUGCAUCUCAUCCUUUUAAAUCUCUUUGCCCUGCGUUGCCCAAAUGGCAUAUAUCCAAUAUUUGUAUCUCUUAAGGAAUUGAACUGAAGGAAUUAUAUCUACUUUUUGCCUUUCUCUCUACACUACAGGAUAGUGAGAGAGUGGUUUUUUUGGGGGGGAGAGAUAAAUUCACUUUUAAGCAGUACCUUGUAACCUUAGGACACUUGGCUUUUGUAACCUUUUUUUUCUGGACUAGCUGUCCUGUUAUCUUCAGGUAGGAAAAUUGGUAUAUUGGAAAUAGUCUUCCAGACUAAAAUUAGAAAUAAUCUUUCAUUGCUCUGAGUACGUUUUAUUUUCUAAAUCUCUUUAGCUGAUGGAUGGAUCCUUAUUUUUUCAUAAAUGGGUUUGGCUGUUCAACUUCCAUAACGUAGUGAGCUAAAUUUGCCUGCUAAUGUGCAGUACUGGGGGGGGGGGGGUGGAAUGAAACUGCGGUCUACAAAAUGCUUUCGGAAUAAGGUCACUGGCCUAAACAGGGCUACCUCAGAAUAACCAGUCAAAAUGAUCAUAGCUGGCAUAAGAGUGUUAUGCUAUAGUCUUUGAACCCUGUUAAGGGCCAUGUUAUACAAUCAGAAUAUAAUUUUUCUGACCUCACUACUAUAGGUGGAAGGGACUGUUUUGGCUUUUAAAUACCUUAAGUCCCUAUAAAACCAGCUUAUGGAGGGGAGAGGAUUCAGCCUUUUCCCAUGCUAAUACUAAAUUUCUGCAUUCAAGGAGUUCUCCACCCUCUGUGGCAGCAUUCAGACAUGCAGUCCUUCCCUCUUGUAGUGGAACAUCGCAGAAAUAUGACUUGGUUUUCUAACCUGGUCCUUAUUCUUGCAUCUUUGGGGAGGAUAAGUAACAUUUUUGAGUUGAUUCAGACCACUUUUUAAAUUGCUUUAAAUUGCUUUCCGAACAAUGUGAGAGAGCAAGCAGUAUGCUCUGUUUUGUAUGGAAAAAGUAGCUCAGUGCUGAGUGCUGCUGUUACAUGUUAGGUCACCGUUAAACCUUCCGGAACAUAUUUUCUACAGGUCAGUCUCGAGGGGUUGUACAAGUCGUCUGCAAAUCUCUCGAUACAUCUCUUAAGUAGAAUGUGUUUGAUUGCACCUCCGACACUAGCGCAACCCGUUUCAGACCAAAUAGCUUCAUAGCGGCUUCCAUUCUGAAACAAAACACUUAACUUAUGAAUCAUGGCAUUUAUUUUUUCUUUAGAAAACCGGUUUAUGUGAGUGUAGAGUGUCUGUACUUUUCCUGUGCCAGGUGUUUUAACUUGUUUUCAAACACUGUAAAUGUGGGGUUGGGUGGCAGCUUGGCGUUAGAAGCAAAAUUUGGGUUUCCCUAAACGCCUUUGGGACUGAGGUUUUUCUCUCUCUGUGGAAACUACAGUACUGAGCAGCUGUUCCAACAUCGUGAAUGUGUGCCCCCCCAAUAUUCUGUUCUGUUUUGUGGAGCUUUAUAUGAUACUCUUCUUAUGUUGUAUUGUGCUUUUGGAAUUAGAGCAUCACCACAAACAGGACAUUCAGCAUCCUGGAAGGAGAGAGAUUUGUUCACAGCUCAUGUCUACUUGGAAAUCUGUUUAUACACGUGUGCAUUUAGAAGUGAGUUGGGAGUUUCUUCUCGCUGUGAAUGAAAUUGGCAUUUUGUGCACCCUUCCUCAGUCAAAGCCCCGUAGAUAACCCUCUCCCAGCUUCCUACUGACCUGCACUGCAGCCAAACACUCCAUGUGUCAAACUCCUUCAUCCUCUGGCUGAAGGCAUCGGUGCAUUCCCCGCAAUGCCCUUCAUGUUCUUUCAACGUUAUGCGUAGAAUGUCAGAACUUCUCUGGUGCUUGUUUGUGGCUCUCUGCUAAGAAGCCAUUUGUUCUGGCAGCAAUCUCUUGACGUUGGCUGCUGUUAAGAGUUUUUGUACGGCUGAGGAACAGAUACAUCAGUAGACAGGAAGAGCACAGUUUUCCCUAGAUGGGGAAUGCAGUCUUAAAGUAAACAGUUUGGGCUGCAAGCACGCAUCGGUAGUAAAGCCCCUGUUGAUAAAAUUGAGUAAAAUUGCAUAUGAUUGAGGGAAUGGGGAAUUCACAAGACAAAACAUUGGUGGCAGGCCUCUUGUGGCGAUGUUUAUCUGUAUGUGUGUAUGUGCCCAUUCAGUCCUCAAAAGGGUUUUAUUUUGCAAACCGUGCACCUGUAAAACUUGGUAGCAAUAAGAUAGAAGGCUGAUCAAGUCUUUGCUAUACCUUUUGUAGGAAAACGAAUCUGCUCAGAUUUUAUAAUUCAUCAGUUAAACUUAAAGCCUGCAAAUAAUCAGCAGUUUCCAGGAAUAAAUAAAAGUGAAAUGUAUGCCACAUCAAGUGUGUUGUCACAUGUACAGAGUGUGUAAUUAGCUCGUUCAAUAUUUGAUUUUACAACGUUUCACUCAACUGUGUCAAAAUUAAAUUUAAUGUUCUGUUACUCUUCCUGUGACUAAUUAAUCAAAAAAGAUGUAUGACACUGAGAUGAUUGCAAACUUGUUAAAAUUUGGGUGUGCUGCUGCACACAAGGGAUUGGUUGACAGUGAAGUCAUCUGUGUAACCAGAAGAGCAGAACAUACCCAUGCAAGAAGUCAACUCUGUGAGGAACUGCACUCUGGACUCCACUCAAACUGGAUAUGGAAUCUCUUUUCAUACAGCUUGUAAAAAAUUGCAGAAGUUAGACAAGACUGUUUUUUUAUUCAAAUACUGUAAAUAUGAACUAGUUCACUUUUUGAUAUUAUUUAUUAAAUAAGGAAAAAACAAA